Messenger RNA from Podarcis lilfordi (Lilford's wall lizard), 96967 nucleotides. Lineage: Eukaryota; Metazoa; Chordata; Lepidosauria; Squamata; Lacertidae. The record is from the annotation of a GenBank genome assembly.
GUGCGUGCGCCGGGAGACGCCUCCUCCUCCUCCUCCUCCUCCCCCUCCCUCUCCCUCCCCUCAGAGGAUAAGCGGCCGCCGGUGCUGAAUGAGAGCGGCUGAAGCGAGCGGGCUGAGGCGGGCGAGGAAGGGAGGGAGGCGACGGCGGCGGCUAAGCUCGGGCCGGGCAGCUCGGCUUCCUCGCCGCGUCCCGCGUUCGCUCUGCCCGCUCCUCUCGCGUCUCGUCAGCAGGUGAGUCGAGGGCGGCGGCGGAGGCGGCAGCUUCUCGGGCACCGGCGGCGUGUGGGCGAGCAGCGCCUUCCCUCAGCCGGCCCCGGGGGCGCCUCGCCGAGGCCCGCAGGGAUGGCCAGGCGGCUGCUGCCGACGCCCACGGCUCCGGCGGCGCCCGCCCUCCUCCUCCUCCUCCUCUCCGUCCCCUUUCGCCUCCAUGCCGGGCGGGGGUCUCCUUCCCGCCGAGCCCGGGAAGUCUUCCUUCCUCGCCGCGCCUCCAUUGAACUCCUCCAUUGGGUUCCAGUCAACUCCCUUUCCUGUGGUCGCGCCCCCCCCCCUCCGGCUCCAUUGAACGCCUCUCUGUCACCCACCCACCCAUUAUUUGCCCAGCGAGCGCAUGCUCUUCUUGCAACGCCUCGGGGGGCGGGGGCGGCGAAGAAGAAGAAGAAGAGGGUGGUUGGGGUCUUUGAGGAACUUUCCCCGCCUUGCUUGGCAUCUUGUGUUUCGUAUCUGACUUGACCACAUUGCCAAGUUUAUUCGAGCUCUCUCUCCCAUCAGCUGCACAGAUACAAGUCCAGAGCGAGUGUUGAGUCGCUUACUUUGCAUGGCUAGGUGAAGCCUGAUCAAGCUAAAAUGGUCACAGCAAAGGCUGCCUAGGGCUUGGGACUCGUCAAACUCCAAUUUAGGGUUAUAUUGGCAAAUUCUUGGUUCAGUUCUGUGUGCUUUUCUACUCUAUGUACUGUCACGUUGGGCGGGUUGUUGGCCUUGCUGAGUUUGGCCAAAAAUCUAAUGCAACCAAGAGUCUUCUUUUCUAUGUACUGAGGAUGCAUGUGUAAAAUAAACACACUUGUGCAUUCUACCUACUCACUCACCCACCCAGCCACCCUAAACCCAUUUAGGUGCCUUGUCAUGCAUCUGUUAAACUGGACUCUGGCCUAUGAAAUUUUAGGCCAGAAUGAAUUGAUUUGCCUUUAAGAUGCCGGAGGAAUCUCUUACCCAUAUUCUGUUGCUGUUUUCCUUGCUUUGUUUUGGAGCAGGGUUAGAACUUGCCUUCCCUUAAUUUGUGUUUAAUUAAAGCAUACAUGUGCAUGCCUGGAGCUUUCUCUAUUCUACAUGGACUAGCAGGCUUUCUAGUUCUCCCCUCUCCUUACCAUGAGACAUUGUCAUUCCUAUUCCGGAGCUUGAGGUGAGUCACAACUCUAUCAUCCGUGUUAACUAUGUAGGAGGUGAGGGGUUUGGAUAUGUCAUGAUAGGCGUGCAGCCUCCAUCCAACCCGCCAUGGAAAAAUUGACCAAAAGAGUAUUGCCAUGCCUUUCAAAGGCAGAGUAACUAGUGGGAUUUAGAAGCCAUUCCAAUUUCUCUAAGCUAUUUGCUGUGCGGUAGCUAUUUUUACUAGAGGAUAAUUUUGAAUAAGAAGUGGCAAAUGGUCAAUCCCUGCUCAGUUGCUGUCUUGUCAGAGUGCACUUGUAGUACAUUCGGUGCACUUGCCUUCAAGUGCUCCUUCUGCUUCUAUUUUGGCAACUGUGGGGUCUUCGUUGUAUUACUGAGGGUUGGAUUUGUUGCAGAGACCACAAGUUGCUAAUAUGUAAAAGACAGCUGUAGCUGUAGUCUCAGGUAAAUAGAAAAGAGAGAACAAUUAUAUAUUUUUUGAACUAGCUUCUGAUUGUUUAAUAAGUUUUGGAGUUAUGUUUUGCAAUAGGGAAUUCUAAACAAAUUUCCCACAGGAGCUUCCUUGAUUUGGUGCCUUGACACCUUGCUUUUGAAGUGUAGGACACAAAACACCAGGUGAAAACAAUAUGUUGCACUUGAUUUGGCACAUACCUAUACUGAAGAAAUUGCCUCCACUUAAUUUUGAUUCACCUCAUUUUGCCAAGUAGAUUACCAGGUGGAGCCUUGUUCACUCUGGCUACCAUACAGCUUUUUAGGUCAGUUGUCCUUAACUGGUACUGGAGAGAUCCCAAAAUACCUUGUAGAACACCUUGCUUCGCCAACGAAAGUAUCACCAUUUUGUUUUUUCUCUGCAUAACUUGCACAGUAGAAGAGCAAGAGGGCCUGUUGGAACAGAAGCCAUGUUUGGUUCUGCGCUUUUUGUGUGUGGGUUGUCUGGUUGGUUAUACAGGCAGCACAGCAUGAAAAUGAGCACUCUCAAAAUACAGCGCAACUAACUAUUAGUGGGUUUUUGCACACCCCGUUCCCAUGAGUAUUGCUUUAUUAUUUUGGUAUUUUUUAAUGGAAUUUAUAUGAAAUAUCAAUGUAUUAUAUGAUUCCCCCCUCCCCUGGUAUUGUGUGUAUAUAUAUUCUUUUUCUCUCAGAUGCUUGGAGACCUCCAGGUGACAAGCAACUAAUAAGUCUAAUAAAUGAAAUGUAGUGGAGCUGAGCAGCUACAGAGAGCAAUGGAGAUAAUGGAGGCUCUUCAGACAUUAGCAGUAGUUCUGAAGGCUGAAGAUUAGCCCACUAGACCUCUAUCUUUCACACAAUAAGCAGGAUGUGUGAAGUAUGGGAGGGCAGUGGCUUCUCCUCAAGCAUGUGCUCUUUAAUGCACCGGAGUGAUAAGCUUGAAUUUCCUGAAUUUCAGUGCAUGUGUCAGGACAGAGCGUCGUUUUAAAAAAAAUAUGCUGUAGACCUUUCAGUAAAAUAUUCCCAGAGUGACAUUACUUUUAGUGAUUGAAUACAGAACCACAAAAUAAUAGUUAUUCCAUAUUAAAUAAUACAGAAUAAUGGAAUGUGGUUCUGUGUAGGUGCCGUUUAUAUUUUCUUUUUUCUCACUUGGUGAUUGUGUUACUGUGUGUGAAUAGCGGUAAGGGUGUAAAAAUUCUACCCACAGCAGUGGAAGUGUUUUUAACAGAACUCCUUCUCCCAGUAUAGAGUGAGAAAUACAUUACCGUACUUACAGGAUAGAAAACAAAAUUCAGCAUGGAUGAGAACUGGUGAUGUGUGCUUUCAGUGAUGAUUAUAUGUACCGUAUGUAUUGGGUGCCUGAGGUGAAUGAACAGGUUUGAACAUACCACUAUAGGGAAAACUGCAUCAAUUGAAACUUGCAUCAGUGGAACUUGCAUCUUUGUGUGGGAUUAUUGGGGCUUGUGCUUUUGUGACUGGGAUCAUGAGGCACAUGCAAAAUAUAUCUGGGUUUGGAUUAAAGUAUCCUUAUUUGAGAACCUGGUGCAGCUCCCUCCCUCUGUGGGAAAGGCACCAGGAAUUGCCACCCACCUGCAUAUUGGCACAGGUAGACAAAAGAACCUUCUCUUUCUGUUCAGACUGGUAAGGUAAAGGACCCCUGGACUGUUAAGUCCUGUCAAAGGUGGCUGUGGGGUUGCAGUGCUCAUCUCGCUUUCAGACCAAGGGAGCCGGCUUUUGUCCGCAGACAGCUUUCCGGGUCAUGAAGCAGGUGCACCAGGGUUACAGUUCUGACAGCGAAGAAAAAAGCGUGGAUGAUAAUGGAAACUAGAGCUCGGGGCCAGUUUCAGUGUCAUCAUCCACCCCUUCCCAUACUGUGACUAGGAAAAGAUGCUGAGGAGCUGUUACCUAGUGCUUUUGAAAAGCAGAGAUCAGCCAGGUUGGAGAGAAUUGAAGUUGUGCAAAUGCCUGUGCCUCAUCGAAAGGGGGAAAGGCUACUACUGGGGAAUUUGGAUCACUGUGUUUCCACUAGAAGCAGCAAGCAGCUUGCAUAGUGGGCAAAGAAACAUUCAUUGGAGUAGUGCCUUUGGGCAUGACCCCCAAAUCUGCCAUUCAUUGCUGCUGUCUCAGGAAAGGCAUUCUUCUGCAAAGGGCAUCAGUUUCCACAUUAAGUGACCACCAUGGCAGGAGUGCUGCUGCUCAUGUUGGCUUGUCUUCACUGACAAUGCUACGUAAUGGCAUCAUUGAACCAGUGCUUCCCAUGAUCACUACUGCUUCAAAACUCUCCUCCCAUGCUGUCUUCCAUGGCCUCUUGGUCUACAUUCCCCUUUUGUUUUGGUUCAGUCCUCCUGUUGUCUCCUAACUCUUAGUCUGUCUACACCAGCACAACCAGCCAGUCUUGCAAACCUCACAGAUCACAGGGGGCUGAGAAUGGUGCAUUUUAAAAACUAGCAGGGUGGUGGAGUGUGUGUAAAUAUUGAGCUGAACUGGGGUAUUUGAAUUCUUAACAAUUUGGUACUAAAUUUGCAGUUCCAGUUCUAAUAUAAAUACAGAAAUGACUUUCUCUCCAUUCUCCUGUUAGCAUCUUUAACACAAUCAGUUCACAGAACUUCACCCUUAAUUCUGAAGCGGGUUUCAUGGUUCAAAUUGAGAGGUAUAAAUAAGAUGUGACUAUUUGGAGAAUAUGAUGUUGAAAGAGGACUGUACAGUAUGCAACUGAUUGAUGCUGCACCAUAAUAGUAGAAUAUUCUAGUUUGGUUGCAAUAACCAACCACCGUUGGAAAGAGAGCUAUAGGAUUUACAUUGUUCUUAACGUAGCUCUGAAAAGUUUGUACAGAAGGGAUGAGCUCUGUGAGUGUGUAUGUAUGUGAUUGUAUAAAGUUGUGUCAACACAAGAAUGGGUUAUCAAGAGGCAUGGCCUCCUAAGGCACUGGACUCCCAUCAUCCCAAGCCAGUCUGGGUCAGGGAUGAUGGGAGUUGGGAGACCCGCAACAUCUUGAGAGCCACAGGUUUCCCACUCCUGCCCUAAAGUAAGAUUAUGGUUCAAAAUAUAUACCAUAUUUUUCGCUCUAUAAGACGCACCAGACCACAAGAUGCGCCUAGUUUUUGGAGGAGGAAAACAAGAAAAAAAAUAUUCUGAAUCUCAGAAGCCAGAACAGCAAGAGGGAUCGCUGUGCAGUGAAAGCAGCAAUCCCUCUUGCUGUUCUGGCUUCUGGGAUAGCUGUGCAGCCUGCAUUCGCUCCAUAGGACGCACACACAUUUCCCCUUACUUUUUAGGAGGGAAAAAGUGAGUCUUAUAGAGCAGAAAAUACGGUAAUUGGUUUGUAUGUUUACUUCAUCAAAUACAAAUUGUCAGUGUAAGCUAGCCUGACAAUUUAAGGUGUUGGCAUUGUUGGGAAAGAAGUUAUUUAUACCCCCAAUUUAAACAAUGUUUUAUGGCAUAAGUCAACUUGGUGCCAUUCAUAUGUUUUAGACUUGAACUUCCAUAAGCCCCAGCCAGCACACAGCACAUUGAAUUGGACAGGAAGCUAAGAGGUUUACAAUCUGUAGAAACCCAAUAGGGCUAAAUGAUGAUAAACAUUUACCUCUGGGGGGCACUGCUUUCUAGGACAAAGUGGUGAUUGACACUUGGAUACAACCUUUGCUCUUUAAUGUUUAAAAUUGCCAUUCUACAUGUAAAUAAGGUUUGCUUUUGGGAGAUAGGAGGUACAUUUGAACAGACAAUGUCCUUGAUUUAGCCCAUUCUAAUCAGAGUAUCAGGGGAUUUAAUUUCCACUUAAAGUGAAAGUACAAAGUCAGGGUUAACAAAUAUCCAGACCAUAAGAAAUAAAUGCUGUGUUAAUUUAAUAGCUGAUAAGUUGCUGUAGGGCAGUGUUUCCAUGGAGGAGCCUUUUGUAACGUGUACUUUCACUUUCUAAACACUUCUUACUGGUCUGAGAGAGUAAGUUGAUUUUCUAAGGAAAAGUAUGUCAAGCCUCGAGUGCUCACUGAGCUGUGAUACUGUAAUUGAAAUUAAUAACUUCCUAUAAUGUCAUCGACUGUGUUUUAUUGUAUCACUUCCAAAACAACAAAUCCAGAAAAAAAUUGGAGAAUCUGAGGAGAUGAGUAUUCAUGUAUGUGUACUUUUUGGAAGGAGACAUUUCUGUGAUGCCAAAGGUAUAAUUAUGAAAGAUGGAGAUAGUACAUAAGCUAAUCUUUGUUUUCAUGGAUACCAGUGCAGACUAUAAGAUUUCAACUGCCUCCAUAGUUUUCAGAGGCAGAGGGAGGAUUUUUUUUCUUCCCCAUUAACCUUUUAAUUUCUUGCUGGUUGUAAGACGGAAUGUAGUAGGUCCCCUUUGCAACCUAGUCUUUGUUACCACAAUGCAUUUCCUGACAUAGAAAAGGCAAUAUGUGUUUGAACGGUCACAUCUUUUCCUCUUCUGCCUUGUCCAGUGUGGUUUCUAUAAUCUUUAUUCCUUUGGAGUAUUUGUUUUCUUAGUUCUUAUUUGUUUUCUUAGUUCUUCACCUCAUUGGGAAGCAUUGUUUUUCCACAGACUUUAUGAAAGUAAGGACUUCUAUAUCAUGAUUGUGCAGGAAAUUAAUUAGAAUUUGCCAGUGCCCCAUAAGAAUUGAGAGAUUAUAGAAGUACUCAUUAGAUCUAAGAUUCUAGCCUUGCUGACCUAAAGGGGGAACUGUCCUAUUUUUGCCCUGAAUCAAGUAGGCAGUAUCUAGGUCUAGCUGUAAAUAUCCUGAACCAGUUCUUCAAACAAACAAACAAACAAACAAACAAACAAAAACAAACAACGGGGUGUGUGUGUGUGUGUGUGUGUGUGUGUGUGUGUAUAUAUAUAUAUAUAUGGAAUGCCUAAGGGAUCCCAGGAACAUAAAAUAGAUUGGAUAUCCUUCUCUGACAUUGCACUCUUCCCUGCCCUCCACUGUCACAGAAACCCCUGAAGACCUGACCUGGCACCUGAGCUCUGACAUCACGAGCCAAAAAGAGCAUCCUUGGGAUGACUUGGAAGCAGCUUGGAUCUGAAGCUGUCCCAAUACCCUGGUAUACCCCUAAAACAAAAUUUAGACCAGUAAUUUACUUCUAAUUGAGAAGUAAAUUACUGGUCUAAAUGGGAAAUGUUUAAAGAGAAAAUGAAGAUGGAGUCCAAGAAUGCUAUCCCAACAUAACUGCAUAUUGUUGCGUGACAACAUGGCAUCAGAAAUCACCCUGUGUUCUGGUGGCUUGCUAUUUUUAUCCAGCAAUGUAUGUUGUUGUAUGUGUUUAUGCACUUCUCUUCAGAGUAGAGAACAAACACAGUUGAGGGAGUCCAAGUGCAUGUGCAAAUUCACCAUUAGCUUGUAUCCAGGUGGGAGUUAGUGUUUGCUUUGCAUAGACAUCUUGAUUCAAGUUAGAGUGGAUUAUUGGCUCUGUAAGAAGUAUUUUGCUCCACCUGAUCUGUCAACGUGUCUUUUUCUUUGACUCACCAGGGUGCAGUGACAGUUCUAGACAGAAAAACAAAAGUGAGGUAGAUCUCCAAAGAUGUUGUGGAUUAGUUCAUUUCUCAGAAUUUUUUUAUUGUUAUGGAAAAGGAUGAAUUGAUCCACAGAAAAAUGAUCCACAAAUAAUCCAUUAAGCAAAUAAAACAAUAAAUAUCAUCUGAUAUAGUACAUUGCUUGAGAAAAAUAAGAAUAUAGGCAACGUUCUUAAUUUUACAAAACUAAUCAACUGUAGGACUGAGCAUGAUUCUGUUCUUUAUCAUUCCAGUAUAUAAUGAACAUAUACUUUUAUGCAAUAAAGCUUUUAUUACUCCAUCUGCUCUCUUUUCUUAAUAAUAAGCUUAAGUAUAUGCAUCUCAUUGCAGAUUAUUUAUUUAUUGCAUUCAUAUCCUAACUUUUCUCCAAGGAACUCAUGGUGUCAUACAGUUAUCUCCCUCUUCAUUUAAUCGCCACAAGGUUAGGCUGUGAGGCAGUGACUGGCUCAAGUGACCCAGUGAGCUUCCUUGCUGUGUGUGGAUUCAAACUCUGGUCUCCCAGGUACAGUACUAGUCCCACACCCUAAACAUCUAAACCUCCAUGAUGAAACUCUGUCUCUGUUUAGUAGCUAAUUGGCAUUUUAGCUGUUGCUUGUAGAUGGAUAAUCAUCCUUCUGCAUCCCAUGUAUUAUAUUGCCAGAUCACGCAACUAUUGUGCCAGAUGCCACUGUAUCCUAUCAGUUCUCUAAUACUCUAAAAUUACUUCCCAGUACCCCUUUGAUUAUUCACACAGCCCCCAGAAUAUGUGCAAUAUCUCCUCUUGUGUUUAUGCCCCUCCUACACCAUCACCUUCUCUGGGUAUAUUUGGAUUAAUCUGGGUGUUAAAUAACACCUUAGGUCCGGGGACUCUCUGGAUCAGAUUGGGAGUGGGUACAGCAAGGAGAAAGAGAACAGGAAGGGGAAGUCUCAUCUUGGGAGUAGAGGUCCAUUCACAUGAUGUUGGUUAUUGCCCAAGUUUUCUAUUGGAGCUAUAAAAGGUAAAGGACCCCUCACAGUUAAGUCCAGUCACGAACGACUCUGGGGUUGCGGCGCUCAUCUCGCUUUACAGGCCGAAGGAGCCAUUUGUCUGCAGACAGUUUUUCCGGGUCAUGACUAAGCCGCUUCUGGCAAAACUAGACCAGCGCACGGAAACACCGUUUACCUUCCUGCUGGAGCGGUACCUAUUUAUCUACUUGCACUUGACGUGCUUUCGAACUGCUAGGUUGGCAGGAGCAGGGACCGAGCAACGGGAGCUCACCCCGUCGUGGGGAUUCGAACUGCCGACCUUCUGAUUGGCGAGCCCAAGGCUCAGUGGUUUAGACCACAGUGCCAUUGGAGCUAUAGCCCACGUCUAUUUCCAUCUUUAUUACAUUUAUAUCCAGCAUUUCCUCCAAGAAGCUGAAGAUGGUGUGCAUGCUCCCUACCCAUUUUAUCCUCAUAAACAACUUUGUGAAGUAGAUUAGGCUAAAAGAUAACUGGUCUAAGUUCAACCAGAGCAGAAUUCACCUAAAGCAGUCAUGUCCAAAGUCCGUUUUGUGGGCCUAAUCCGGCCUGCUGGUCUGUUUAAUCUGGCCCCUGUGGCAGUUUAUUUCCCAGGGUAAUUUGGCCCUUAACUUCAUCAAAUCUGGCCCCCUUUGAAAAAAGUUUGGACACCUCUGACCUAAAGCGACCCAUCUGCUGUGCAGAAGGACUUCUGCUUACGCAACAGGGCUUUUUACUCCCCACAGCCACAACACCCCAUUAAAUUGGCUUGGAGUGGAGAACUCAAGAGUAGCAUGAGUGGGGAAGACACAGGGGGUUGUACAUCCACAAGCAUUUCAGCUUGCCCAGCGGAGUGAUUGCUUUAGCCUGAUGUUGCAAAAUUCUAUUUUCAUUCGCCUUGGUAAGAACUUUACCAACUAUCUAGUUACUUUAAUUUUAUUACUAUUUUGAACAUUUUCUUUGGGAGGCAUUUUGCUUCUCUGCUUCAUAUUAAUACAGUCAUACCUCGGGUUACAGACGCUUCAGGUUGCUUGUUUGCGGGUUGCGCACCACGCCGAACUCGGAAGUACUGGAACAGGUUACUUCUGGGUUUCAGUGCUUGCGCAUGUGCAGAAGUGCUGAAUCGCAACCCGCGCGUGCGCAGACACGGCACUGCGGGUUGCGAACGUGCCUCCCGCACAGAUCACGUUCGCAACCCGAGCGUCCACUGUACUACUACAUAUUUAGUUACGACUCUGAGUUAGGAAAUAGUACAGAGCUAGGUUUUCUUUAUACUAGACCAGGGAUGGGGAACCCUUUUCAGCCUUUGAGGGCCACAUGCCAGUGGUGGAAGGGGUUGGAGACAAAAGAGGACAGAGUAUCAGGUUUUUAAGGCUUGAUGUUUUUAUUAUGUUUUUAGAUAUGUUGUAAGCUGCCCAGAGUGGCUGGGGAAAAUCAGACAGAUGGGCGGGGUAUAAAUAAUAAAAUAUUAUUGUUAUUAUGAAUGUACAUUUUUCUUUGCACAGUAAGCUAGUUUCUGCACAGACACAGUCACUCACUCACUAUCUAUCCUCCAUCCAGGCAAGCAAAAUGCAUUAUCAAAGUUCAAGGACACAUUCCAGCAAGGCAAAAACACUCUAGGAUAGUUUUGCUGAGGUUCCUCAACCCUGUACUUGUUUUAGAUUGAUUUUCUGUUGCAUUGUUUUUUUUUAAUGUUACUGUUUCUUUUUGUACAGAAUCCACAGCAUUUUAAAUGUGCUGAUUAUGCCUUGUUUCAUUAUUGAAGCUUCAUUAUGCAUAAACCAGGUUGUCUCAUGAUUUAGCAUUGCAGCUAGAUAAUUUGCAUUUAUGGUUUUGAAAUCCUAAGCCUUCUGCUCUUUUUGGUUUGUAAAGUGUUUUUGGUGCUAUCCUUGGUCUUUUCCCAGACCAAAAGAAAUUACGGUAAAUAAGUUUUGCCAGUUGUUAAAAAUUUGGAAAGAUAUCAGCAGUGGAAUGAAUACAAGCAAAACCUUUGGAAGAACAUUCAGUUGUAAAGCUGGUAGUCAUCUAUCAAUAUCUUUGUCUUUUCAUAUAAACUGUCGUGGUUAAUUUUGACCAUGUAGUUUACAUUCUAAUAUAUCCUAAUUCCUAAAUAUGACAGAUCUUUGGAGAAUUAGAUAUUGUGUGAAAUCAUAUCUUAGCUUUUUGUAGGUAACCCCCCUCUCAUUACGAUUUUUAAAGGUUUACCUUGUAUCCUGAAGUAUUUCUGAAUUUGUAUUAUAAAGUUUCAGGUAAAAUGUUUCUGGGUUCAUUUAAUAACAGUAACCCUGGGGGAUGGGGUAGUUCAUAUUUGUCUUCGGCAUUCCGAGAAUUGUUUAUGAAAGAGAAAAAAUAAAAAAAUCGUAUAAUAAAGCUAUAAAAUAACAGCAUAGCACAGGAUAAAAACUCCAGUGAAUCAAAUUCUCUAACUUCCCCAGUAGCAAUUCAUAUGCUUUAAAAGUUUAGUGAAGAGAUCUCUUUCAACAACAUAAGAUGCUGGCAUUAGGAAGUCGUAUUUCUUUGGUAUUCAAGUUAUUAAGUUCAAAGGGCCAACUCAUACUUACACAGAAGUGGGGAAAGCAAAAGUAUGAGAAUCCUUGUGAAAAGGGGGCUCUUGGAUUUUUCUUAUGGUGACCUCUGAGAUGGAAAAAGGAGUUGCAAAUUCCUUUCACUUCUUUCCCUCCUUAAAUGUAAUGUCAGAACAAGCAUUUAGAGGCCCCAGUCUUGCAGACAGAAACUUUAGCUUUUCAGCCCCCACUCCCCUUUGCCUCUCUUUUGCUGAUUGGCUGCAACAAUUUCAGGAAGAAACCAUCGAGAGAAGGUGAAAUCCUACAGUAGAAAUGUUUCCAUAGGAAACAGUGGAAAUUGUGGACUCGUUAUGCAAACACUCACCUAACAAUUGUAAGCAGGACCUGCGUGUAUACACAUCCAUGUUUUGUGUCAUGUACGUAUAAGAAGGAGUUUCAUCAACACUGGGAGCUGUGUUAAUUAAAAAGCAGAAAUUUACUAUAAAAUCUUAAGUUGAUCAGAAUGAGGAACAAUCUUCUUUGCAGUUGCUAGUGCAACUAGUUUGCGCUAUAGGAGAUGGAUAAACAUAGAUGACUGAACCUCUCUGAUGAACAUCAGUUACUUUAAAACUAUCAACCUGCCCUUGAGUUAAGAACUUAGAGGGAAGACCUGUUGAGCUUACUGCAAUUGAAUGAGAUCUGCUACAUAGCCACUAGGGAAAGGGUUUUCUCUCGGUUCGUGCCCUGGUUGUGGAAUUCCCUUCCCUCUGAGUUUUCAUUGCCAGCUCAAAAUAUAUUUGUUUGCUCAGGCAUUUGUCAAUUAGGUGGCUAUUGUUUGAUUCUGUUUUAAUUACUGUUUUAUCUGUUCAGGGUGGUUUGUCUGUGCUUGCCCUGUGAAUUUGGUCUUGAUGAAACUAUGAUGUGUUUUUAUGGGUUUUACUGUACCCCAACCUGGGAUUUUUUGUUGAUGAAGGGUAGGUUUAAAAUGUUUUUACUGCCAGCUUUCCCUUGUCUUUACAUUUUUAUUAUGUUGGACCUAUGUUUUAUUUGGAGACGGUAGGCCUGUUUCUUUAGGCAUAUUUACGAACUAUUCAACCUCUCAAACAUAUGGAUAAAAAGACAUCAGUAAGAAAAAGAGCUGACAGCAUUUGUUUAUGGUAGUGUUUUAAUGCAGGAAAAUCUACUGUCAGGCAUCAUACAGCAGAACCAGAAGUAAGUCCUAUUGAAUUCAGUGGGGCUUACUCGCAAGUAAGUAGUGUUGGAAUUGCAGCCUCAAUGACCUUACCGUCCUGCUUUUUAUAUAAGAACUUAAAAGCCCAAUCAAAACAUCUGGCUACAUUUCUGAACAACAACAAAAGUUUCAUACUUGAGGUAGAUUGUCAAUUAUCAGGAAGUGAUAUCCUUGCACGUCUGUCUGGUAAGGUAGAAUGAGUUAAGAAAAUACAUAAUUCACUGCAGUCCUUUGCAUGUCUACUUUAUACGUCUCAUUGAGUGGGACUUGCUCCCAGAUAAUUAAGUAUUGGAUUGCUGCCUAACAGUGUAGCACUAGACAUGCCUACUCCCAGAUACAUGUGUUUAGUAAUAAAGUCCCAGUGGCAUAUCUCUUAGCCUACAAUAUAUGAGUAGCCUUAUUAAUUUGAUCAAGAUAAUAUAAAAUAAAUAUAAUUCGGUGGGUUGUAUUCAAUGAAGACAUUACACAGGCAAAACAAGCUCCACUUGUGCAACAGAAAUUCCACCCCCCCUCUGUACUUCUCCCCCCCCCCCCGAAAACACCUGCCCCGAACAAAUUGCAGGGGCAGGAACGGGAAACUCAGGAACGAGGAGCACAUUCCAUUCGUGCAUUGACUUACUUGGAUUCAACCCUAUAUCCUUGACAAAGUUUGCUUCUUUGCUAUCCUAGCAUUUCCACUAUCCAGAUGAAAGAGACAGUAGUAAAAAUCAACAAGUCAUUUUAUAAAGGAUGCUCAAUCAUAUGUGGUAUUACUCAAAUAAAAGUUUUAAGUACAGUGCAUGAAAUUAUGAAAUCUCAAUACCGUUGGGGCUCAAUCAACUGCUAAAAAGAAAAAAAUCAGUAUAAAAUUGUAUGUUGAGGUAGUGUUAUUACCUUUUGUUUUUUUGUUUUUAAACAGUCUUGACUGUAAAAUUCAUCUUUUAUUCUCUAAGCUGGAACAGUUCCUGCCUGUUCUCUGCCUUAUCAAAGAAAUACACCUAAAGUCUCUUGCAAGAAGCAUUAAAUUCACCAAUUGUAAUGAAUUUUGGCUGAUUUUAGGCUGCUGUUAGCAAACAAAUUAUUUAACAUGGCCUUGGCAUAAAAUAUUUUCAUAGCCUUCCUCUUGCAUUUAAAUAUACAGUAUACCAGAUUUUCAGUUUGUUCAGCUUCUGCUGUGCAGCGUUGAGACUAUGUUAAAUUUUGUUGUGUCUGGUUCAGGCUUUGGUUGUAAAAAGGUCAAGAACCUUUUCCAGCCUCAUGGUCACAUGGGCAACCUUCCAGGGGCCGCACGCCAGUGGUGGGCAGGGCCAGAGUCAAAGCGGUAGGCGUAAUCAAUGUAAAUUUUACUUUUGUAUAGCAGGCUUGACUUCUACCCCCAAUUGCACUCCUCUUUAACCCCCAUCCACGCCAACUAGAGUCCUUAUCAGAAUUCCCUUCACCCCCCCCCCAAAGAAAAAUGUGAUGUAAGGCUGAUGAAGGAUGUGGUCUGAGGAAAGUCCCAACGGUGCUAUGUAUGAUGUUCUGCAUGCAUAUUGGGACACUUCACGGUUUCCUCUUCUGGCUACUGCCCCACAAAUGUCUUCUGGAACAGCAUUUUAUGAAGUGCAAGGGGAUAGCACACCUCGGUGUGUACACUCAUCGGCUUUUCUGGAUUUUAACCAGAAAAUAUAUUCAUAGAACUUGAGAAAUCUCUUUGUAUUGUGUUUUUAAAUGUACAACAUUUUUGUACAACACUGUGCAACAUUGUGCAAACAUGCAAUUUGAUUUCACAUUUCUGUUUUGGAUUUGUUAUUUAUGAGUUGGUAUUUGUUAUCUUUGCUAAAGAUAACAAUUGUAUGUGGUUUUUAUCUUCCAGAACUGAGGUUUCUCUGCCAAACUGGGAUGUGGAUAUUAAAUUGAACCACUCACAUUAGGAAAUAGAUUGGAUCCACCCUAUUGGCUUUUGCACUACUUAUGCUUCCUUGAUGGAUUGCUGUCUCUAUUUCAGAACUGUGAAAGCUUCUCUGCUAGACCAUCACUUUGUGGCACAGAACAGCUUGUGUUUCCAUGUUUCCAAUUAUGAAGAGAUAAAAUGUAAAGUACAUACACAUAAAUUUCUCUCCCUUUGUGGUUUUAUUUAUUUUACUAGGUGUUUUGUUACUCAAGCAUAAUGUGACUUUUCUUUUGAAACACCAACAUAAUUUUAUGUUUAUACAGUAUAUAAACAUAAAGUACUGGCUAUUUUACAUCCAGGAUUAAGUCAGUCUCAUUUCUCAUGCCGUAAACUGCUUUAUGCUUUCUUAGUGGUAUUACUCCAUUUCUGGUUCUUGACACCCAUUGGAGCCGCCUCCACUCAAAAUAGCUUAAUCACAGAUUCUUUGCUAUUUUUGAGAGUGUAAUUUAUAACAACUUUUUUAAAAUGUAGGAGAAAUCUAGAAAUACAUGCACCUCUGAAACAAAGUGUUCAGUUUGCCUUGGAAAUAAGUUACAGCACAGCUUAAUUUGGCUGUUUUGGAAGCAUGAGUUUCUGUGUGAAAUGAGAUAUUGAAUUACUUUUCCUACUAGAAAUAAUGGAGAAGCUGGUCAUAUUAAGGGUGUUAAAACUGUGACAGCCCAGUUAGCAUUCUCUUAUGCUCUCUCCCAGUCUCAAAGGACUGAAGAGAAUGGGUAUGUUGCCCACUUGCCUCCUGGCAUGCUGUUCAGGAGCCCCCCCCUUGAAAUGAAACAGUCCACGUCUGGGUUGGAAAUGGUGCUAACCUUAUUGGAUGCAGCUAUCCCAAGGUUUGGCAUGGCAUAGGGGAGCCUACUGAUUUUGGUCAGCCUGUGUUCUGGGUGCCCACUAUGCAGUCUGGCCACCUUUGUGUGGGCUGUUCUGGGGCUCCCUGCAGACAAUGAGGAUGUGUGAUGGAUGCAGGCUGAUAAUGGUACUAUAAUGUAGGUAGGAAGGUAAGUCACACCCUCAAAUCCUGCUGGUAGUGUAGGGAUGAGGCAUCUGCUGUGGCUCUGGACAAGCAGGUGCAAGAAGACUCUUUUGGGACCGCUACUCGAUAGAUGAAUUUGAGGUGACUCAGUGGGACCCGCAGCUGGUGAAAUGUACAUUUCUUCACCUGCAGAAUAUUACCAGUCAAGCCCUGUAAAGUCACCAACUUAACAUGUGCUUGGGCGUUUAAAAAUUUCAGAUAUUUUCUAGGCAUGCUGUUGAACUUUUUACCCGUGGUGUAAAUUUGCUUACUUCAUUUAUGUUGUACAAUUUGAUGAUGGGAAUAUAGGAUCUGGGAGUAAGAAACCAGGCAUUUUUCUAUCGAGAGUGCUUUCCUUUGACUUAUGGGUUCACCACUCUUUCACCUCUUUCUGCCAGACAUGUUCAUGAUUUAGUUGGCAACCAUUGGCAUUCUAUAUGAAUUAUCAUAGAUUUUUUUUUGUUCCUGCGUUAGAUGACAGACUUUUUCACUUUUUCACUGCCACCUGUACUUGAAAAAUAUCAGGUGUGUCGUUUUGUGAAGAAGCCUCAAAUUUUUGAUGAUCAAAUCCAAGAGACUUCUAGACAAAAACCCACCUACACAUUAAGGGACGGUGCAAGUUUUUGUACUUGAAGUGCCACAGUUUGUUUAGGCAUAAAUUUUGGAUUUGUAGGUUGUUCAUUGUCCAGUAUAUAGCCACAUUUGUUUACGUAGUGCUGAGCAUCAUUGGCCAGUUGAUACUGUGCUUGCAUUAUUUAAAUGUUAGAGAACUUUUGGCUGCUGAGCACAAAAACAGUCAUGUUGAACAAUUCAAACUGUGCAAGUCUGGUGCAUGUAUUUAUAGAGUAAGCAAAUGGUGAUUAGUAUUGUGAAGGGUUCCAGAGUUCUCAUUGGUGUUGAAAAAUGCCCACCUGAGGUUUUGAGUUACUUAUUGUAAACUGCCCUGCUACGGAGUUUCUGAAUCAUGUAAUCUCUGAAGAAUGACUGACCCUGCGGAAUGUUUUUGAAAAUACUAACUUAGGUUUGGUGCUGUUUAAACAUGUUUGGAGACUGAUGUGAAAAUCUGGUUUCUGAUGCAGGUAUUUAAGCUUAGCUGCUAACAACAACAUGAUCUGUCCUAUUGCUUCUUUUGUUCUGAAGGGAGAUUUGUGGUUCCCCUCCAUUUUAAGAUCUUGCAGUGACUGAUGUAAUGUCUUCUUGAUCAUUGACCUGUGGUCAUCAAAGUGGAAGGAAAGGGAGUUAAGAGUGACAAAAUACUGAAUUUUAGGUAAACAAAAAUGCAUUUGAGAGAAGGUACUGACAGCUUUUUUUUUAUUGUGCAAAUGGCUCAGAGCAGAAGAUAGAUAGAUAAACUUUAUUUGCAUUAGCCAAUGGCCAUAGCAACAUAAAACAAGCAAUAUAUACACUUAAAAAGGCAACAAUGGGUAAAAAGGACAAUCAAAUGAUCAAGUUUAUCGUUCAGAUAGUGGCCUUUAAUCUCAUUGCACCCUCAAUAAACCUGGCAACCUUUGCUGUUGUCUGAUCAUUUUGACCUGAUAACAGAAAGAACAAUGUGGCCGCAGAUGAGCGGCCUGGGAUAGUAAGUAAGAGUGGGGGUGAUGAUCUCAUUCCUCAGAUCUUUAUAAAGGGGACAGGACAGGGGAACAUGAGUCACUGCUUGCAGAUUACUAUCUCCACAGGGGCAGAGUCGUUUCUCAGUUGGAAUCUUUUGGCACCUGCCCUCAAGUACGGUGGAGGGCAUUACAUCCAAUAUGGCCAGUGUGAAGGCACGUCUGUAUUUUGGGAUAGUUAAUUUAUACAAAUAUGGUGCCAGGGAAUCAAACUGAGAGGAGGAAAAAAAGGCAUACCAAGGACAGAGUUUCUUUAUAAUGGCCAGAUUGUUCUGUUGCUCUAAGUCCUUCAGAUGCUGUCCAGUUAGCCUUUUUGCUUUAAUAAAGCCCAUCGUGAGAAGCUGAUGUGGGUGGAGUCCACAGGAGAGGAAUUUUUGGUGCACAAUUUUGGACCACACACUUUUAUGGGGGUCUUGUGUCACUAAGGGCAGUAGACCGGGAGGAUUUAGAUUUAGACGGAGCCAAUAAUUAAGAGUAGAAGGGUUAAACUGCCACCUGUACCUGGUUUAAAUGAUAUGAGAGCCCUUGGAGAAAAUACUUGUGCAACUACCUUCCCCCAGAUUAAAGUGUGACUGAAAGUGCAAUAUGAGAUGGGGUAAAGUGAAUCUAUAUGUAUAACUUGAAAGGCUUUGCGAGUACAGUGUUUAUAAAUUUUAAGUUUGAGAAGUGCUAUGAUUGAAAGUGAAAAGCAAACUUUUAGGCUAGAAACAUUGUGGGCUAAAGUGUAAUAUAUGGUAUUGUCCUUAAUUAUAGUUACCGUAUUUUUCGCCCUAUAGGACGCACUUUUCCCCCUCCAAAAAUGAAGGGGAAAUGUGUGUGCAUCCUAUGGGGCGAAUGCAGGCUUUCGCUGAAGCCUGGAGAGCGAGAGGGGUCGGUGCGCACUCCAGGCUUCAGGAAGCUAUCCGCAAGCCGUGGGAGGGCUGCGCGAAGUCGCGCAGGUCUCCCACAGCUUUUGGAAAGCUGCCUGCACCCUGAAGCCUGGGGGCGCGCUGAGCUCAGCGCCCCCCAGGCUUCGGGCUUUGCGCAGCUCUCCCACGGCUUGUGGAGAGCUGCCUGUUCUGGGGGCUGGGGUCGGGGGAAGCUCGUGCCUGGGGGGGGAAAUAAUUUUUUUUCUUUAUUUCCCCCCCCCCCCAAAAAAAGCUAGGUGCACCCUAUGGGCCGGUGCGUUUGGAUGGUUGCAUGAUCCUUGGUUCAUUUAACCCUUUUAGUUAUUAACUAUUCCUAGUUUAUUGAGAUUAUCCCUCACCAUUGGCCAUACUGGCUAGGGCUCACAGGAGUUGGCAUCCAACAGCACCUGGAGGGUCACAGAGUUCUCAUAUUUGCAAAUGUUGAGGGUUUUUGAAGUCCAGCUGUGUAGGAUUUCAGAGAAUUAAAUCAAGUAAGACUAUUUUUAAUUAUUUUGCAGUUGGCAUGUCGUAAAAAAAUCAGAUGAAAGGUAGUUAAACAUCCCCAAUACAGCAAAUGGUACAUUGAUGAAUCAGGAGGAGUUGUCAUUAUCCUAGCGAAGCAAUCUUUCUUUUGUUACAACAAUUUAAUUUCUGACUUAUUUAUAGCGGGGGUUUUCCUGUGUGUAGAUCCACCCUAAGAGGGAAAUCUUGUUUUUUGUUUUUAUUAAAGCACAUCACAAAUGAGGCAUUCAGGAAGGAAUAUCACCACUGGGCUCAUGUGUGUUGAAUAGCCUACUUUCAGGAAGUUGUGAAAGUAAGACACCCCACUCUAGAUAAGAGGUUCUCAAAGGGCAUGGCAUACCACAUUGAUGUGACAGGAGAGGAUAGCAAGUGUGGUGGGAAGAUUCAAGGACAAUCAAAGAAACAUUUAAACAUUUCUGUGUAGCGCAAUAUAGUAUAAUAUAAUAUAGGAAAAGACAGUACACCACCCGGGACAUUCUGUUUCCUCUGCACACUACUGCCUCUGUCCCAUUCAGCAGAGAGUCACCUACUACCACCACAUGCCUCUUCCUCUGGGACGUGGCAGGAAUCUUUCUAUCCACUGUCCCUUCCAAAGCCUCUUGGAAUCUCCCCCUUGCGUUUUGGAGCCUAUCUGGAUAUUGUUGGGAUAGGUUACAAAGGCAGGAAACUUAGGGCUUGAAUACUUCCUACUCCUUCCUUUCAGCUUGCCUUCCCCAGAGUGCAUUCCCUUUCUCUGAUAUCAUCUCCAUGGAAGGUAGCAAGUGGGUUAUCAGCAUACUUAUCCAGGGUCAGUAGCCUUGGAUCUGAAGGGGUGAGGUCAAGAACGGGAAAAGACUCCUCCAAGUCCAUCUCCUCCUGUCUCUUUCUCCUCUGGGGAGUGGCAGGAAUCAUUCUGUGCACUGUACCUUUCACAGCCAGCUUGGUGUCUUCUGAGGUUGCCAACUGCUGUCCUAGCUCCUCUGGCCCAGAAUGCUGCUGUUCUGUGUGCCCAAGAGUCUUGCCCUUGCACAGCGUAACUUUCCACCCUGCUCCAGAGGAUUUGAAGAACAAUGUCCACAGGAUCUCCUUCUUGGUCUGUCACUGCCAUUGCCAGUUCAGACCCCGCCAAUAUAAGUGAAGUGAGUUUUGUUUGUUCGCCCUAAUGUGAAUCUCUUUAAGCAUGCUUAGAUUGAGGCACCACCCCCCCCAAUUUCCUCUAAACAAGGAAACUUUACUUAAUGGUUUUGGAACAAGUCUGUAUAUUAAACCAUAGAAUCUGAAGGUAGUUAAAUAUCCUAGCUUCUUCUGAAUGUGGUAGCCAUAGUUUCCUAGUUUGAAUGAAAUGGGAAGCUGUUUAAUUAGAGAUUACUUGCUUUGAUUGCUUCAUUCCAUGAAGGAAGAAACAAAGGGCUGCAUACAAAUCUCAGCUUAAUAAGAUCAAAUUUAAUAAUAUGAAUGUGACCAAUAUCUGAUUAAAAAUAAUUACACUGGAAAUCACUAUGAAAUAGGACCAAUAAAAGUUUGUUGGGAUUUGUUCUCAGCACAAGGUGGCAGCAGUGCAUUAAGUAGAAGGCAGACCAAAUAUUUUUGUAAAUCUGCAGUUAUCAAAGGUUUACAUUCUCAUUUUAAAAUGUUUUUGGCUAAACGGCAGCAUGAAUAUGAAUUCUGUAAACUGAUGAAAACAAGCAGCGCUCUUAAAAUAAACAGCUUAAUGCAUUAAUAGUCUCCGAUUAGCUAAGCAAUUGGUGAUAAUCAAGCUAAUGUAUUCCUUUAUUUCAAUCUCUUUAAAGCUAUUUAUUUCCAUCACAAACUGCUUUCCUGCCAAAGAAAAUCCUAUUCAAAGCAGCAACCGGCAUUGUAAUGAGACUACAACAUAAUAUAUCAUACAUGUGCUUAAAUACAGAAUAAUUGUGCACAUAAAAUGAGAGUCAGCAGCUGCCAAAUUUCUGUCGGAAUAUAUGAUUUAUUUAUUUAUUUUACAAAUUUCCCCAGCUGAGAACAGAAGAAGUUUGGCAGCCAUUUUUUGGGAAGGGCCAUGCCAUAAUUGUAGCAUUGCAGCCUAAGAUACACUGGUUCAAGCAGCAACAAAAAUGUCAAAGGAAGAAUCAGGAGUGCCGCUGGCUCCUGAUUUUUUUUCUUUGAAAUUGCAGUCACCCGGUGUCAAGACUGUUAGGUGGCUGGCUCUGUCCACCUAUCAAAGUGAUCCACCAAAGAUUGGCCAUCUCCACUGGUUCCCAAACCCCUGUUUUUCAGAAUGUAAACUGGAGACUAUGUGCAUUUAAUAUAAAACUGGAAAAAUAAGACAAAAGCCAACCAGUCCACGGGUUAACCAUUCAUUCUAAUGACAUUAGAGUUGCAAUAAUUAUUUUUGAAUCUUUUUCCAUAAAACAUCCCAAAGCAAUUUAAGAAUAACAACUUUUAUCAAAGCAAUUUUAUAAGCACGUAUAUGUUAUUGAACCUUCAGGUUUUGUUUAAUUUAAUUCAGGGGUGAGGAACCUUUUUUAGGCCUAAAGGCUGCAUUCCCUCUUGGCCAACCCUCUGGCAGCUACAUGCUAUCAUAGGGCAGAGAAUCUCUCUUUUCCAUGGAUGAGGUAGGAAUGGGAGCAGAAAGACCAAGAAGCCGGAACAAGAUCUCACCCCCUUAUCCCUUUCUCUGUAGCAAUUCUUCUGAACCAUCAGAGACUUUUAAGAUUUUCUGUCUUAAAUUAAAAGCACAUGUAGUAUUUAUACAGAUGGAAUUCAGGUCCUCUACUAUUUUGGCACAAAUACUUCACUAUUUGAUAGUGCACUCAAAAGUGAACUUUGUCUCAUGAAAUAACCAAUUAGUUCUAAUUUGCUGUUGUGUAUCAUCCAUAUAUCUUGCCACAAUCUUCUGAAGGGUCAACUGGAUUGCAAGGGUAUCACAAUAUCAGUUGCAUAAUAUGGUAUAUUUAAUAUUAUUAUUAUUAUUAUUAUUAUUAUUAUUUAUUUAUUUAUUUAUUUAUUUAUACCCCGCCCUCCCCAGCCAAGGCCGGGCUCAGAGAGGCUUACAAGCAAUAAUAAAAACAAGUUGAAUGAUUACAACUUAAAAACAAAAUUAAAAUACAACAUUAAAAUAUUUAAACAUUAAAAUAUUAAAAUAUAGCCUCAUUGUAGGAGGAGAAGGAAAGGAAAAAAGAAAGAGAGUGAGGGAAUCAAAUUGGCUCCAAGCCAAAGGCCAGGCGGAACAACUCCGUCUUACAGGCCCUGCGGAAAGAAAUCAGAUCCUGCAGGGCCCUGCUCUCAUGAGGCAGAGAGUUCCACCAGGCCGGAGCCAGAGUUGAAAAGGCCCUGGCUCUGGUUGAAGCCAAUCUAACUUCCUUAGGGCCCGGGACCACUAGGGUGUUGCUAUUUAUGGACCUUGAGGCUCUCCGUGGGCCAUACCGGGAGAGGCGGUCUCGUAGGUACGAGGGUCCUAGGCCGUGAAGGGCUUUAAAGGUCAAAAGCAGCACCUUAAAUCUGACCCUGUACUCUACCAGGAGCCAGUGCAGUUUGAAAAGCACUGGGUGAAUAUGCUCCCAUGGCAGAGACCCCGUGAGGAGCCUUGCUGCAGCAUUCUGCACCCGCUGGAGUCUCUGGGUCAGCUUCAAGGGCAGCCCCGCGUAGAGCGAAUUACAGUAGUCAAGCCUGGAGAUGACCAUCGCAUGGAUCACUGUGUCCAGGUCGGGGCGGGAAAGGUAAGGGACCAACUGCUUGAUGCGGCGAAGGUGGUAAAAUGUCUCCUUGGCUGUUGCUGUAACUUGCGCCUCCAUGGAAAGGGAGUACUUGAUUGAAGUCUUCUGUAAUCCCAUAGUUGGACAAACAUUCCUGUCCCAUGUUACACUUUGGAUGAUCUGUUUGACUUUCUUGAUUUAUGGAACCAUAAGCUGCUUUUUAAAUUUUCUUUCAGGAGUGAUGACUCUGAAGAUGAAUCAUUAAAGCCAUCGCUGCAAAUGUAGGGCAGUAAAUCAAUGGUGUGGACAGUAUGGACCUAAUGAAUGGGCAGCCCAGCAAUGUUAAUAUUGCAGCUACUGCUUCAGAGGUAAGGAGUCAGCAAUAGUCAGCUUAAAAAAUUGCAGGAGCAUAGUACAUGUAUACAACAGUGCAGCUUGAAAGAAGAAUGUAUUUUGGUACGCAAUAAGUUCCUGUUCUUUGCUGGAGUAUUUUAAGCAGGGAUCAUGAAAAUUUUAAAACUUGGAAAGGGUGCCUCUGAAAUUUGGUACAGUCUAGGUAAAUGGGAUGUUUUAGUGGUGCUCCCCCUUUGUGGAAUGCCCUCCCUAGGCAAAAAUGCCUGGCGCCAUCACUGUCAGUCUUUAGAAGCCAGACAGAGAUGUUUUUAUUUACCAAGGCCUCUCUUUCGGCUUUUGAGCAGGUAUGCAUUCAUAUUUUCAAUUUUGUAUUUUUGUUUUCUUAGAAGAGUAGCAGCUCGGAGUCAUUAAGUGACAAAGGUUCUGUUGAACUGAAGAAAAGUUUUGAUGCAGUGGUAUUUGAUGUUCUGAAGGUUACACCCGAGGAAUAUGCAGUAAGUAAUUAAUAAGUAAAUGUUUUGCUAAUUUAAUAGUCUUGCAGUCCAGUCCUUUAAAUGUUUCCUCAGAAGCCCCAUUAAGCUUAGUAGGAGUCACUCCCAGGUAACUGUAGAAGAGUCCAGCCUUAUUUAAUUUUCUCUCCGCCUGUCUACACCUACCUUCUCCUCUCCUAAUGUUUAUUACGUUCAGGGCUUUUUUUUAAGCCGGAACUUACCUGAACUCAGUUCCGGCACCUCUUUUCUUGAUAAAUAGCAUGAUCACAUUAUUUGCCAGAUUCUGCUGGAGGACAUUCCUGAUAGGGAUGCUACCUCCUCCUAGAUCAGGCAUGGGCAAACUUGGCCCUCCAGAUGUUUUGAGACUACAGAUUUAGAAGGUAAUUAGGCCUGAUCCAGCCCCAGGGCCUUAGUUUGCCUACCCAUGAUCUAAGCCUCUGCCACUGUAGAUUUUCUCUUUUACAGGAAGCAGAGAUGGCUCAUUGUAGAGUCGAGGAACAAUGGGAGGGCACACCAUUUUAUGAUGGCCAUUUUUCUAGUAUUUAAUAAUAAAAAGCUGGCCCAAUCUUGAAACAUUCAUUUCAAAAGGACACAACUCUUACUUUCCUUAUCACUUUUUUUUCAAAGGGCCAGAUAACACUAAUGGAUAUUCCUGUAUUUAAAGCUAUUCAGCCCGAGGUAAGUUUUUCUAAUACAACCUUUUGAUUUUAAAUAAAUCCAAGCCAGAUUUCCUUAUUAUGUCAACCCAUGCAUGUAUUCUGGAACUAAAUAUGUGUGCCAGUGUGUGUAUGCAUGUACAAAUAAUUUGUGUUUCAUGUUACAUAAUUUUAAAAUGGUACCUAGUGGUGUCAUCUGGAGUAAUUUGGUUGACCAGUGGUUGGUAGGCAAAGAAAGAAAACGGUACAAUGAAGUAUACUUUUGCUAUUCAGUUAUUCUUCUUAUAGAUGGUAUGGAAUUGAACCUCUAGGGAGACAGGUAGAUUUUUUUUUAUAGUUUUUGUAGUUUUCCUGAGUGAGUUUGAAUGUUGAGAAAAUAUUUAAUUCAUGUUCUAAACAUUCCAUGAUAACAAAGUGGAAGAUUACAGAUACAAGGACACUGAAGUUAUUAGCCAGCCAUAAUUUGUGUUGACCACUAAUUAUUAUGCUCCUCCAAGUCAUCUCUGCUUACAAGAAAGCUUGGAGCAGGGUAGGAAAGUAUUGGAUAUUUGGCCGAACUUUUGAUUAUGAUGGGGUGGGGAGCUUUUUCGGGCUGAUGGCUGCAUUAUCCUGGUGGAAAACCUCUCAGCGGCCAAACUCCAUUAGCAGGUGGUGCUCAAACAAAUGUAGGUAUUUUCAGACCCACAAUCACACACAUUUUCAUUGAGAAGAAAGGCACAUAUUCACUUUGUAUAUAUAUUCACUCAAGUUUCAUCUUCCAUUUUCUAUGGACUGAUUUUACAGGCACAUUUUCUGUCUUGACUGUGCAAAGUAGCAGUGACAUGAAGGUAGUUGUUUCUAAAUGAGAAAUAAUUGUACAGUUUUUUUGCAAGAAUUUCUAAACCAUUUUUUUUUUGCAUUUCCUAAAAGUAUAAACUAUUUUUUUAAAAACUGCAUUCACUAGCAUGCAUGUUUUAUUUUAAAAUGACUUCUGCUCUCUUUCUCAAAUGAAAUCAUGCACAAGUGGGUUAAAUAAAUGUGUUUUGUUUUGGGGUGUCCAGUUUGAUAAAGCUAUUCCUGCAUGAAUAACUAUUCUGUUUAAAGAUGAAAAUGCAGUUCUUUCGUAAGCAUCCUUUAAUGAUGGCCUUCAAGCUGCUGUGAAAUAAGCAGUUGCUUAACAUAACAAAUCCAGCCUAGGCUGUUUUGUUUUCUCUGAAUAUGUCCUUAACUUGCCUUACUUUAAGGAUUUGCAAUAUUUGUGGUAUACUUAAUUGUGUGUACCUAUUUAAGCACACUCCAGAUCAAAUUAGCAUCUUCCAAAAGGAGUUUCUUAUAGGAACUAACACUGUACCUCAGUUUGGUAAAUACUGCUUUCACACUAGAUUACAGAAGGGUUAUUGUAACAGCCUGGCAGAUAUAAAAUACAUCAUAGAGGUGGUUUAAAAUAAUUGUUAAUGUUUUAUCAUUGAAAUUAAUGAACACUGCUCCUUUAACAAAAUUAGUCCUGAGCAAAAUUGUUUAUCUUGGAAUUAUUGUUACACUGUCUAAUUACUUAAUCAUUUCCUAAUUUUAGAACAUAUCUAUCAAAUCAGCAAAAAUUGGCAUCCAAAGCAUUUUUACUAAUAAAAUCUGCUUUUGAGAAAUAAACUUGAAAUACAUAUGCAUUAACAUUAUCUUACAGUUAGCACUGGACAAUCUGUGAGGUGCUGCAAUCCUGUGUUCAGUCUGGCAUCCUAGUAAACACAAAAAAUGACCAGAGAAUGGAAGGUGUUAAAAAGCAGUUGUAGGGAUAUAGAGCAGGAAAGGUGGAGCAGCAGGUAGGACCUGGAGGGAAGCAGAAAGCAUUUGCAGUAACCAGAAAAAGAGUGUGAGUGACUGCUUUUAUCUUGUCUGAACAUCUUGGCUGCUGUCCCAAGGGAGCUUCCACAUAGAAGCCUCCACUCCCCAAGCUGGUAGCUUCCUUGCAGGUAGUGCCAGCAAUUAGAUCCUGGUGCAGAACUUGCAGUGGCUAGACCAGGCAUAGGCAACCUUCAGCCCUCCAGAUGUUUUGGCCUACAACUCCCAUGAUCCCUAGCUAACAGGACCAGUGGUCAGGGAUGACGGGAAUUGUAGUCCAAAACAUCUGGAGGGCCAAAGGUUGCCUAUGCCUGGGCUAGACCAGUGGUAAAGAGAGUGCUUUGCUUCCCUAGCAAGUAUUUUUUUGAUAUUUAGAAGCUCCCGAGUCAGACCAAGCCUAUACUCUGAGAUGUCUUUACAGGUGACGUCCACACCCUCUAUUCUGUGGGGACAUGUUGCAUCUUUGACUUGUAAGCCAUAAGGUGUUGAAACAAUUUAAGUCUGCUAUAGCUAGCAUGUUGAAAAUUAUUAACUUGAUGCUGAUUUUGAAUCACGUUCAAAGCUUAGAAGGAUUUUUAAAAAUAAAUGUUAAAAGUGUAAGAUAUGAAAGAGAUUAUUAACUUAAUGUGCAAGCACUUCAUGUCCCCAUUAAUAUCUUGGGAUGGAAUAUAAUUCAAUCAGCUUCACAGUAACAAGUAGUCUGGCGCAUGCCAGUAUCCAGUCUAAUAGGUAGCUUUGGGUUUACAACAUCAGUGAAUUGGGUGGGUCUAGGCAAGUUUUAUUUUAAUUGUGAUUGAAAACAUGGCCCAUAUGACUAUUUUCUUUUAAGCACAUACGAAUAAGCACUUUUUGUGUUUUGGGUUAGCUGCCCAUUUGUUGAAAAUCUGACACGUUAAGAAAAUAUUGUCAAGCACCAACAAAUACCAAGAAUCAGCAGCCAUAUUUCAGCUUCUGUUAAUGUAGCAUUCAUUCCCAACCAUUCUAAGCAUUGCUAAAUUCAUGGGGCAUGCUUUAUUAAAUUGAUUGGAUCUUUUGACUGAAGGGACUUCAGUCAUCUUAUGUUCACUGCUGAAAAAGCAAUGUCUGGGUGUUGUUCUAAAGUUAUUUGCAAUUAACUUCUUGAUGGUUUUUAAAACUGAGUAUGGUGCUGGAGGGAUGUGGGUGGCGCUGUGGAGAGCCUAGGACUUGCCGAUCAGAAGGUCGGCAGUUCGAAUCCCUGCGAUGGAGUGAGCUCCCGUUGCUUGGUCCCUGCUCCUGCCAACCUAGCAGUUCGAAAGCACGUCAAAGUGCAAGUAGAUAAAUAGGUACCGCCCCGGCGGGAAGGUAAACAGCGUUUCUGUGCACUGCUCUGGUUCGCCAGAAGCAGCUUAGUCAUGCUGGCCACAUGACCCAGAAGCUGUACGCCGGCUCCCUCGGCCAGUAAAGCAAGAUAAGCGCCGCAACCCCAGAGUUGGCCACGACUGGACCUAAUGGUCAGGGGUCCCUUUACCUUUACCUUUAUGGUGCUGGAGGGAAACAGAAAAGCAGGCUUGAUUUAAUGCCAAAGCAAGGACGACAAGCUCUCCUACAACUGUCCAGGACUUCCACAAGUCCCAAUGGCAAUAAUGCAGCAAGUUGACCAUCCCUGUGAAAAACUAAAAGAAAAACCCUAUUUGUAAUUUAAAUGUGUUGUUUCAUAAUAAACAUUUUGGUGAUUAGCAUUAGCCUUUUUUCCUAUUUUAAUUAUUGAAAUGCUUAAUUAUUUAACAAUAUUUGACCAGUCAGUUUGACUGGUUUGAUACCCUGCUGUGGAUAACAAAUAUGGAAUAUGCAGUUGAGAGUAGAAGUGGGCGUGAUUAUUCACAGUACUGGCUACUAAGUCUUGUUGUGUGCUAGAUCCAUCUUCACAGUGUUCUUUAGAUCAUUUCACAGCCUGGAAGGCAGAGAUGUAGAGAUAUUGUGAUCAGUUUUCUUGGCUUUUCUUGUAGUGUGUUUUAGACACACUUUGCAUUAUAGAAAAAAAUUUCUCCCUCCCCCCCUUUUUUUGGAAGCACAUAUCUCUUCGGGGGGAUAGAUAGCAAGGAAGUGUAAAUGAUGCCAUUGUGAUGAGAUGAUGCCAAGUGUCCUGAGGAGAAUUUUUUGGUAGUCCAUAGGUUGUAGCUCAGUGGCUCAAUUCACAUAUAACAGCUCCCCAUACUUUGGCCACUUCUACCAAAGCUUUGGGCUUGUAUACCUCCCCCUCCCACUUUUGCAUUCUUGGAUCCUCUCCUUCAUUUACUUGUUUGAAGUGGAUUUCUAGUUAUGGUCUGUAGACAGCUUGCAAAGACCAUAGUUGGCACAAUUUAGAUGCAACUGAAAAGUAUUGUUUGAUCAAAUCAGGAAGUGAGGGAGGGGUGUGUGAUUCUGAGGUUUCAGCACAAACAAAACUUCGCCGUUUUGUAUGACUCAAGCUGUUGACAAUACUGUUUUCCUGUUUUGCAUCAACUGGACAUAAUAGAUGCAGUUAUCAAUUCUGGCAUUUCACAGCUGGAAAAAUCAGUGGGCAGUGCUGACGGACACAGUUGGACAAAUUUAAGUAUUCAUGACCAGGUGACAGCUCAGUAGCUAUUCCUGUCCCAGGUGGUCAGUUCUGUACUUAAUGGUGCAUUUUCCCAUUAAAUAGUCUAUUAAAAAAUUGUAGGAGAAAGUGUCAAGCCAAAUCUUGCUCCAUGUUAUUUUACCUUGCAAGCUUGAAGGGUAUUAUGCCGUUGUAACUUAUUAAGAGGAAAGAACUCACAUUUAUAUAUCAGAAUUGCAGUCUUAUUGGCAACCAUUAGGAAGAGUGUUAUUUUGUGUUUUAUUUGAUGCACUGUGUUAACUGCACUGAUGAUAAAAUAAGAAAUUCCUACCUUGUUUCAAAAUGUGGGUAAACAGUUACAUCAGCCUUAAACUAUUUCUCACUGUUAAUCCAGGAACUGUCAAGCUGCGGUUGGAAUAAAAAAGAAAAAUACAGUUCUGCACCAAAUGCAGUUGCCUUUACAAGAAGAUUCAACCAUGUAAGUUUUCAGUUUACAUGUGGCACCUUUGCUGUGUACAUCAAAUCAUUCCAUUUACAUUAAGCUUUAAAAGACGCAACUUAUUUCUUUUGUUAAAUGUUGCUGUGUAUUUGACUGCCUAGUGUUUUGGAUUUCCUCUCUGGCUGCAUGUAUGAUAAUUAGCUGUUUUAAAACUGUUUUGAAACUUUAUUCUUAUUAAGCUAGCUUGUUGUUUACAUCCCUGAAUUGACUGUGUUUGGAGAGUGUGCUGAAGGAAUGGGCAGAAGAUGCAUUGGGAUCUAGCAUUUUAUAUUAGAUCAGCAAGAAUUUCUGACUCCUAACUGUUUGACAAUAUCAGAAACAUGAAGGCCUUUUCAUUUCUUUUCUCUAAACUAGACUGUUAGGAUUCCUGAACAGUAGUCUAAGGUGUAGGUGUGGACUUGUAUAUGCAGGUUACCAUACUGUAUGGUUCAUGGAGCGCCAUAGCUUUUCAACCUACUAUGUUUUGAGCUCUCCAAAAUACCGUCCUGUAUCCCUGCACUUCCAUUGCGAGGUUCUUUCCCCCACCCAUUUAAAUUAUCAUAAUUAUUUUUUUCAUCUUCAUCUCCAGUGGUAGGUUUGUUCCAAAACAGACCCUCUUCAGCUCCUGUGUCUCUACCCUUAAAAUUAGUUUAGAAGCUGCUCUGCUACCUUUUUUAAUUUUAAGUGCCAACAGUCUGGUUCCGUCCCUUUUCUAUAAGCCCAGGUUGUUCCAAAAUGUUCUACAGUGCCAAACCCCUCCUCCCUGCUCCGCUGUCUCAUCCAUGCAUUGAGACUACACAGCUUUGCCUGUCAAGCUGACCUUGUGCAUGGAAUUGGUAGCAUUUUGGAGAAAGAUGCAUUGAAGGUCUUUGCUUUCAGCAUCCUACCUAGCAACCUAAGUUUCAUUUCCAAGACCUACAUUUCCCCAUGUCAUUCAUGUCAACGUGCAUCAUGACCACUGACCCUUCUGCUAGGCUAUCUAGAUGACAGGUGACACCUGCAACCUUUGCAUCAGGCAAGCAAUCCACCAUUUGGUCUGCAUGCCCAUUAUACACCCAGGGUGUUGAUUAAAUGGGAAGUGGGCAAAGGAUGGUGAGUUAAUUGGGGGUUACCUUCCUGGGGUAGAUUAGUGGGCUUUUCUUUUUAACACUUUCCCAAAGUUGGGGUUUAAUCUAGUUUUUUCAUUUACCAUAGCCUCUCAAGCUUCCCAAUUAGGUAGAGCUGAGAACGAAGUUCUACAAGUUUACCACCCCUAUGUUUUAGCACCUGAUCUAUAAGUCAUUACAGGAUUUAGCUACUAGCACAUGGUGCCUUUAUUACUCUAGGCUGAUGUUUUAAUUACCGUAUUUUUUGCUCUAUAAGACUCACUUUUUCCCUCCUAAAAAGUAAGGGGAAAUGUGUCUGCGUCUUAUGGCGCGAAUGCAGGCUGCGCAGCUAUCCCAGAAGCCAGAACAGCAAGAGGGAUUGCUGCUUUCACUGCCCAGCGAUCCCUCUUGCUGUCAUAGCUUCUGAGAUUCAGAAUAUUUUUUUUCUUGUUUUCCUCCUCCAAAAACUAGGUGCAUCUUGUGGUCUGGUGCAUCUUAAAGAGCGAAAAAUAUGGUACCGUAACUAACAAAGGGCUCAUCCACAGUUUGGUUUAUCCCGUGCUUCACUGGCCAUGCUUUGGUGGCACAGGAGUCUCUGGGAUAAAGCAAGUCUCAGCAUCCAAUUACAGCACAACGCUAUCUAGAAUAUAAACGCUCCAUGUGCUAACUACAUCUUCAGUGACAGUUUGCAUGGCACGUGUUUGUGCUGCACACAGCCACACCUUCAUACUAGUGUAUGCUAUGGACAUCAUGCUAGUGAUGCUGGACUCACCAAGAUGUACCAUGGUGACUACAAACACAAGACAUUUUGCAGAGAAUAUAUGGAACUUCAUACAAAGUUUCCCUCUACAGCUCGAGGCAGGGCCGGGAUCUUUGCUAAAAUUGCUGUGGUUUCAAACCCAGUCAAGGAGCUAUUGGCAGCAUAUACUAUGACGAAUACAUCAAAGGGGGCCUUGUGGACAGGGCCUCUUCACAAGGUAUAGCCAGAGAAGCAAGGACUGUAUCCCUCUGUAGCCAGUCCCAUAAGGAACUGCAUUAUCCUCCUUGCAUGGGGGGCUCAGAGGACCACUACUUAAUAAGGGUUCCCUAAUAGUGGCCUGCAACCUUAUUUCAGGUGGUUUGUCUUUUAAGAACAGGAGCAGGGGUUGUGAACAAUGGCAUCAGUGACUGUUCUGGGAUGGAAGUGACAGGAGGAAACAACAUGAAAGAGGUGGAGAGAGGAUUAGGAGCCAGAAGUGCUCCUAAUUUUACUGAUUUACAAUAAAAUACUACAAUUAAGAUGCUGACUUUAGCAGACAAUACCAAAUUAGAAAAAUAUCUGCUGCAGAAGCUGUGUGUGUGUGUGUGUGUGUGUGUGUGUGUGUGUGUGUAUUCAUUAAUUAAAGCCAUUCAGACAUAUUAUGUGUUGCUCAUUGUUAACAUAUCUAUUGCAAGAGUGGUCUGACUUUUUAAUGUCUAUUAGAGCUGAUGAAUUAGUGCCUUCAUUCUAUAUGCAUUCUAUUUUUAAUAUCUAUUAAAAAUAAAAUGGUAUGAACAACUUCUCAUAGCUACAUCUCACUGCAAAGACAGUCAAGGUCAGGUACAGUGGUGCCUCGCAAGACGAAAUUAAGUCGUUCCGCGAGUUUUUUCGUCUAGCGAAUUUUUCGUCUUGCGAAGCACGAAAUCCCAUAGGAAUGCAUUGAAAUUCAAUUAAUGCGUUCCUAUGGUCAAAAAAAGUUCAAACAAAGCCAAAUUUGGUACAACAAGAGUUUAUUAAGUGCCCUUUAAAGUCACACAUACUGUAAAGAGCAUUUCAAAAAUUGAAGGAACAAUAAAGCCAAAAAUUGAAGGAACAAUAAAAAUCAUAAAAAUUCAGAAAAAAACCACACAAGCUUCCAGAUUCUUGCAAACCCCUCCUCAACUGUUCCCCCAGCCACCCACCACACAGAAAUUCAAAUCCAGAAUUUUUUUUAAAAAAACAGCAGAGUGUCCCAAUGGUCACAGAAAAUCAUAAAAAUGCAGAAAAAAAGCACACAAGCUUCCAGAUUCUUGCAAACCCCUCCUCAGUUGUUCCCCCAGCCACCCACCACACAGAAAUUCAAAUCCAGAAUUUUUUUUAAAAAACAGCAGAGUGGCCCAAUGGUCACAGAAAAUCAGAAAAAUUCAGAAAAAAACCACACAAGCUUCCAGAUUCUUGCAAACCCCUCCUCAACUGUUCCCCCAGCCACCCACCACACAGAAAAUCAAACCUAGAAUUUUUUUUAAAAAAAACAGCAGAGUGGCCCAAUGGUCACAAAAAAAUCAUUAAAAUGCAGGGAAAAAACACACAAGCUUCCAGAUUCUUGCAAACCCCUCCCCAACACCAAGUCCUUGAAUUCCAAACACCCCAACCCAAAAUCCAAAAACCCCAAAAAAAGUUUUAAAAGUUUAACUUACCAAAUGGCUGCAAAAGAAGUUUUGGAAAAGCUUCAAAAAUCACCAAAGUCUUCAAAAACCUCAAAAAAGGCUACCACACCACGUGCUAUGAGUUGCUCCUCGAAGUCAAGUUGCAACUGCACCUCUUCAAGCAAUGCACCCUGUAUUACUGUAACGGUUUUAAGAAAAAGGAAACAAACUUGCAAGACGUUUUCAUCUUGCGAAGCAAGCCCAUAGGGAAAUUCGUCUUGCGAAGCAGCUCAUAAAACGCAAAACCCUUUCGUUAGCGAGUUUUUCGUCUUGCGAGGCAUUCGUCUUGCGGGGCACCACUGUAUUGGAAUAUGCACAUUCCAUGAGACAUAGAUUUUCAGACAAAUAAUUGACACCAGUGUAGCAGCAGUUCUCACACAACAUAGUUAAUUCCAGACAAUGGGGCUUUUCUUCACAAACUGGAGGUGAAAGGUACAAUAUAUGUAGAAACUGCAAUUUGCAUCACCUACUUCCCCUACUUCAAAAUCUGAGUUUAGAGGUUACUCAUGCACUUUAGCACAGCUUCUACAGAUGUGAAAGUAGUUAACUAAUUAGCCAUGGAAAUACUAGAACCCUCUUGACAUACUACAGUCUACUGCACAAUACCCCUGCUAGUUUUAAAAUUCAGAAUGCUCUUACUAAAAGCCAUCUGUAAGCCAUUUACUACUACCAUCCUUGCCAAAUGUGAAUACUGUUACACUUUUCGGAAGAGUGGAAGAAAACUGGAAGAUGGUUUUCAUUGUACUGUUUAUAUUCAGAAAUAGUCUUGAAGGAGAGUGAUUUCAGUAGAAAAAAGUGAACAAAAAGUAGAAAAUAAAUGAUUUUAUGCAUUAGCAAUUGCUGUAUAUUCAAGUGGAAUUCACACCUUUUUACAGAAAGAACAGGUUGCUUACUUAACAGCUAUGGUUGGAUUCUGUGGCCGCAUAGACAUUGUUUUAAAACUUUGGGGAGAUGGACUAGUGUUCUGGAGAUCUGUCCACCUGGACCCUCAAGAGGGGGCUCCUGCCUUCCUGGAUGGCUCCUGAGGGGCUGCAUGCAAUGACUAUAUGAGGAAGUUUCAGAGACGAACAGAUUAAACUUUUUAUUACAGAAUGUUUUCAUGAUGUACAGGCACUGAAGCAGAGUAUACCUUACCUCUGAAAAUCAGGUGCACACAGAGGAAGUUUUGACGGGGUGUGGGGGUAAUUGGUUUGCUUUCGUUCUUGUUAUUAUUCUGUAUUUUGUGUUUUUUAUCUUGAAUUUUUAUGUUGCAAAUUGAGAUCUGUGGAUGAAGGGUGGUAUACAAAUUUAAUAAAUGAUAAUGAUAAUAAGUAAUACGUAUUAGUGGGGACUAACAUAUAACAGGGCAAGCAAGUCGUUUCCAAGGGAGGGAGGCAGCAGGUCUUGCUUAUAGCAGCUGUGCUAGGUGCCGUUUGAUUUUUGUAUACUAUUUGAAUUCUGUCGUAUCACUACUAUUUGGCAUUAUGGGCAGCAGCAUUUAUUUGGUUCCUCUCAGUUUUCAUGCCAUAUUGCACAGUUAAGUUUUCAAAUAAAUGUAGGAUGCAUAUAACAUACAGGGGCAUUAUAUUUUUUAAAAAAAUCUUUGCUCUAGGGUGAUAGCAUACUAUGGAGGAUAUUGCACUGUACUUAACUAACAAGGUGAAUAGCAAGAGCUACCAAAUCCCAAUUUUGGUGUCAAUAAAAAUGGUCCAUUUAGGUACAAAGUCAAAAUGGCAGUCAGAAAGUAAAAUGGCUUUGCAGCGUAAAAUUGCCCAAUGCAGUGAGUUAGCUCAUUUGUACAGGCUACAUAUGUUUCCUGGACCAAUGGCAUAUACUUAACUUGUUUGCUUAUACUUAAUGAGUCGGAGCAUUACAGGACUGGAGGAUGUUAUUCCAGGGGAGUGAUAUUAGGAAUCCGGAAUCAGCAGAGUUAAGGGGCGGUAACAAAAUAUUUUCCAGGAUAUUCAUAGAUAGCCCAGCAAUGCAGUGGGAGCCCCAAAGGCCCACCAAGCUUCAUUUGUCACAAUUUAGGUCAAUGCUUUGUGGUUCCCAAACAAGCAACCUGGGUUCCAUAGAACUCAACUCAUAUGUUGCUGGAAUAGAGAAUUUUUCUUAAGGGAUUGUAUUCCCUCAAGAUUCCUAAUUCCAGCUGUGGAAAAUAACAAACACAGGAAAUACAUAAUGACACAAGGGGAAGAAAGCAUGGGAACAGGCUAUUUAAAGGUGGAGCAGCCUGUCUUGAAGUAUCCCAUGGAGGUCGAGCAGCAGGCUGAACUAUUGGCUGGCUGGGUGGAACAGACGGAACCAUAGAACAGCUGGAUUGAGGAAGACAGAACAGUGUUGUUUCAUGGUGGAAGAUAAUUAAAUAUUUGGUUUCCAGGGUAGGGGAUGCCCAAGAUGAAAGGUGAUUGGACUGAGGAUUAGGCUGGAUGGAAGGAGUACUCCAAAAUAAUAGUUUUAUGUGUGGUUGUCACUGCACAUAAAAAAAAUACAAGUUUCCUGUCACAGACUGAUUGGACAGUCCUAGGGGGGAAAGGUGAUGGUCAAUACCUAAUCAGGGCAGAGUGUCCCAAGUGCAGACCAUAUUUCUGCUUGAGUAGCAGGGAGAUGCAAUUCUUUUACUAAUUAGAUAAGUGUGGACUGUUUAGGGUGGGCUGUGUUGGCCGCUAUGAUUCUGCUAACAGAAAUUGAGCAGGGUCGCUCCGUAUGUAAGUACCAUUGCCUGACUUCUCACAACACCCUGAAUCUCAUUUUUUUCAGGAAUUAAUGCAGAAUUCUGAAAUUCUUGACUCUUUAUAUUAAAUCCAAAACCAAAAUUGUAGAAUACAUAGAACAUAUCUGCUGAGAAAAUAUGUGUGAGCAGGAGUGUCUAUUUGUUCAGGGAUUCCAGUGCUCAAAAGGACUUCUUCAUAUAGCGUAAAUAUCAGCCCUGCUUACUGCUGCCACUAUAUUGGCCUGGACAUUGAGAUUUCCUCUAGGCAUUCUCAAGAGCCUGUGCACACCCAGGAUGACUCCCACCCGCCCAGAACAAUGACACAUCACCAAUUUAUUCAGAAAGGCCCUUCAAAUCACGUGAGGUGACAGGUGUGCAAGAAGGCAGCAGUUAUUGCAUGAUGGCAAGUUCAGAGUCCCAUUGUGCAUGUGUGUUUGUUACAUUAGUCACGAGUCUAGCCUCUGUUCCAAAGCCAUAAGAGACAUAUUUCUCUCUUGUCAUUUUUUCCUUUUCAACAGUACAUUAAAGCACAAACGCCUCCCUUAUAUAAAUUUUUAUGCUUUGGAAAAGCUUUCCAACUUUAAAUUAUUUUAGUGGUAAACUUUGGGUUUUGGUUUGGAAUUCCAGAGUCUCUGUGGCAUCAACAGCAAUGCAGAACUAAAGAGAGGUGAAUUCCAUGGCUGUAUUAUAUAUAAACAAAUGUGAGGCUCUACAACUUCAUUAUGAGAUAAACUAGGUAAACACUUGAUUGGAGUGACAAAUCCAGCUAAAUUUCUGAAGAAACACAUUCCUACAUUUAUUGGAAACUAAACUUUACAAUUCUCUAAAAGAUGCAGACUUCAAUGUCGAGACUGUUUCUCACCACAUGCUGUGUACAGUCAUACCUCGGGUUACAGACGCUUCAGGUUGCGUUUUUUUGAGUUAUAGACCACCGAAACCUGGAAGUACCGGAACGGGUUACUUCUGGGUUUCGGUGGUCACGCAUGCACAGAAGUGCCAAAUCGCAACCCGCACGUACGCAGAUGCGCUGCUAAGGGCUGCAAAAGUGCAUCCCUCAUGGAUCACAUUCGCAACCCGAGCGUCCACUGUACCUGAAAUAUGUGUUCAAAUAAUUCCCUGUUGCUCAAAUCAGCAUGUAAGUUUUAGUACCUCCUAGCUUCUUGAUUUCCCUUUCUCCCUUAAAUUCACAAUGCCUGCUUUGUUGUUGUUGUUUAGUCAUUUAGUCGUGUACGAUUCUUUGUGACCCCAUGGACCAGAGCAUACCAGGCACUCCUGUCUUCCACUGCCUUCCGCAGUUUGGAACACUGUCCAACCAUCUCGCCCUCUGUCGUCCCCUUCUCCUUGUGCCCUCCAUCUUUCCCAACAUCAGGGUCUUUUCCAGGGAGUCUUCUCUUCUCAUGAGGUGGCCAAAGUAUUGGAGCCUCAGCUUCAGGAUCUGUCCUUCCAGUGAGCACUCAGGUCUGAUUUCCUUCAGGAUGGUUGGUUUGAUCUUCUUGCAGUCCGUGGGACUCUCAAGAGUCUCCUCCUCCACCAUAAUUCAAAAGCAUCAAUUCUUUGGCGAUCAGCCUUCUUUAUGGUCCAGCUCUCACUUCCAUACAUCACUACUAGGAAAACCAUAGCUUUAACUAUACAGACCUUUGUUGGCAAGGUGGUGUCUCUGCUUUUUUAAGAUGCUGUCUAGGUUUGUCAUUGCAUUUCUCCCAAGAAGCAGGCAUCUUUUAAUUUUGUGACUGCUGUCACCAUCUGCAGUGAUCACAGUGCCUGCAGUAAAGGCUAAAAGUCAAUGCCAAAUUAGAUGUGAUGCUCACCAUAUAGUUUGCCUUUGUGCCAUUUUUAUUAUUAAUAGCAAUACUUUAUUGCAGUGCUUUUUUCUUAAAAAAAUGUGUAGGGGUACUCAUAUUGAAAUACUGCCCCUCAAUGAGACCAAACAGAUUCACAAAAUGUUUAGGGGUAUGCGUACCCCUGCCCCCCAGAAAAACACUGCUUUAUUGAAUUGGGGGUGUUGUGUUUAUAUAGCUAACAAUAAAAAGAAAAGUAAAACAAAACAAGGGAAAGGGGGGAGGAAUGGAUCAGUAUUCACAGCUUAGGAUCAUUUUCAGUUCACAGAGGUAUAUUACCUGUACAUUCAGUGUAGCCUUGUCAGCCUACUGAUUUAUAUAAUAUAGCCUACUGAUUAAUAAUACUUACUACUUUAUUUAAUCUAAUAUAUGUAGCUAGGUUAUGUAUGGUGAAUAAGGAUAGGCCAUCUGUUCGUUGUAGGCAGCACAGCAGAGUGGGGAUAGCUCUUUGCUCCUGCCACAGUCCUGAGCAGAAUCGGUCACACCCAACACAGCUGCUAUUUCAGAAUGCAAAGAGCAGCUUUCCUCCCAUUGUUGAUGACAGGCAUUUGGGGAGGCAUUUAUUGAAACUGAAAUUUGUAUUGGGGUUGAAAUUGAUAUAAUAUCAAUUUCAUGGUAUGGUAGUAGUAAGUUUGAAUUAGUUAUAGUAUUUAAUAUUUUUAAGUAUUGGUACUAUGUAUACAUGUUACACAUUUUAUCUUCUUAGUAGGUUCACUAUGCAAUUCUUGUUAAAUAUAGCCUGUUAAUAUAAUUAGAUUAAACAGCAAAACUUUAGAAAUGCUCAUAGUAGUGAAUGAAUUUGCAUGUUUCUGGUAACUAAUUAGGCUGCUAACGAAAAUCAGUUUUCAUAAUGUGAAAACACAUGAGAAUGCCAAAAUCCCCAGUCUUAUAACAAUACCACUUUUUAUUUUCUGUUUUUAUAUGUAUUAUUAUCACUUUCUUUUUUUUAGGUAAGUUUUUGGGUAGUUAGAGAGAUUCUUCAUGCACAGACCUUAAAAAUACGAGCUGAAGUUCUGAGCCACUAUAUUAAAACAGCUAAGGUAAGAAACUUUUGUUCUGGAGCCUUUAUCAGGGUUGAUAGAGACCUAGGUUUACAAGUACGCUCAGUAAAUAUUUGGCUCCAUUAACAUAUGACUAGAGGAAAUGUGUGGCCCUGUUAGUUAUAUGAACUCUAACCUGGAAUAUUUGAACAAUGAUUCAAUGAUGAUGAUUCCUGAUUAUACUUUGAAAGAGCAAUCAAGGUGUUAAGUGUAAUAUUGCUAAUUCAUUUGUUUGGGGUAUGGUGUGGCAAGAAUAUUUUCUGGGACAUGAUGCAGAUAAAUGAUUAUUUUCCAUCCAGUGGCUAGUAUAUGACUAAGUCAGGAAUGCCACAUCACUGUCCAUGGGUGUUUGGAUUGGUGACUUAACUAUGGUUUAUUGGCCAGUGUUUAGUCUAUUUCAGACCAAGGUCACACACAAAGCUUAUCUAUUAUGUCGUAGUCAUGAAGGUAUGCUUUUCACUUACACCUUUAUCAUAAUUAUUUGGAGAGGUAUAAUUUUCCUCCGUUUUUCAGUUUUUUGUUCAUGAUGCCACUUGACUUUUGUAAAAUAGGCUGAUAAUUUAAGUUGUGGCAAACUCAAUACAUUAAAGUACUAGACAUUAAACUUCUGUUUUGUUCUGUUCUCAGAAACUCUAUGAGUUGAAUAAUCUACAUGCUCUUAUGGCUGUGGUGUCUGGAUUACAAAGUGCCCCCAUCUUCAGGUUGACCAAAACUUGGGCGGUGAGUGAACUCGGGUGUUGACAUUGAGUUAGGGAUUUGUGCAGUGGAAGCGGAAUGAUUAAUAAUAAUAAUAAUAAUAAUAAUAAUUUAUUUAUAUCCCGCCCUCCGGCCAAAGCCGGGCUCAGAGCGGCAAACAUCAUACAAGUAAGACAAUGCAUAAAAACAAGCAAUCAAUAAAUUAAGAUACGUCCCGCAAUUAAUUCAAACAAAUUAAAAUUAAAACUGGACAAGUGGCAAUCUUCAGGUUAAAAGUGAAGGCAGUUACCAACUGUUUCCACUGAUAUUAUAAGCACCUAUGAGUGGGCUGGGAACCUCCUUUGUGCUUGAAAAUGAGUCAGACUGAACUCAUACCAAAGCCCUGGCGGAACAGCUCCUUCUUGCAGGCCCUACGGAAAGAUGUCAAAUCCCGCAGGGCCCUAGUCUGUUGUGAGAGAGUGUUCCACCAGGCCGGGGCCACGGCCGAAAAGGCCCUGGCUCUGGUCGAGGCCAGUCUGAUCUCUCUGGGGCCCGGAAUCUUUAGGCUGUUGUUAUUUGCAGACCGUAAGGUCCUCCGUGGGGCAUACCAGGAGAGGCUGUUUACAGGCAGCUCCCCGUUUACAGGUGUCCAGUAUGUGUGCAACUGUGUAUACGGGCAUCGCACCGAAUCUGGAAGGGACCUGGAAAUGUCAUAAAGACGUCACUGAAAUGUCACUAAAAGAGCAUGAUGGGGGCGGGGCAGAACAGGGUGUCUGUAGGCUUUUUAAGGGGGUUUCAAUUAUACAGACACGUGUGUGGGGCCCGCAUAAAUGGGGCCUGCCUGUAGUUGAUUUCACAUAGGAUACUUGUUGCACCAUAGGAGCCAAUGCCUAGGGGCUGUUGAGACUUCGGCCUCCCCCACAAUAAAAUAUUUGAGGGGGCUGGGCCUCCACAAAGUUGAUGGGCAUUCCCAUUCAAAUGCUGUGUGUGUGCACGCGCGGCAUCAUAUGGCCGAUUAUGUGGGGUGAGGCUUACCUGGGCCCCCACAAUAUUUUAUUCAAGUUGGCUCCCUGGUGUUGCACAUAAUAUAAACUUACCUAAAUCCCUUCAGUUCCCUUUGAAGUCUAUCCUUAUGAGUGACCGUUCAUCUUCACUUAUUCCUGACGGUCUGAUCUGAAAGCACAGAUGUUCUGCUCUCUCAGAAAGCUUAGAUUAUCAACGCCCUUCCUUCGUGUUUGUCUGUUUUGGUUCUCUGUUAAAUAGACUCCUAGCGAGUGAUUCAGUGCCCCUUCUGUUAAUAUUCAUUCAACCGUUCUGUAAUUUGGCAUCCUUCUGUAAACAUUCAUUUAUCAUCCCAGGUGAGAACUAUAACUGACUCAGUGGCUGUGUGUACGACAUAAGAAUUCUUUUUGAGGUGUGUGUGUGUGUGUGUGUGUGUGUGUGUGUUACUCUUUCACUCUCAUGGAGUCUACCCCUUGCUACAGCAGUUUGUGCUUUCAGGAUGGUUUGAAACGGUAAUAUUAUUGGGUGACGCCCAGUGGUACUGCCUACUGACAGGAGAGGGAAAGCAUUUCUGACAAUCUUCCAUCUCCACUUUUCAGCAUCGUCCAUGUCAAGGGUCAGCAAACUUUUUCAGCAAGGGGCCGGUCCACUGUCCCUCAGACCUUGUGGGGGGCCAGACUAUAUUUUUUUGGGGGGGGAUGAAUGAAUUCCUAUGCCCCACAAAUAACCCAGAGAUGCAUUUUAAAUAAAAGCACACAUUCUACUCAUGUAAAAGCAUGCUGAUUCCCGGACCAUCUGUGGGCCAGAUUUAGAAGGUGAUUGGGCCAGAUCCAGCCCUCGGGCCUUAGUUUGCCUACCCAUGGUCCAUGUCUUCCUAAAUCUGCUUUGGUGGGUUCCCCCAAGCCUCUGGAGAAUGAGUGCUGUCAGAGGGAGGGGGGGUUGUCAAAUGCUUUUUUCUUCCUUGUCCUGCUGACAGUUUCCCUUCUAAUCUCAGACAUUAAUACCACUCUGUAAAUUGAACCGCAUAGUUGUUCCAAAAAUUAUUUUUGUACCAUAGGCCCACAAAUUGUGACUGGACUUGGUGAUGUUAGUUUUUACUAGCCAUCUAUGAAGUUCUGCUAUGAUAGCUCAACAAUAUAUCAGUUUACAAAUGCAUCUAUUUUCUGAUGAUUUUUUUUUUAAUUCACACUGCUUUGACUGUAUUGUUAGCUGCUUAGAGCAAUUCAUAUUGAGACUUGAUAAUUAAUCCUUUAAUUAAUUCAAUUAGCUGAAGGCACAAAACAUUCUUUCCCCCACCUCUGGCUACUAUUUAGACUUAAAAGAAACCCUGUAUUGUCAAAGUACUAAUCCUGCGUCAUCAAACUACUAUAGUAAUAUACAAUAUAGCACGGCUCAGAACUUUUCACAAUUAAAAUGCUUUCAAAUUGUAUAUGAUAAAACAGUUGUAACUUUUCAGUACAGUAUUUCCUUAUGCAUAGUACAAAAUAAUUGUUAACUUGUUUGGGGGGGGGGAGAAGCCACUGGUUUCCUAAUAACUAUAUUUUGGUUCUUCCCCUCUCCCUAAAGCUACUGAGCCGAAAGGACAAAACUACUUUUGAGAAGCUGGAAUAUGUAAUGAGUAAAGAAGAAAAUUAUAAGAGACUUAGAAACUAUAUAAACAGCUUGAAGAUGACUCCUUGCAUUCCUUAUUUAGGUAAGAUGAACGUUUUAACUUUGUUUACUUAUAUCAUAAAAAUAUUAGUACCUGUAUGCAGUGGAGGAGGAACCCUCUCCAGCACCUGGGGUGUUAUGCCAAGGGGCGGGGCAAACCACCCGGUGAUGGCAUGCGCUACGUCUGUACGGACUGCGCAUGUGCGACGGCUGUAUGGGCUUCCGCACAUGCGCACUCCGUACGGGAUGCCGCACAUUCGCAGUCCGUACGGGCUGCCUCUCGCAUGGCAUCCAUACGGGCUGCUGCGCAAGCGGCAUCCUGUACAGACUGUGCAUGUGCGGCAUCCCGUACGGAGUGCGCAUGCGUGGCAUCCAUACUGACUGCACGUGCCCUCGGCCGCUCUACAGCUGGGGGGGAGGCAGGGGCCAUCUUUUCACACACACCCCCGAGUGGCACCUGGGGCAGCCCGCCCCCCACUUCGGACGCCCCUGCCUGUAUGGACCCUACGUUAGGCCAACUCCUUCCUUCCUUCCUUCCUUCCUUCCUUCCACCAACCAUAGGGGAAAGGGUGGGGGUAAAUGAUGGCGGCAGCAUUUUUAAUGGCUUUUCAAGUAUCCUCUGUUUCAAAGAGCACAGCCAGGAGAAGAGAGAGGAACCCUCCUGAGGUCACAGUGGAGGGGCUAAAUGCAGCUGUCAAAGAAGGCAUAUACAAAUGUGAGAGGGAUGUGAAUAUGACCAAGGGAUUUUAAAGUCUCUUCUCAUCUUAAAGAUUUGUGGUUGUGGCAGCAUUAUUGAUCUAGCAGAGGUUGUCUGUCCCCAUUGCUAUGUUACUGAAUAGGGGAAAUGCUGGCUGUUCCUUCUUUUAAAAAAACAACCAUGCAGAAUACAAUUAUUUCUUUGGAUUGGGGGCUGUGCCUCAUUUUGUUGGAAUUGCAUCCAGUUUACCUUGGCAGCCACAUUUGUGGCUUCCUGUUUGUUAAGAGCAUAGAACAGAGCAGGAGGGGAGUUUUUAAAUGUUUAAAUUCAUUGACAGUUACCUCAGUGUGGCAUGAGAUGCUCUUACAAAGCUCCGGCAUACAGGAAGUUUGUCCAGUCUUACUGAUACUGCGUAUGAUUCAGUGUCACACAACUGGACAAGAUUUGUUUCCUUCCCUUCCCUUUGUGCGCAGAGAAGGUCCCCAACCCCCAGAUUGUGGCGGGGCUUAAGUACCGUAUUUUUUGCACCAUAACACUCACUUUUUUCCUCUUAAAAAGUAAGGGGAAAUGUCUGUGCGUGUUAUGGAGGGAAUGCCUACAGGUGGCAUGCCUACGGAUUUUCCUCCUCUAAAAACUACGUGCGUGUUAUGGUCGGGUGCGUGUUAUAGAGCGAAAAAUACGGUAACUGCAGGGGAGGAAAGGGAAGAGAACUCAAAUGCAUGAACAGGUCGUCAUUAUUGGAUUGCACCCAUUUUUUUAUCACCAUAUGUUUUGUUCCAUAUGCAUAUCCUUUAGAACAGAGAAAAAUACAACAUUGAUUUAGAACCCAACAAAAAUCACUCCAUGUAUUGCUUUCUCAUCCUGUUUUGCUCAUAAACCAUAAGGCAGCACAGCUGAAAAUCAAGACGCUGUUAUAACGAAGAAAAAUAAUUUCACUUCUAAAAUGCUGCAUUUUUAUUUAGUGCUUAAUGUGCAUGUUUUUUCCUGGGGCAAAUAAUAUUUUUUAUAUGAAAGUCCUACAUACAUUUACAUCUUCUUGCUGUAUAGUCGCCCACUGAAUGUUAAUUUUGUAGUAAUCUGGCAACUUUCAUAUUUCUUGCAUUGGUCAAUAUCUUAAGAGGGGGACCGUGUGCAUGUGGACAGUUACUCUGUGCAUGCAGCGUGCAUGUUUCCAUGCUGGCUUUCUCCUUCUGGGGGCAGCCCAUUAUACUUUAUGGAAUGCCACUUGAGAUGCUACUGGGGUCUUGGCCCACCAAUAUUGGUUUCACUUGUUAGGGUGUCAAGGUCUUUGAUAAGCACUGACCCUUCCUUGGAUGGGUUUCUUUUGCUCAUGUCCUUGCACAAACGGAAAAACCACCCCUUUUUGCCUCCCCCCAAAUUAUCCGUGGAGAAGUAUAUUUCUCUUUGUAGUGCUGAACCUUUUGUGCUAGUCAUAUCAGAAGGGCAGGGGUUCUUAUUUUUGGUGAGCAGACAAGUUAUUUUAUGGAACUGAGGUGAGAGUACUAUGGUUGAAAAGUCCCAUUCAAGAAGCCAUUUGGGUACGCUCCUUCUUCUUUAAUUCGAAGAAGUGAACCAGAAGUUUUGAAGUUGAGUAUAGCUAGGGUCUUGCGCUGUUUCAUUAAAACAGUUCUUAAAAAAUCAUAAUAUACAGUCGUUUUGCAUGCUUGUAGAUACAGUUUUAGGAAUGUGAGCAGUAUCUGUCAACCACUCACAUGAGCUUAUUGGAAUAACUUGUAGCCAAAUGUUUAAUAGUAAUGUAUUCUAAAAAGAGAUUUCAGUUUUUAAAAAAGAAUGAGGUUUUCAGAGUUGAACCAAGCGGAAAUUACUGAGGGUAUUUCACACUGUGCUCUUGACAACCCAGCUGCUGUUUUUAAAACUAGUUUCUAAAAACUCAGAAUGGUAUGUGGCACUGUCAAAAUAAUGCAAAAACAAAAUCCACAUUCAUCUGGCUGCUUGAAAUACUUUUCUGCUGCUCCUGAUUGCUGGAAGUAAGGUUUAAUGAGGGGAGAACACCCAAGUUUUAAAAAUGUAGUUCAGAUACAUUUUGGCCUUUUCAGUAACCUGUAACUGUUCAAGCUUCAAAAAUUCAGAUUAAUAGGCUGUGAUCUCCAGACCUCUCUCCAGUCCAGCGCCUUCUUGUCUACUCUCUGUUGUGGAGGGAAAAAGCAGCUGUUGCAAGUGUUUCCCUAACACGAAGGAAUUAAAUGAAUAAGAACCACUUCCCAGUCAUUUUGGCAACCCUAAAGUACCAAAUCCAGUGCUAUCUAAUUAUUUUAUGGCAGACAGAGCAUUUAUUAAGAGAUUAUAGGAAGGAAGGUCCCCACUGUAGCCUGUCCACUUACCAGUUAUAGCUUAAACAGAGUAGGGUGUUUAAAUUGGGUAAAUGUCAGAAUUUUAAGAAACCUGACAAAUAAAACAGUUGCUACUCCAUGAAUUUCACUGGGUGAAAUCCAGUGUUACACCAAGAAACGCACAAUAGCUUCCCCUUCCCCCUCCUCCCUCACACUUCCCAGUCAGCUCCAGAGGUUAUGCCAAGAUGCUAAAUCAGGGGUCAGCAAACUUUUUCAGGAGGGGGCCAGUCCACUGUCCCUCAGAUCUUGUGGGGGGCUGGACCCACUACCUGCCGAAAGCACCCCCCUCCCGAAAGGCACCGCAGCCACCGAUGCUGCCUCGUCGUCGGCAGCCUCCGCGCCACUGCCGUUCCUUCCCGCUUAGCCGCUUCCUCCUGCUCGGCCACCUCAGCAGGAAGGAAGGGGCAGCGCCCAGAAGCGUCCGUGGCUUCUGAUUGGCUGCAGGAGCUUCCUGCAGCCAAUCAGAAGCCGUGCCAUGUCUGUCAUGGAAGUCAGUCUCCGUGCGGCGAGGCCUCUGCACUGCGCCUGUUUAGCGUGGGGACUGACUGAGUGGGCGGCAGGGUCUGCAAGGUUGCGGGUCAGAUUAACGAGCCCGGUGGGUCAUAUCUGGCCUGUGGGCCUUAGUUUGACGACCUCUGUGCUAAAUGCAUUACUCAGUUAGAAGUACUGCUGGACCACCAAGUUAUUUCCAAGUAACAUGUUUGGUACACUCUAUAGAGUUAAUCACAUGAACAAAUUACCCGUAGUUGGAAAGUCCCUCAGUCAGUCUAGCCUUAAACUCACUGCAUGGCUUAUCUUUCGGACUGAAUCCCAAUCUGCAACACAGGCCUAAUAAUAAUAUUAGCCUGCCUCACAGUAUCAUGAAUGGGUUACUCAGAACCUACGUGAAGGAUAUUGAACACUUAGGGGAAAUGCUAUAUAAAUACUUGUUUUAUUAUUAUUUUAUUCAUAUUUAGGAUUAAGGUUUAGGCAUGAUGCCCUCCUAUCCGAAGGGCAGCAAAGUUCACAUGUCCUGUAAAAGCUAUACUUAAUGAUAGUUACCAUUACUGUUUUAAAAUAAGAAUACUUUUAUUGAUGCAAAAUUCGCCUGCAAAACCAGAGUUGCUCUCUAGUUCAUUGUCUGUUUUGUGACUUGUGUGCCCACAUCUCAAAAUUAGAUUUCCACUGGAAGUAAUCCUUGAAAUAAAACUUAAAUAGAUUUAAAUCUAUGAAAAUGAAUUGAGUUGCAUGCUUCACACAGCAGCAGCAUCUUGUACUUCAGUUCCAAAGUUCAACUAUUCUGCAUCCGUGAUGUUUUCUUGUAGCCUGCAAAAUUGUUAGGUUUAAUUACUGCCACUAAAUCCCAUACACCUUGUAUUAACAUAAAUUUAUUUUAAAUGCAGAAUCCUGCUUCCUUUGUGAGCAAUUAGAACUUGCAUAAUUAUCAUAUACAAUAUCACAGUAAGAAAUGUUUAAAAUAAUACUUUGUAGGGCUUGCAAACAACUCAAAAUGUAACAUCGGUUUGAAGUUCAAGAGAAUAUUUUGGAAAUGUUUUUGAGCAUCUCAAUCAAUGGGUCUGAUCAUCAUCUGAACGGCUUUUAGCGAGUAUGAUCCGCCUCUGUACUCAGCCCAAAAAAUCCCAUCCUGGUGCUUGCUUCUGUAAUGUCCUCCUCUGUACCAAACUCCAUUGAGGUUAGAAUGAGCACAGGCAUUGUACCACCAACCUCCUUUGUGAAAAUGGGCACAGUUUCCUGUAUGAAGAAAUGAAACGUUAAGUGAAAUUUCACAGCGGAAAUAACUUACUUUAAUAGUCUUUGUAUUUUGAACCAAUAGGAAGCUUAAGCUUGCAAGCACAUUUCUCUCCUAGCUGUGAUCUUGCAACAUUCCCCUGACCUCAACCCCAAUUUAGUAGAGUGUGGCAUCGCAUCGCUGAGCAAGUAGCUUCUUCUCCCAUUGGAAAUCAGAGUCAGGGCUAAUUUUAAAAAUGGUCCCAUGUCUUUUGGUGAAGAAAUGGUUCUGUCUUCAUUGGUCAACUUUGAGCUUUCCCUCCCACUCCUCUCAGUCUCUAAAGAUAAGACAAGAGGAAGUAGAGAUAUUUUGUGUGGUUUCCUUAGCUGCAAAGUCUCUAGCUCUGGUGGCACUGCCCAUACCUCUCACUUUGCAACUUACAGCAGAACAGGACUUGCUGAUAUAGGGUCCUGUGUUAGCCAAACCUACCAUGAUUCUUUGUGCCCACAUAGUAAUAGUAAUAGUAAUUUAUUAUUUGUACCCUGCCCAUCUGGCUGGGUUUCCCCAGCCACUCUGGGCGGCUUCCAACAAAGAUUAAAAUACAUAGUGGUUGAGUGGUGCUCCUUCCUAAGGUCUUGGCAUUCUGAAGAAGUUGUAGACUUCUAGAUGUCGCAAACCAGGUCUGUGAGGUUGCUUGAAAGGGCCUUCACCAUGCAAAUAAAAUGUAAGGGUCUUGCUAAGGAAUGUAAAGGUCUCUGUUAAGGAAAUUGUGCCUUUUGCAUGUUGUUCUUCUAGAACUAGGUCAUUGUCCUUGUUCAAGAGACAAUUGACUGUUCUGGCAGUCAUUCUCAAGACCUAGGAGACGUGUUCCUACCUCAGUAUUCUCACUUCAGUUUCUAAGAGAAUAGUACUGCUAUGUAUAAGCUUCCCUAAUAGAGCUCCAUGGUGUGUGUGCUCCUUCUUUGUGGGGAGUAAGUGAGGAUCUGUAUGUACUUGCUAAUAUGUCUAGUGUUCAUAGAGCUUUUCCUACUUACAAUUAUUUAUGAGUGUUUCAGAACUGAGAACCCUGUCACAAUAUUUGUGCUUUUGCCCAAAAGCAUCUUGAGUAUGGGGAUGUGUUGUACUUGCCUAUUGCUCCUUACUCUAGAAGGAAUUAUAUCUCACUCUGAAACAGGGUCCACUCUUGUCUUGAGAAUACCUUUCUACCUUUAUCCCCUUUGCUUCAGUGGAAAUUUCACAAAGUUACUUGCAACAGGUUUCUUUGAUCCUGUAAAGGUAAAGGUAAAGGGACCACUGACUGUUAGGUCCAGUCGCAGACGACUCUGGGGUUGCGGUGCUCAUCUCGCUUUACUGGCCGAGGGAGCCAGCGUUUGUCCCCAGACAGCUUCCGGGUCAUGUGGCCAGCAUGACUAAGCCGCUUCUGGCGAACCAGAGCAGCACACGGAAAUGCCAUUUACUUCCCGCCGGAGCAGUACCUAUUUAUUUACUUGCACUUUGACGUGCUUUCAAACUGCUAGGUGGGCAGCAGUAAGGAGGAUAGAAUCCUGCCUUAACCAUUGCCAUGCUUUCCUGCUCAAAGGAUAAGAUACGGGGGGGGGGGGGUUAGGUUUCAUUCACCCAUUUUGUCCCUCUGGAUUUUAGCUCUAGUUUGAGUCUUAAGGGACGCGGGUGGCAAUGUGGUCUAAACCACUGAGCCACUUGGGCUUGCCGAUCAGAAGGUCGGCAGUUCAAAUCCCUGCGACAGGGUAAGCUCCCGUUGCUCAGUCCCUGCUCCUGCCCACCUAGCAGUUCGAAAUCACACCCAAAAGUGCAAGUAGAUAAAUAGAUACCGCUCUGGCAGGAAGGUAAACAGCAUUUCCAUGCACUGCUCUGGUUUCAGUGUUCCAUUGCGCCAGAAGCAGCUUAGUCAUACUGGCCACAUGACCAGGAAAAACUGUCUGCGGACAAACGCCGGCUCCCUCGGCCUGUAAAGCGAGAUGAGCGCCGCAACCCCAGAGUCGCCUGUGACUGGACUUAACUGUCAGGGGUCCUUUACCUUUUUUUUCUUUUUUUUAGUUUGAGUCUUGGGGAAGUCCUUCUUCCUAUCUUUAUUUUAUCCUCUGUUUUUUGCUACCUUAGUUCUUCUUAUGCUUUUGUGACUAACGAAAGGAUGGAGCUUGGCUGUUACCACUCCUUCCAAGGGCAGUUGAAAAAUUGUCUGAACUGAGAAAGAAUAAGCUGUCGAAACCCAGUGUCUGAUUUGUUUUUUUCUGAUUAACAGUGUUUUGUUUGGUUUCAUUGCAUAUUUAUUGGUGUAAUUUGUUUUGGAUACAUUGAGUAUAAUACAGUACCUUCCUUAUAUUCUGUGUCUUAUAUUCUUCAGAAGUUACUAUGAACCUGUACUUUGCAGUCUUCUUUAAGCCCCAAAUCUUUCACUAGAUUUGGAUAAAGGCAAGUCCCUACAUGUUGAAUGCAUGUAGUUUUAUGUAUUUCUAGCUUUGAAUGUGCCCUUACAUAGUGUGAAUGGGUAAUUUCUGAUGGCAGAGCAAGGCUUGCUGGCCCCAUAUUUAUUCUGGCAUGGUAAAUAGUAGUUCUCAGGAUAUGAAGGUGCGUUUGAACAUUUGCUGUGUGAAAUUAACGUGGUUUUACCAUUGCCAAAAGUAACGUGCCAGUUGUGCAUGUUUGAGUCAUCGUACAUGAAGAUGCUUUGUGUAUGAGCUUGAACAUUAGAGGAUAGUUUUGUUUGUUUUCUAAAUUUUGCUUCACUUGAUCAGAAUUAUUUCCUCAAUUCUUUCUUGUAAUAAGAAACAGUAGAUUUAUAUACUGUUGUAUUUCCUACCUGUGUACAUAUCUCUGUCUCGGUCCAGUGUUGUAAAUUGUUUCCCAUUGUGCCAUAUCAUGGAGUCACCAGCAUUCCCUUGAUAAGUGCCUAGACGCAAUCGAUAGAAUUCGUUUUCUGGUUCCAGUCGGAAACUGCUGUAUUCUGCAUAGACUUUCUUAUUACUCCAGUCUUCUAACUCAAUCAGAAGUCUGUAAUUGUCCUGAUUGGAAAGUAAGUAAAUAUUUUCCAGUCCCAGCCAGUAUUCUCCAGCAACAUUUCCAAAUCCUUUCUGUUAAAACAAAACAAUUCUGAUUAGAUUGCCUUGUAGUUCAAUUAGAAAGUUAUUUAUUUACUGUUAAUAUAUCACAUAACUAUAAGUGGUGUCUUUAAACACUGGGAUAAAUUUCCAAUCAAUACUGAACCCUAAUUGAUGGGAGAGUUCAAAGAAAGAUGUGUAUUGUUCAUCUUCUUCCCUUUUCCUUUGUAGUAUCUAGCACAAUUCACCUCAUGUCCUGCUGUAUGUUUCCUUGUACCACCUCCCGCAUCUUUGGCUGGUAAGAUGCUCACAACAUACAUUAUGUUGUACCAAAUACUAUGGGGAGAGGUGGCUCAACUCACAACAUUCAUUAUGUUGUACCAAAUACUAUGGAGAGAGGUGGCUCAACAUGGACUGCCAUUUUCAGAAGAGGGUGGUCUUUGUUCUGCCAUUAGAGCAGACCUGCCACAGAAUUCUACCCACCUCCAUAGAUUUUGGCUAUGCCUAUUCAGUACAUCCAAUUCGUGAACACCACGCAUGAUUCUAGGCUGAGUUCAUAAUGGUUCCUUCUCUAUGCAGGGAUGAAAACAGAACCCAUAUAAGAUACUCCUUCUGAACCAGCCAGGGGGGUGUCAUAUGGGUAGAGGAUUGCCCCACUGCAUCUUCAUUCUCAGACUGCUUAUCUGCUUUCAGUUAUUUUUUUGUGAUGGUAAAGAUUGUUACUUAUUCAUAUGGCUGCAAUAUUUAUGGCUGCAGUUUGGUUAAUACAUUAUUAUUAAUCAACUUAAAUGGUACUCCAAUUAAUCAGGAAGCAGCUUUUAAACAAUUUAUUUGAAUCCAUGCGUUUUUUAAAACUGCAGAUAGCAAAUUCCAUCUUAGAAGGGUCAUUUCUUACUUUUUUAGAGACUAAGGGAUGAAAUACCUCCUUUUUAUCAUCUAAAAAUACGUGUUUUGAUUCAGUAUUUCUGCUUUUUGCUAAUACACAGAUUUAAUUUUUUAAUGAACUAAGACUAGCAGCUAACUAACAGCACAAUUCUAUGCAUACUUAUUUAGAAAUAGGUUUGUUCAGUGGAACUUCUUAGUAUGUCUAGGAUUGCAGACUAAGAGUUUUUUAACUGAAUGACUAUCAAAUUUGUAUAACAAUUAAAAUGCUUAAUAAGGAAUUAAAAUAUCAUAAUCUUAAAUAUUGACAGGACAAAAUGGAAGGGAAAGGGAUGGACAUAAAGUGAGAUUAUGGCUGCAAACCUAUACAUGGUUAUCUCAGAGUAUGUCCCACUGAACUCAGUGAGGCUUAAUUAUGAGUACACAUGUAGAGGAUUGCACUAAAAGUAGACUCUUUGCUCCUUCCUGGUCACUUUUCUAUUGCACUGUGCUAAGCCAUGUGUCAGGGAACUGCCAUCAGUGCCGGGGGGAGAGAGCAAAAGCCAGAGGGAUUCCAGAGAGCGUCCCGGGAUUGGGAGAAGCAGCCCAUCUUCUGGGGAAGAGAAUCAGCGUAGCACCAGUGGAGAAGGGGGGCAGGUGGGGGAAGUGGCGAGGCGGUCCCAUGACUCCUUGCCUGGGACCAGCAGGGAGAGUAGCGGUCCUCCGUUGCCCACGCCCUCCCUGCACAGAAGGCUUUCGCGCAGAGAGGGUAGGCGGAGACUAGGCGUCAAAGAGCUUCUUUGCUGGAAGAAGUUUAAGAAACGCCCACUCACGGAUUCUGCCAGCGACUGAGUCAGCCACGGGUGAGUGGCGGUCCGGACAGAUAAGGUUUACUUUGGCAGCCCAGCCAGGGAGAUAGUUGCCUGCUUGCGCACGAGCAACCCCUUAGGAACCAUUACACCAUGGUUUGGCUUAGCCUGGUGUCCAAACCUGUAGUUCAGCUCUCCUGGGCAAGCCAUGAGCUGUAAAUCAUAGGACAAAGCUUAGUUAAAGCUUGUAGUUUGUCUGGAGAGUGCUCAGCCACAAGGCUCCCUAGGUUUGGAUGACAUGCUAAGACUUUUCUCAGCGCAACAGCAAAACUACCAAGGCAGAGCAAAGUGGGAGCCCAAGUGCUUGUUCAUUUGCGCUAAGCCAUGGUGUGGCUUAACAUUGCACCUAGAGGGGGCCAUUGUUAACAGCUUUGACAUAAGAAUUCUGAAGCAGGUACAGAGAUGCCUCCAAUGCACACAUGCUUUAAAUAAUUCUGAGGAAGGAACAUAUAAUUUCUGUUUUACAGUGCACCAUAACUUGUUGGCUGCCUGAGUCUUUUUAAAAAAAGAUUACCUUGUAAUUGUCCCAGUUUGUGAAGAAGUUCACAGAACCAUCUGUUCUUUUUUGUAUAACCGUCCAGCCCCCAGGAUCAAGGCUGUUCUCACACCAUAAUUGCACAGGUCCAUGGCUGUUUUCAGGCUUGAUCAUAUAAAUCCCGCUGCUGGAGUAGCCAGCUUGUUUUGCUUCUUGACAAUCUUUGAAUGGACCUUUUGAAAACAAUUUGAGAGUUUAAAAAUACGUCAGAGUUCUGUAAUGGUGCUUACUUACAUGGAUAGUAAAAUGUUUUGUAAAAAGCUAUUAAGCUGACAUGCAUAAAAAUGAUCCAGCAUAAGAUACUGUUAUGCUUUCACUUUGACAACAGUAACUACGGCUUGUUUUUCUUAAUGCUCAUUUGCCUAAAACUAACAGUUGCAGGACCAAACUUGCAAACUGUUCUAAAUCAUUACAGAUUUUCCUAAUCAGAAGGUAUCAUUUAUUUCACAUGCCUAGGGUAGAGAGGUAGAGAAGUGCAUACUAAAAGUUGCUGUAGCAUAGUGGCUUGCAGGUGUGGAAAAUCAUUGUUUAAACACAUGGAAGCUAACUUGUACUGAGAUAAGUCACACUAGUCCAUCAAGUUCAGUGGUGUCUACUUUGACCAGUAAUUGUUUCCAUGUUCUAGAAUAGUGGUCUUUCUCAGUCCUGGCACUUUAUUCCUUUUUCAGCUUGUGUUGCCAGGAGUUGAACCUUCAAUUUCUGCAUGCAAAUUCUUGAACUAUUUCAGUCUGGCUUCAGGCCCAGAGGUGAUCAACUUUGGUUGAUGACCUUUAAUUGGAGAGAGACAGGGGGAGUGCAACGCUAUUGAGUUUCUUAGAUUUCUUAGCGACUUUUGAUACCAUUGCCCGUGGCGUACUGCUGAAGUGGGUUGGGAGUUGGAGGCACAGCGAUGCAAUGAUUCUGCUGCUUCCUGCCGGACAAGCUGCAGAGAAUGAUAUUGGGAAGCUCCUGCUUAAUCCCUUGGCAGUUGUGCUGUGGGAUUCAGCAAGAUUCAGUUCUGCCCCCAAUGAUAAUUAUGAAGCCAUUGGAGGUACUCAUUGCGGUGGGGCUUGGUGUCACCAAUAUACAAAUGACACCCAUCUCUGUCUCUACAUGCUAUAUAUGUCAGAUGCUGUUGUACUGGACUGGAUGAUCCAAGGAUCUUCAUUGGCUACCUAUAUAUUACUAGGCCCAAAGUAUGGUUUGAUUUGUAAAGUCAGAAUGACCGAGGACCAAGGUACCUCCUAUUCUUCCUUUCCCUUUACUGAGUGGCCUGGGCCUGUGUUUAGAAGGAAAGUCUAUUUAAUGUCCCACUGUUGAACAAGGCUCACUAUGCAACAACAUUAAUGAGCUUCUGAUGUUUGAUGGUUGGUUAACGCAUACCUCUUCUUUUAGGCCUAUGAGUGAUUUGAGUUGUUUGAUUUCAAUCUGAUGAAAUCAGUAAAUCACCAGAUUUACUGCUCUUCAUUUGUAAUAAUUUUACACUGGAUUUUAUCCUAUGUGUAUUUUGAUAUGUUCUAUUAUAGUUUUAUAAUUUUAUUGGAAACCACCCUGGGAGUUAAUAAAGUAAAGUAUGUGCUCCUGCCACUGAGCUAUAGACAAGCUUCCCUGCCCCCUUCCCCAAUGUUUCCCAGCUUAGGUAGAACAUUUUCCAUCUUUCAAAGUCCAGGGAAGAGAAUGUCUCAAACGAAUGCACAAGAAGAUUGUUUCACUAGUGGUUUCAAGCCUCAAAUUUCCCCUCUCCUGCUGCACAUGCCUUUCCACUGGGAAAUAUGAGAGGGGGGAAAGCUAAGCAACGUCUAAAAUACUUUCGUGUUGCCUCCUGCCUGUUAAGCUCUCAAUUCAUUUGAAGGAAGUUUCCAGAUCAUAUGAAUAUAAUUCUAUAUAUUAUUUCAAUUAUAGACAUUUAUAUUUCAAUUAUAUAUAUUUCAAUUAUGUAGAAUAUUAACAGAUUCAAGCAAUGAAAACAAAGAAACAAGGAAGUGAGACUUAACUUCUUUUCAAUUCUUAGGACUUAUUAGCCCAUGUCAGAUUAUUUUGUACCCAGUUUUUCGUGUUUCAGAAGAAGAACUUCAUAAAACAUUGGGGUGAACAGCUCUGCACAAAUGUCUUCCACCUCAUUGUAAAUUUUCCAUGUGGGUAAAACUCUGAGGGUAUGGAAAUUCAUCUCUUGUUGAAGGAUUUUUUUAUUGAUCAAUUUAUGGAGAAGUAAAUUAUAUAUAGUUUUGCAAAAGCUAUUCAUAACUUGUAAAGAUAUCCUUCUAGCCUUAAAUAAAUGCCUUUGCCAAAUUCAUUGUGACAUAUAUCAUUUACGGUGGUCACACUGGUCUCGUUCCAUUUUUCUGUUUCCAGAUAGAAGUAAAUAUCUAUCUUAAGCUUUUAAGGAAUUUUGUCUCAGGAUGGUGAGGUUCCAGGUGUAGUUUUGGACCCUAAAUUAGCCCUAAUGCUGAAACCCACCAGCAGUGCUGUAUGUCAGUUGAAAUAGGCUCUUCUUGCCAGCUUGGGCCUCAAAGGUUGCCUUUCUGAGGGAAAUACUGAGUGCUAACAAGUUUUGCUAAUGGGCAAAUGGAUAUACACAUGCACCACUGGCACACUUUUCUAACAAUAUUCAUUAUUAACUGAAGUAUACAUAGUAAAUGUUUGGUAUUCCUGCACUGAGUCCCAUUUCUACCCUCUCUUUUCAUUUUAGGGGACCUAAAAUUGUAUUGUUUAUUAGAUUUCCUUUCCCAACAAUGCUAGAGAAAUAGGUAGUUGUGUUACUUUGGUUACAGUUCUGCCCACACCAAGGUGCAAGUAAGCGAUGUAGAAUUUAGUGGGCCUUGUUUACAAGACACUGUGCACAGAUUCGUUUUUGAGAUCUGCCUUUUUGUACCCAAUUUCAUAUAUUCACACUUACGCAGCAGUCAGAUUCUAAGAUGUUUGCUAUGUUAAAAUGUGAAAGAGCAAGUGUUCUCCAACACCAUGGCAAAAGUGUUGCUUUGUUGCUGUAUGAUUGGGCAGCCUUAUACCUUGAUUAAUAAUUAGCUCUGUUCCCAAUGUGUUACAUAUUAUGCAAAUAAUUAAGUACUAUUUACAUCUAGUAUUUCAUUUGCACUGUAUCCCUCUUUGUAUCAGCAGCUGUUCAUUCAGUAUGUGGUUUUUCUUUGAAUGCUGGUCAAAAUGGCCAGCUGUGACAGAAGACAAAGCUAGGCAUUUCUCUGUGGAAGAAUAUAAUAUGCAAGAAGAAAUGAUUUCACAGAUAGAAGAAUUUUAAAAUGUAGAGUUUUGAAUCCUGGCUGUUGCAGAAAUGAAAUUUCUUCCAGAUGUAUCAUAAAUCAUAUCAUUCAUGGAUACUUUCUACAGCUCUUGUAAUCCCCAGGUGAUUUUUCACAGUUAGCUAGUAAAUUAUCAUCAAGAAUGUGCUGAAUGAAGCAGAUUGUUAGCUGCAAUAUUCUCUUCUUCUACCCUUUCCAGAAAUAAAUAGUUUUUAUAUAUAUCAGUAUCAACAGGUGUCAUUAUAUUAAAAAAUAUUGAACCAUAAUCUUCCAUUACUCCUUAAAACAUUAUAGCAGCUAGAUAGUUACCUUUAGAGAACAGUAAUAUUGAUCUCUGUUUCAAAUUCUCUCUUAACUUUGUUGUCCAUAUAAUCUAUAUCAGUUGCAGAAAUGUCAGGCCUCUACAAAUGGAUGAUAGUUUUAGUCCUGUAGCUUACAAUUGUCUGAAUAAUUUGUCACCAUUGAAAUAAAUUUAGCCUUUUGUUUUUAGAAAAAAAUAACUUGAAAGCUUGAUUACAUAGCACAACCUCAACAAUAUUUUGUAGAUUUUACCAGGGUAAAAUGACUUGCAGUCAUUGGAGCCAUUGCCUGUAUACAUAAACAUGUUAUACAAACAAACCUUUUGCUGUGAGUAAAUGGUCUUAGACACUGGACUGAGACCUACAUUGCCUACAGUGUGCUGCUGGAAUGUAACUGCUUAAAGCUGCUAGAAGAUAUGAAGUAGGUAAAGGCGGCGGGAAAAUGGCUCAUGCUACUUUCUUUAACAAAGAGCAUGACAAAACUACAGUCUCUUAGGUCAGAACACUCUUCAUACAGUUCAUAGCUGUCAACUUACAGAUUUGAAAAUAAGGGACCAGCAGCCUUGAAAAUAAGGGACCAGCAGCCAAAAUAAGGGACCUACAGCUUCACCUGUUCCAGGCACUCCAGUCUUCCUGUCUUCCUGCAGUCUGGUCAAACUCAUGCUGGUAGCUUAGAGAACACUGUCCAACCAACUUUGUAACCAGAGGUUCAACUGAAUAGAAUCUGAAUCACAUGCACCACAAGGCCUAUGCAGCCUCAACUUAAGAUGGCUCCCCGGCCUGGCUUUGCACUGCAAAGUUUGCAGCAGCACAUGCAACAAAAUGGCGUCCAGCAUUCAAAAAGCUCCUCAGCUUGCAUUAACUAGCCACACACAAGGCAUGCAAGCCCCACCCCCCAGUCAUUCUUAGACUUCUUAUUGGGUGAGCAACACAGCCAAGCAACACAGUUGGAGCUUCCCUCCUUCCUGGCCAGCAGGGAGGGAGGGAGAGAAGCUGCUUCCUUUGAAAUUUAAGGGACAUUUAAGGGACAUCCAUCAAUAAGGGACAGCAGCGGGACAUGGCGCUGGAAUAAGGGACCCGUCCCUUCAAAUAAGGGACACUUGACAGCUAUGAUACAGUUCCAUAAGUUGGUCAGCACCCUUUUGAAAAGGUUUCAUUUGAUCAUUCCUAGCUGAAAGAAGCAGGUUUGUGGGACAAAGGCUUUUGGGUGAAAACUGGCCAUCUGAGUGCAAGAGCAAUGAUUUUUGGCUUUGGUUUGUGUUUUCUUCAUAGUCACCAACCAGAAGUCUUCAGAUUGUCUGAGAAGCCCCCACCCCAAAGGUUCAUAGUUAAUAGUUCUAGAAAUAGCAGUAGAUGUCUUACCUUCAUUGAUUAAAGUUAACGGUGGGAUCCUGAAAGGGCUUUUUGUAGGAGAAGUAGCAGGAUCAGGGGGCGGCCUUACAUCUCUGUCUCUAGGGUAGCCUGGAUCUCUUUGAAUUUCAUUACUUCCCAGGAGUCCAGGAGUGUAUUGUUGACUGUUAGGAAUGUGGUGAGGCACCACUUGAACUAAAGGAGGAGAGCCAUGUGUGUCCUGGCGAGAGAAUAUCCGCAGACAUUGCUCUUCCAACAGUGAGAUGACGACUGACUGAUUAUUUACAAGAUCAGUUAGUGUUGCAUAUUUCACUUCCAGUUCUCUGUACCUUGUAGUCAUUUUCAGCAUUUCAGUUGUGACAUUGAGGAUUUUGUUUUCCAGCUGGGAAAGCUCAAGGGAAUUGUCCCGCUUGCGGAUUAUCUCAUGCAGAAGUUGCAUGUACAGCUGAGUAACCCUGGAAUUCAUGUUGCGGCUCUCUUUUCUCAACAGUUUUACUUCAUUUACUAUAUUCCCAUCCACAUCCACCACUAGCUGCAAGAGAUCAAUCUCUCUCUUUUGUUUGGAUAAUACAUCCUUCAGAUUCUCGAUGUCCAUUCUAGUAAUUUCAUCUUUUUUGUUCUCUGGCCCUGGCCCUUUGGUAUUGACACAAAUUGGUCCGGUUAUUUUUUGUUCAGGGACAAUAAAUGUAUAGCCACACUUUUUCCCUUCCUCUCCCCCUUCUGUAGAACGUGGGUUUCGUCUGAGAGUGUUUUUGAGUUUCAGCUGUUUUGUGCAGUGUCCAUUUGGUAGUAACAGAAGUAACAGCAAACUCAAAGUCCAUGAGAAUGCCUUCAUUUUCAAGUAAGCUAAAUGGAAAAAACAAAAUUAAAAAAAUUAUUGUUAAGGUCCUUUUAUUAAAAAUACUAUGAAAUCCAUCGGUCACCAAGGAUAGAGAACUAGGAUUUCUGUAGGAUAUUUACUAAGAUUUCUGUAGGGUGUUAUCCCCUCCAAACUUAGUCAUACUGUAUUCCCAGAAAAAAAAAAAAUUAGGGGGGAAGGAAAUCAUGUUAUAUAUUUGCACCACAAAUAGAUUAGUCAACUAAAAUAUGAGCUGUUGGGCAGUAGUAAUGCUAUAAAACGUGACUUGGAAUGGCUUUAAAAUGCAGGAGAAUUCUAAUAGAUUGACAACUACUUAGAGAUAAUACUAGUAAUAGGCUUCUAGGAUUCUAUGAAUGUGAAUCUAAAGGCGACCUUGCAAUAAUUCCUUCCUGGAUUCAGCAGCCUCUCCUUCAGUCUAAUGGUUGCUAUAUGGUAUCUCUGUAGAUUUCCCCCAUUAUUCAAAGCACUAAGACCAUUUGCAUCACUAUUUGGCAGUGUUGCAUUGGAGUUGCUUCAAUAAUAAUCAAUAAUCUAGUACUUCAGGGCCAAAAAGGCAAGUAGCAUGAUCUUGAGGCACUUCUGUGGAAUAGACGAAGACCAUUGCUUCCAACCAAUUUGCUUCAUAUUUGCAGCAUGUGAAGUAGUUCUGGCUAACGUAUGUAUGUGUAGAUGGGCAGGAAAGUAUAAUAAAUUGUUUGUGGGUUAAUCACUUUGGGGGACCUGUUUGCAAGCCCAGCAUGACUAGCCACUUACAAGCAGGGAAGCAGAGAUCUCCCAGGGUGAGAGGCUUGGAGGAAGAGGCAAAUGCUGCCAGGUGAGAGUCUUCUCUGUAUGGGAUAAAAGUUAGGAUAUAUCUAUGAGAGAGGACUCUGUAUUCUGAUAGCACUUUUUCUUUUCAACUAUUUCUUGUUUAGAUUAGGUUUUUAUUGUAAUGGCAGAUAUAAUUAUAGAUAUAUAUAGAUAUGAACAAUUGACCAUGAAGCCAUAGCUAUAAUGCUAUCAAAUUUAAUUUUUACAGUCCCAAAUGAUGAGAUUGGCAAGGAGAAAGGUGAAAUGCAAAGGCAAGGGGGUCAAAAUGUAGAAUAAUUGGGAGUUAUUUAGAGCCACAGUAGUAGCUCAGCAAGAAUGUAUACCAUGGAUCAAGAAUGUACCACCUUGCCAAGAGGAUGAUUGCAUGAUUAACAAGCAGAGUCAAAAGAAGCUAUUAAAGACCAGUUUCCUUUAAAAAUGAAAGUCUUAUCGAAAUGAGAAGAACAAAGCUGAACACAAACUUUGGCAAAUAAAUAUAGGCGGACCAUAAUGGAUGCUAAAAAAUGAAUUUGAGGAGCACAUUGCUAACAACAGAUCCCUGUGCUGGAAAUAAUUAUCACAGGAAGAGAGCCUGAGGAACUGAAACAGAUAGUGCUGACAAGAGACAAAGGUCUAGGCCUUAUUACACCUUUUAAAAAUGACAAAUUCACUGGGUCCAGAUGACAUCCACCUGAGAGUCCUUAAACAACUUAAAUAGAAUUGCUGGUCUUCCAGUAAAAAUAUAUAAAUAGUACCUCAGACCAGCCUCCAUACUUGAGGUUUGCAAAGUGGCCAAUGUAACACCAGUUUUUAAAAAAGGAUCCAUGGAGUUUCCUGGUAAUUACAGGCUAGUUAACUUAACAUCUAUUCUGGGAAAAGUGGAAAGUACUGUUAAAGAUAGAAUGACCAAGCAUAUAAUAGAAUAAGAAGUCUUGCUAAAGCAGAACCAGCAUAGCUUCUGCAAGCAUUCUUAGAGUUCUUUGAGUGUUUCAACAAACAUAUUAGAAAGAAGAUUCCACCUAAACAUUAGGAAGAACUUCCUGACAGUAGGAGCUGUUGGACAGUGGAAUUUGCUGCCAAGGAGUGUGGUGGAGUCUCCUUCUUUGGAGGUCUUUAAGCAGAGGCUUGACAACCAUAUGUCAGGAGUGCUCUGGUGGUGUUUCCUGCUUGGCAGGGGGUUGGACUCGAUGGCCCUUGUGGUCUCUUCCAGCUCUGGGAUUCUAUGGUUCUAUCUAGUUUGCUUCCAGCUGAGGCUGUCUUCAAUACUUAAUGGGUUUAUGAGAUACUACUACCCUAAGUAUUAAGAUGUUCCCUUCUGGGUACUUGGAAGAUAAUUUCUAGACUUUUCGAAGACUAAGGGUCUGGGUCAAGCAAACACCAGUUUUGACUACAACCUAUCACUUAUAGUAGCAGCUAUUGGACAGAUCCAUUUGCCCAUGGAUGUACAUUAUACAUACUGUAUUCAGACAUGAAAGUACUUUGAUGUAUGCAUCAAAUAAGAACCCAUGGGUACAGUGCUUAAUGUUUUUCAUGGCUUUAGGCAUUGGUGACUUCAAGGAAGCUAUUGCUUAUGAACCCCUAAACAUUCCAUCGUAAGAGAACUCCCUCAUUUUCCCCACAUAAAAUCUCUGAAAUUUUCCUGAUGUUUAUUUCCCUUCUCUGUUCUCAGAUAAGUGGAACCUGCAGCAAAAUGUUGAAGUGCUCCUGUUCAGAAUGCUCAGUUCCAUUUCCCCUCCUGACAGAUUUUUUGUCUCCCUUCCAACAGUCAAUCAGUAUUCAGUGGCCAAUAAAAGAUGAUCAGUCCUCAUUGGAAAGUUGGUUGCAAGAGGGAGUCCUGUGGGAUUUUCCCCUCAAUAUUUUUUAUUCUUUUAUAAACUUUGGGGGUUCCCCCAUGCCUCCGUAUGACUGGCACCAUUUUGGUUCAACUAGCACUCAAAGAAUUAAGAUUGCUCUUAGUGCUUAUAUAAUGGACACAGCGCUGCUGUGUGGCUUCCUUCCUCAAGUGCCUUGUCAGUGUGAGGAAAUCCAUUCUGUAACCCUGUUUUCUACCAUGUGCUUAAUUUAUUAGUGUAUAAUGUAUGUUAUCAUUGUGUGUCCUCCAAAGGUUCUCUGCUCCAAUAUAGAAAAAACCUCUGCUGCAUCACCCAGCCUCUGCUUGAAAACCUCUACCACCACCUACCAAGGCAACUGAGCCUUUAUGUCCUGAAGUUAACCUACCGAAUGUGAAUUGUUCAGUAAGGACUCUCCUCCUGCAAGAGAGGGGAGUGGUUGUGGUCGGGAGCGGGACUCCGCCUCAAGCAGGGGGCGUUAGCCCUUUUCAGUAAGGUACCUUUUCAGUAAGGUACUAUAAGCCGUAACCUUUUUUGUUGUUGUUGUUUAAAAGCGGUUUUCUUUAGGGAGCCUGUACUGGCAAGUGAAGCCAAUGACAAGAACCAGGCAAAGGCACACCUUCAAAGGUUCUAAACGUAUAAAUGUGCAGUGCUCAGGAAUGGUUCCCUGAUCAGAAACCCUGAAUUGUCCACCCCAAGCCCUGCCUUAUUUCUUCCCCCAAACAUCAAGCAAAGGGGGGUGGUGGCUUAAAGAAACCAAGAGGGGUGAGGUUUAAGAAGCCUACGGCACCCGGUAUUCCCAGGCGGUCUCCCAUCCAAGUACUAACCAGGCCUGACCCUGCUUAGCUUCCGAGAUCGGGCGUGUUCAGGGUAGUAUGGCCAUAGACUCGCGACGGUACGACGAAAAGUGAGGCCGGAAGGCUGGUGCUGCAGCAAUUUAGGCUGCUAAACACGCCCCCUCGCAGGCACCUGGUUGGGUGCCUGCCCGUGGGCGUGGGCGCCAUUUAGCAUUAGGCUUUUUGGUUUUUUCGCCUACCUCGUAGCAAUUGUCACAACUUUCGUGGUAUUGGUGGGUAGGUUAGGCAUUGGAAUAAUGUGUUGUGGUGUGUCGAAGGGCUAGGUGUGGCCAUCGCCUGCGCCUUCAAUUUUGGGUAUUCCGUUAAAGGAAUCCGGCAGUCGUGUAUUCUGUCCCAUGCCUGCGUGGCGGGAGGCCAUGGCACGACCCUCGGCGACAUCAGGGGAGAGCUUAUAGUUGGAUUAGCAUCAACAGGCUCCACCUACUGGUGAAUAAACCCCCCUGUUUUAGACUCACCCCUCUCUGAGGGGGUGGAGUCAGCUGACGUAAUCCAAUGCCUAAGCCAAUACCUUUUCACUUGCUGUAAUCAAUAAAGUUGUGGCCUUUUCUUGCCCAUUAACCUUAUAUCAUGUGUCCUCGUGUUUUCAUUCCACUACGCGGGGAUCGGGUCCUCGAACCACAACGCAUUGUAUUAUUAUGGAAACAAAGCAAGCCAGUGUAUUUAUAUUUAUUACUUUCUCAAUUUUCUAGAUGAGUUCAGAUGGGUAUUGUGAGCAACACUUUACUUAAAGCAACAUAACUACUUCUUUAAAGACAAUUGAGGAAACUUGCUUUUUCUCACUGAACUUUCUAUACAUUAAUUAGUAACAAGUAAAGUUUUAUUUUUAAAGCAAAGCCAGCCUAGCUGAAUUGACAUAGUGGAACAAAGGCAUCUGCUCAAGAUUGAUUAAUUUUCACAGUACUGUCUUGUUGAAACUGUACCUUUCAUAAAUGGGUUGCAAGGGAAUGUUAUUUUAGCAUCUUUUGACAUGUGUACAAAAAAGUCAUUUGUUACUUGAAUGGUGGUUUUCAUAUUAACAUACAAAAAUCUUAGGUGUGGACCCUAAGUUGCAAUGUACGUCUCUUAUUCAGUCUGCUAUACACACAACCAUUUCAAUUUCUCAUAUCUUUAUGCCACUGAAUCUGGCAAACAUUUUGAAUAUCCCAAUCCUUGCCAGAAUAUUGUAGUCCAAAAUAAACUGUAAAUUGCAGACAUUUAAGUACAGAAUCCUAAUCUCAAUAGUGCCAUGUUAAAUUGUGUUAAUCACAUGUGUGUUGACAUCAAAGCUUGGUUAAGAGUGUUGAUUUUUAAGUCUUCUUGGGCAGAAAUGGUUCAUCUCACUUUCAGAGUACUGGAACUAAAUUGAUCCUAAAAUUCAUAGGCUGCAUUCCAUGGACACAUGCAUUUUGUACUUGCAUUCCUUUUCCAACAACUGCUGUUCUUAAUCCUACACUAUCAGGUGGAGUUUAGAAAAUCUGUUCAUAGCUAGGUGCAGUUUCAUGUUCAAGAGGAAAUGUUUGGGAAGACCCAGUCUAUGUCCUACAUUGAUUAUUUGUUUUGUUGUUUUGUGUUGGUUAUGCGAAAGUACAUUCUGCUGAAAUGAACUGGGCUUCUUUCCAUAUGAUGGCAGCUAUCCAACAAAUGAGUUACCGCAAGUACAAACAUAGGUUUCCCAUUGUCAGCUAUGAAAUAGCCAGUAUUUGGAUUUCUUUAUCUUUCAAAGAUUACAGUGAGAAAAGUCCCUGAAUCACAGCCAGUGUCAAAGUUGAUAUGAGCAUCUACUGCAACUAAAUAGCAGUAGUUUCAAGGAAACUAAUGUUGAAAGCUCAUUUUUACUAACAGCAAAAAUGUGUGCUCUUGUAUUAGCAUAUUCCAGACUUAAUCGGCAUAUUUUAAAGAAUAUAUUCUUUUAAAUCACCUUUAAAACCACUAUUAAAGUACUUAAAUGUUAUGGAGUUUAAAUAACACAGGAACCCACAUUUUAAAGUACGGCUAAUAAAAAACUCCUGAAAUGACUUCAUAGUAAUUCUUGGAGUCAUUAGUAGUUGCUUAAGGCUCCGAAAUUGCUUUUCAUAUACGAAAUGUGGAAGUAAACUGUUGUCCAUUUAUUACCAUCAGUGCUGACUGUGUGAAUAUUGGUGACCUUAGACCCUGAGACAACCUUGUUCCCCAGCUAGAUGUCCUAAUGAAUUUAGGAACUAUGCUGCAUUUGUCUGAAUAAACAUUUGAUAAUAAUUUGAGCUACUGUCUACUACAUGUAUUAGUUUUAUGUACUAUGAUAGAUUCUAAAAUGCAAUCAUUUUAAGAGCUAGUUAUUGAAGCCAGGCUGUUACUUUCAUGUGCAAAUCUACUCCACUGUAACAUGGAACAUCACUGUUACUGUGAAUCCAGGGUUCAUAGUCAGCUGUUGCUCUUUGUGAUGUUCAAUGUAGAUUACAGCUUUUGGGUAAUCUUCAGCUAUACGCUUUCAAAAUUAAUACUUGCAGCUGGAUCACUAACAACUUACGCUGGGUUUACUUUUUCCCAUUCAGGGCUGGUCAUGCAAUUUUUUAGUUUUUCAAGCAGUAAAUUCCUUCAGGUUAACGCUGUCAUUAGACAGUAAAAGCUAUUCCAUGAAUAAGAAAGUGUUAAAUGGCAAUGGAAAAUCCAAGUUUUAAUGAGAGCCCCUGAUCAAAAUGUCCAUUUGGGUGUACAGCAGGAAUAGUGAUUUAUCAAUAGGAAAAGUGCAAGUUAAGGCUUUAAUUGUAGAUUCUCCUAGUAAUAUAUUUGGGGAGAAGCCUGUGACACUAUAUCAGGGGUACUUCUUGAUUAGCUUCAUUUUCUUUUAGGAGGACUAUGCUAAGAAAAUCCUUUUUGUUGUGCAGAUCAAGCGGUACAAUUGGUUUUUCAUGAUCACCAUCAGCCAGUUUUUCUGAAUGUUGGUGGGUGGGGGAUUUCCUUCCCUCUUGUAUAAACAUGAAACAAUGCAGUCAAGAACAUUAAACCUUAUACUUGUAAUGGAGCACUCUCAAAAUUUAUUGGAUUCAAUAAAAGAAAAAACUAAACUGUGUGCAUUAGUAUGUAUGAAUUUUGGCGGCACAUAAAAUGUAGCAGCAUCCAUAUGUAAUCUACAAUCUGAAAUAACUACAGAAAAGUUGUGUGCCGAUUGACAACAAAGAAAAUGUAUAGACACCAACCUUGUAAUGGCUUUUUCUUCUGAAGGAGCAUAAAAAUCCACAGACCCCUUUUUGUGUAGAUUCUCCUCCUGGUGCCAGAACAAUUGUCUGGCAAUCUGCGACGUUCUAGGGAGAACGGCUGCUUUCUCUUGCCAUAUAUUACACCCGAGUACGUAUCACCCCAUUUGGUUUAAUAAGAGAACCACAUAUCAAAAUCAUUUUCUUCUGCUCCAGGAAAGAUGGAGAUAUUUUGAAGCUGCUUUGCCUUGCCUUUGCAUGCUGAAAUGCCCUAGCCAGCAACAGUAGACCUUGCUUCCAUAUACUGCACACUUGGGUGUGUUUCUUAAACAAACGCAUGCCUAGACUUUAAGCAGUCAGCCCAUAUAUGAUGUCACUGGAGAACAGGAGGCGGGGGAAGACUCCGAAGGAUUUCCUACCCACAACCUUUGGAAAAAGGAGAAAACUGGCAGGGGGGAAGGAGGGGGAGAGGGAGGGGGAGAACCACAGUAUGAACAAGGAGAGAUUGUCUGCUGGUUUAAGGGAGGGCAGCAGAUGGAGAAACAAUAAGAAAAGUUUAGGCAAUUGCAAAAUAUUUCGCUGUGCAGCCUAAAGAUCCCCGUCAAGUUGUUGCAGUAGUAAGCUUAGUUAUGACUGGAGAUUGUCAGGCUAGUAAACUCACUUUUGUGUUCCCAGAAAUGGAAGAAACAGGCUGAGUGAAUUUAACAGUAAAAUGAAGCAGUUACAGUCCCGAAGAAUGCAGACCAGAAUGUCACCUUCAAUUCUUUAAGUUUAUUUAAUAAGAAACAGUUCUUAUUAAAUUGCAGUGGUAAUCAAUAAAAUAGAAGAUAAUGUUAAUUCUUUUUGUGAACGUUGCAUACAUGGAGAAAUAUGUUGGAAGGGAGAGAGCUGGACUUUUCUUUAGUACUAUAAGAAAGAGUCACAUGCCAGUUAACAGUUUUACAGUAUUUUGAGAGGAAAAUAAAACACUUAAUUUUGAUUAAUAGCAAUUAUCUUAAUGUUUUAUUCUAAAUAUCUAUGUAGGCAAGGUAAACAAUUGCAUGAACUUCAUGCUAGAAACCUGCAAAACUUACAUGUAAUUUAAAUUAAUUUUACCAUUGAACUUACCUACAUUGGCUGCCAUCAUUCUGCCAAAUCUUUAAACUCAACAACCAGACAGAGAUAAUGAACAAAUUCAAGGCACCCCACCAUGUCUCAAAGGUGCCCCCUUCGGCAUCGUUUUCUAUUUAACUACAGUACUUGAAUACUUCAAAAGCUUAAAGUUCUGCCAGUACAAUUUAUGAAGAUCGUGUUUGUUUAGAAUCAGUGCAAAUCAGAGCAGUUUUUAAUUAUCUGUAGCAAGAAUUUAUUUUUACAGUAUGGCAUAUAAUAACUCUCAGAAUGUAGAAGAGCAGAGCAAACCUUAUUUUUAAGUACUUUAGUUCCCCAAGUUAACUUAGAUGUAAGCAAACUCGCCAAAUCACCAUAGAUGCAUUUCUAAGAAUAAUUACUUUAAUUCAAAGAGUAAAACUAAAGCCUGACUUCAUGUUGGACUGGCAGUAUACAAUUGCAGCAUUGUAGUCAGUCAGGCAGUGAGGACUGGUGACGCUUUGUUUAUCCAACCAAUCUAGUUCGAAAUUUUCCUAGGAGACCUUUUGAUAUAAGGUUAGCACUUUGGAAGAACCUUAUUGUAACAUUGAAGCCUUGGAAGAAUAUUUUAGGGCAAAGGGUCAGUUCAAAAAGAUCACUUCUGGCAAGAUCAAGUGGCGUUCAAAUCUGUCAGUUUUGGUUAUUUCCCUUUCUCAUUUUUUCAAUCAGCUCAUUAGAUUUCUGCAUCACUUUGUGAUUUUUUUAAAGUAUUCACAAAACUUCUCAAGCAUAUAGUGCACAGUUAUCCUAAUAUGCACAUUUUUGUUUGCAGUUUUCCUAAUAUACAUAGUUUUAUAGACAUUUUUUCUAAUAUGCAUUUUUUUGUUGUUUUCACUAAAAUGUGCAUUUUAUUUACAUUCCCCUAAUAUACACAUCAAGGGACGCGGGUGGCGUUGUGGGUUAAACCACAGAGCCUAGGAUUUGCUGAUCAGAAGGUCGGAGGUUCGAAUCCCCGCGACGGGGUGAGCUCCCGUUGCUCGGUCCCUGUUCCUGCCAACCUAGCAGUUCGAAAGCAUGUCAAAGUGCAAGUAGAUAAAUAGGUACCGCUCCGGUGGGAAGGUAAACUGCGUUUCCGUGCGCUGCUUUGGUUUGCCAGAAGCAGCUUAGUCAUGCUGGCCACAUGACCCGGAAAAACUCUGUGGACAAACGCCAGCUCCCUCAGCCUGUAAAGCGAGAUGAGCGCCGCAACCCCAGAGUCGGUCACAAUUGGACCUAAUGGUCAGGGGUCCCCUUUACCUUUAAUAUACACAUUACAUUUUUGUUUGUUUGAGAACUUCAUUGUAAAAUUCUAAUUCAAGUGCAAAUUAGGUAGCUUUGCUUUAAAAUGCAAACCAAACCACAUGAUCAACCAUCAAACCCAAUUCUUUGCUACUUGAUAAUCGGGGAAGGAGUUUUGCUACUUGAUAAUCAGCUCAUUCUCUGAAAUUCAGAAUAUUACUGACAUCCCUUGUAGGUUGGGGUUAAGUAUGUGACAUUCUUUCCUCCCUCUCCCUCUCAUCACUUUUUUUGCUGAGACAAACUUAAUAACAUUAUGUAAUUCAUUGAAUUAACUCUGUGCUACAGUAGGGAUGUUUUUGCCAAUUGUUUUUUGCCAAAUUGUCCUUCAAAAACAUCUUAAACAGGAUUUUUAAAGUCCGUGUACAAUUGCUCAUGGCAAUUUCAGAAUAUUAUAAAAUAUUUCAGAAUGUUAUUUUAGACUAAGAUAUAAAGUAUUUUACUCAGUUCUGUGACUUCUUGACCAUGUGCUAUUAUUUGUAAGAAUUCAGCUUCCUCUAAAUAUGACAACUUUAAUUUUUACGCCAUGACUACAUAACAAGACCUAAAAACGUAACUGUGGUUUAUCUAGAAAGUUAUAAAAAAAACCCUGGAUGUAGCAAAUAUUGUUUCCUGCUUGGCAGGGGGUUGGACUCGAUGGCCCUUGUGGUCUCUUCCAACUCUAUGAUUCUAUGAUUCUAUGAUUCUAUGAAAUACUAUUGAUUUAAAAAUAAGGUUGAAGGGAAAAGAAAUGCCCAUUAACCAAAUAUUUUUAACCUGUUGAUUUGUAAACAUGCUUUUAAAUAUGUGAAACCUUAUAGUCUAGUAACAGCAUUCAGUUUUCAGAUAUGGCAAAGCUACAUCUUCCUCAUAUCUUCAGUGCCUUGUCACUUGUUCUCCAGCUUAAAGCACAACGGAAAGGAUAUGCUUCAGGUUAUGGAUUCUGUCCAACACUGGACACACAGAAUUGUGUUUACACAAUGGACUUUCCCUCUCUUUUCCUUGCACACCCUUAAAAUCUGCUCUGGAGGGUCCUCCAGCACAAGUGGUGGAGAAGAGGAAUGUUCCGUUGUGCAACGGAAAAUCGGCUGUGCCUCUGAAACAGCAGCAUUGGAUACAAUGCUAAACAUUUUGUAUUUUGUUGACCAAGACAAAAAAAUCUUUUUUUCUUUGUGAUCUUAUGUUGUCCAGGUAUUUAUCUCUCAGAUUUGACAUACAUUGACUCGGCAUACCCAUCGACAGGGAGUAUUUUGGAAAAUGAGCAGAGAUCAAACUUAAUGAAUAACAUACUCAGAAUAAUUUCAGACUUACAGCAGUCAUGUGAAUAUGGUAAGUUGCUAUGCAUCCAUACUGCAGCAUUGUAAUUAAUCACUGAAUAAGGUUCUCUGAAUAUAAAAUCCAUUAAUUCUAAUCACCUAUGUUCUGGGGUCAGCUACCCAUCAAAUGCAAGAGUUCCCUCCUAACAGAGCAUAACACUCACAAGGCAAGUUUUACCCAACUCUGGGGACAUUUGGAGUGGCAGAGCCAACACCUCUUCCAAAGCCCUACUGGCUCUGGUUAAUUACAGCAGAGAGAGGAAUAGUCUUUUUUACCCUUUCCCGUGGCAGUUCUAGGGUGGUGCAAGAGAAGGACCCAGAUCAGGACCCUCACCUGUCCAAUGGAUCCUUGACUGACCUCGCUCCACCUCACCCUCACAAUGUCCCAUUUCAAAGCCUUGCACUUGUUUACUGCUGGUGGCACAGUACCUCCAAAAUAACCUGAGCCUUCUGUGGGUGGAGCAGGGGCUUCCAUGGUAGUGGAGGAAAGUAGAGGCAGGUGAAAGGAUACCUAGAGCACAGAUCAGGUGUUAGGCAUGCUUCCUUAGUAACAGUAGUUUAUCAAGUAUAUUAUUAUAUACUUAAGUGAUGUUUGAAAAUCUGUUUGUUUAUGCGGACCUUUGGGACAGAAUGUUUGAAUUCCACCCUUUGUUUUGCGGCAGUAGACUAAUCUGGCUACCCCUCUAGGAGUUAGUACCACAACAGAAUAACAUCCAUUGUCCAUUAUAGUGUGUUCUUCCAUACAUUUGUGCGGUUAAUCUACAGUUCCCUGCUUUGGUUUGCAUUUGUUUUAUCUUUUUGAAGGAUGGUAUAACGUAUUUUGUUGCCCAGAAAUUAAUGGGGUGUGAGAAGCAUGAGGUGUUAAUUGCGUAUUUUAAGGAAUUAAUAAAAUGUAGUGAAUCUAUGGGAUUGGAUAAGCAAUUAAAAAAAAAUACAUGUGCAAAAGUCAGCUCUUGAUAAAGGAUGCCAAAAUGCUGAUUACAGUUUGCUUGCUGUCUAGAUAUUCCUGUGUUGCCUCAUGUUCAAAAAUACUUGAAUUCUGUUCAGUAUAUAGAAGAACUUCAGAAGUUUGUGGAAGAUGACAAUUAUAAGUAAGUAUAAAAUCGAGUAAAUUAGAAUAUAACAAUUGUUUUUGCUUUCAAAGCUAAGUAACAUUUCAUAAAGGUAAAGGACCCCUGACAGUUAAGUCCAGUCGCAGACGACUCUGGGGUUGCGGCGCUCAUCUCGCUUUACAGGCCAAGGGAGCUGGCGUUUGUCCACAGAUAGUUUUCCCGGGUCAUGUGGCCAGCAUGACCAAGCCGCUUUUGGUAUUUCAUAAAGAACAAGAAAUGAAGGCAAGAGCAAUCCCUUAGUUUCAUGACCAUUUGGAAUUUUUGGGAGCUCCUUGAAUUGUAGUCUGCCUUGCAUCUCCCUUGAUUGUAAUUUAAAGAUAAGCCAUAGGUAGCAACCAAAGUCUUCAAAUAAUCCAUGGGAAAAUGACUUAAGUUAGUCCUGACUAACUUACAUGUUUCAAUUGUUUAAUAAAAGUAUUUCUAACCCAUUUUCCCUCUAAAUAGACCCCAGGGUGGUGAAUAGUAUAUGAAUACAUGAAAAAGCAUUGUCUACCAGUUCCCACCUAUAUUGCGUUAUAAGCAAACCUUUUUGUGGUUGUUUCUAAAUGCAGGCUUUCAUUAAAGAUAGAACCCGGAACAAGUACCCCACGUUCUGCUGCAUCUCGUGAAGAUUUAGUAGGUAAAUGUUUACCAGACAACAAUAAAGUUUAAAUAUUUUUUAACAUUUCUUUGUUUCUAAACUUGUCUGUUAAAGGUGUAAAAACAGUCAGUAUCAAAGAUGUCCUGAAGAAUAUACACUGGCCCAGUGCUUUUUAAGUCUUGCAACUAUUAUACAGUGGUAGCUGGUUUCAGCUGUUCAGUGAUAACUUAAACACUGGAGGUACUUCUUGUUUCUUAAUAAGAAUAAAACUUAAAAUUGAAACUUACCUGGGAUAGCUCAGUUGGUAGAGCAUGAGACUCUUAAUCUCAAGGUUGUGGGUUUGAGCCCCAUGUUGGGUAAAACAUUCCUACAUUGCAGGGAGUUGGACUAGAUGACCAUCGUGGUCCCUUCCAGCUCUAUAAUACUAUGGUAAAAGGAAAAGGGACCCCUGACCGUUAGGUCCAGUCGCGGACGACUCUGGGGUUGCGGCGCUCAUCUCGCUUUACUGGCCAAGAGAGCUGGCGUACAGCUUCCGGGUCAUGUGGCCAGCAUGACUAAGCUGCUUCUGGCGAACCAGAGCAGCACACAGAAACGCUGUUUACCUUCCCGCCAGAGUGAUACCUAUUUAUCUACUUGCACUUGACGUGCUUUCGAACUGCUAGGUUGGCAGGAGCUGGAACCGAGCAACAACGAGCUCACCUCGUCACAGGGAUUUGAACCGCCGACCUUCCGAUCAGCAAGCCCAAGGCUCUGUGGUUUAGACCACAGCACCACCCGCGUAUAUGAUGAACUGUGAUUAAAAACUACAUACUAACCAAACACUAAAAACAUGUUUUCAACAUUUAACAAAUACCAACAAAUUACUUGAACGCUGCUAUAUUAAAGGUGACAUCAGUGGCUGCUUUACAUUUGUGUGUAUUUUGAGAAGGAUGUUCUUGUGGACUUCCAUUAUUUGGUAAAAAGCGAUGAGCAUUCUAAGGAGCUCUUUCUGUGUUCUUUUUAAAAAAUGGAGUUGAGGUAGUCAGGAGACAGAUUUAGGGAUAGAGAGCUGCUGUGUCUAGAGCUUAGGAGAGAAUUUUUCUAGGAAUUCAUUUCCAACUUUUUACAAAUCCCUCCAUCUGAAUAUUCUUUCUCUAGAAGCGAGUCAGUAAUAACAUAAAAUAUCCAUACCUAAUAGUGUGUGUAUUUUCUGUGUCUGGAGAAUAAGGCAUUUAGUACAUUUCAGGAGACAUUUUUCAUAUUUGGAGAAUCUUCAGAUUGCAGGAAUAUCUCCCAAUAUUACUAUUAAGGAUGUCCACAUACCAUACAGACAAAUGACAUAGGCCAAUUACUGAAAUAUCUCUUACAUCUCCAUAGUAUCAGCUAAAAGAAUGUGUUAAGCAUGCCAAUUUUCACAUGUGUUAGUUCUCUAGUUUUCACAAACCUAUUUCCUUGUCUGACUUCAGUUUGAGGAAACUAGUUACCAAAGGCUUACUAUGUUCAUGCCAGGGCCAAAAGUCUGUUUUGAUAUUUCAACAACAUUUAGUGUGUUUUUAAAAUAAAUAAAUGAAUACCAGUAGGAGCCAGUAGGAGAACACUUCAAUCUCCCAGGACAUUCAGUACAGGAUCUCAAAGCAGCUGUCUUAUUACAAAAGAAUCUCAGAAACAGACUUGAAAGAGAAGUUGCUGAAUUAAAAUUUAUCACAAAACUGAAAACUAUGGAGAGACCUUGUCUUAACAGAGAUAUUGGAUUCCUGUCUCAUUACAUAUGCUAAUCACCUGCAUACUAUCCCUUGCUUUUUCCUUAGGACUAAUUGCAGUCGUUAACAGUCGUCAACAGGUUUACCAUACCCAUUUAGUCAAUCACCCAUCUCCUACUACCCUCCUGAGAAAAACCCCACCCCACCCUCCCACUAUAUAUAUAUGGGUCUGGUGACUUCUGUUUCAGUGUAUCUGAAGAAGUGUGCAUGCACACGAAAGCUUAUACCAAGAACAAACUUAGUUGGUCUCUAAGGUGCUACUGGACAUUUUAAAAAUAUAUUUAAAUAAACACUUGUUAUAUAAGAAUCCAUUCAUGUAUUUUUUUAAUUAUCAACUAGUUUGGGCAUAGAAAUUGGGGGGUCAUAAGUGUGAUAAGUUCACCUAAAAUUUGUCGUGUUCGCCUAAAAUUUGUUCUCUUUCUUUUUUCCAGGUCCUGAAGUGGGAGUUUCGCCGCAAAGUGUUCGAAAAAAUGCUACAGCUGAAGGAGCAUUGCUACCACCGACUCCUCCAUCCCCAAGGAAUCUGAUGCCACACGGGCAUAGAAAAUGUCACAGUUUAGGAUACAAGUUAGCAUUUGAUUUGAAAUUCGGCUUAGAUGCUGUGUGUUGUUGACAUAAUCCCCAUAUGUUAGCCCUUUUAUCCCAUGAUCCCCAACCUUAUUACUUAAAGAAUAAUUUGUCUUGGUACCUUUUUGUCGUUUUGUUUUAGCAUCUAGCGGCCUGCUUUGCAUGUAUCAUUAAAGCCAUGGUGUAAAAUAAGCCAGGACACCAUGAAUGAGCAGUUUGCAGUUGAAUUUUUUUCACAGGCCUGUUUUAGGUUCAUUAAGGUGGAGCUAGCUCGCCACCAGCCACAUAUGGAAGGCUACCAGGGAUUUAUAAAGUCUCCCGCUUUUGCAACCUGUGUGGGCCUGCAGAAGCCUGGUGUCCUAUCCGAUUCUUGGCAGCCACAGUACAUAACUGGUGGCUGUGCUUGGCCAGUUGGACCACAGCUUGUGCAGUCUUCUCUGUAGGAAUCCUGCUGCCAUUUGAAAUAUCCCUUUGUGCCUCCUGAGCUGAUCCAACGCAAAUUAGCACUUAUUUAUUAAUCACCUCAAAAACUCGUGAAGACACCAUUAGAAAGUUCAAGACACAGGGAGGGUUGCUUUACAUUUACUUUUGAAACUGCUCCCAAAUUUUCUAGUGUUAAUGGCAAAAUCUACACAUAGCACCAUGAAUUGUGAAUGGUGCAUGUACCAGGGAGCCAAUCCUUUAUUGCUAGUGUUGUUGCAGGGAAAAGGCAGUCAUUUUAAAAAGAAGGUGUGGUAAAUCACUGUGUGGUUAUUUUGCCACUUAAACAUUCAUACUUUUUGUGCCCAUGUUCAAAAUGCAUGAAUCCCCUCUGCAAUAGAUCCCUGUCGUACACACUUGGUGUACUCUUUUGUUUAUAUACUUGCCAUGCUGUGUUUGUUAUCGUGGAGAACUAGAACAUGAGUACUAGAAAAUGUAUUACCUUGAUACGUAAAAUGUGUUAUGUCCUAAAGUAGUUGUGCAUUUUGUUUUUAUCUCCUUUGUUCUUUUUGUAGUUUUAUUCAUAAAACAAACACAGCAGAGUUCAAAAGCGCAACAUUCCCCAAUGCAGGACCAAGGCAUCUGUUAGAUGACAGUGUCAUGGAACCACAUGCCCCAUCCAGGGGACAGGCAGAGAGCUCCACUCUUUCUAGUGGAAUUUCAAUAGGUAAGAUGUUAAGCCUACUGAGCAGUGAAAGGUAUUUCUAGGCUUGUAUCCAAAAGUAUUAGAGGGAUCAUUUUUUAUGGUACUGGAACAGUUCCACAUAAGGCUUUUUUACCCUAAGAAAAGGAUAAACUCUGAAAAAACUUCAAUAUAAAAUGUUAAUAAUGUGUUUCUUACUAAUAAAUUUUAUAAUCUGGAGCCUGAGUUCAUGGCUCUCCUCAAACCCCCAUCAACUGGCUCGCCAGUAUCUGGUCUAGUGACCAACUCCCACCUGCCCAAAGAUGGAAAUACCCAAGUGAAAGUGCUUCUGAGAAAUUUCUGAAUUUUGCUUUGCUCACAAGGCAGCAGCUCUGGCCAUGCAUGCAUCCUGUUCGGUCUUGGUCUUCUCUGGACUGCCCCUCUUAUGGGUGGAUGGCAUGCUUGAUGACCCUUGAUGAGUGCACCCCAAUUUUACUUUGCAGCCAGUUGUUACCUGUCCCAUAUGUGAUGUUACAUAUGAUGUCAGUUGUGGAGCCAAUGGUCAUGGUUUGGGAAAAACUGCAUUGUGGGUCCAAUUCACACCCCUGUUAGGCUUGAUCUUGCAUAUGAGUCAGAGGUCCCCAUGCUUGCUGUCACAGGCUUUGCAAAUUUGCGUCUCUUCAGUUCUGUCAAUGUAAUUAAUAACAGCUGGCUCUAUAAUAGUCAUAACAUUGCUGUGUGUGUCAGUUGAUCUAUCCUCAGCGCCAAAUCCAGUACCAAGCAUUGAUACUGCUGCUGGCGCUGUGGUUUAAACCACUGAGCCUCUUGGGCUUGCCGAUCAGAAGGUCAGCAGUUCGAAUCCCUGCAACGGGGUGAGCUCCCAUUGCUCUGUCCCAGCUCCUGCCAACCUAGCAAUUCGAAAGCAUGCCAGUGCAAGUAGAUAAAUAGGUACCGCUGCAGUGGGAAGGUAAACAGCGUUUCCGUGCGCUCUGGCACUCGUCGCAGUCCUUCGUGCACCAGUAGCGGUUUAGUCAUGUUGGCCACAUGACCUGGAAAACACCGUACAAACGCCGGCUCCCUCGGCCUGAAAGCAAGAUGAGCCCAUAGUCACUUUUGACUGGACUUAACUGUCCAGGGGUCCCUUGCCCCUUUACCUUUACUGCUGCCUCUGUACUGAUAAGUUUGACAGUGUCUAUGGUGUUCCAUGCUGUUCUCAGGGUUCCAUUAGUAUCAGGAAAGACCCUGGACAUGAGGCACCAAGCAAAGAGAAUAAGAUUCAUCCUUCCUUGCUGAACUGAAGAAGAGUAUAGAAUAAGAGACUUAAAACUUUCUCGUCUCCUGAAUGCCUCCCUACCCAGCCAGUAACUGCUAUUCUGCCAAGGACCUUCCCUCUUCUGGUUUUAGAGAAUAUGUGGCAGCUGUUUCAGAAUUCUGCUCCAGGUUGCUAAUGACACUCUGCUAGUUACUAUUUUUUAUGUUUCCAAAGGAAAAUACAACUGGGGGCUCAUUCACACGUCCUCUCAUCCUGCUGCUUCACCCCAGGAAAAGCUGCUCUUUAGCGCUCAAUUGGAGCAAAUGGUAAUUUGGGUUUCCCCUGAGAAAGGAGCAGGGCAAGGGUAAAACCACUUGGAACUGUGCCUAGAAAACGCAGGUCAAGCAGAAGACCACUCGGACUCAGGCUUUCUAGGCACGGAACAAACAGAAGUGUGGGCAAGCCCUUGCUUAUCUGUUUCAGAAGAAGUCCUCUGUGUAAUAUCUCUUUGAGGAAAGCACAGUUGUAACCUAAGUAGGCCUUCUUUUUAUUUUAACUUUGCAAUUCAGGCUCCACUACAGUGUAGCUCAUUUUGGCGUCAUGAACAUAUCACAGAAAUAUGUUAUGUUUAAUUGCUUUGGCUAUAAUUAUUUCAUCAUUUUUUCUGUUAUCAGAAAUCAUACUUUGUUUGGCACUAAAUAAAUGUGGUACUUGUAAACAUUCAUAAACAAUAUGUAUGUUGCCUUAAAUUAAUUGGGGGUUUAUCAUUUAUCAUAACCAUUUCACCCUUUGUUCACAUCCUGCCUGUCAUCGCAUCACAUUUCUAUUUUUGCUGUAACCUUGCCCAGACCAAUUGACGGCCAAACCACAAUCUGCGCUCAUAUGUACUCUACUGGUCACAAUGUUUUUAGAAAAAUAAUCUGAUUUUUUUGUUUUCUCUAACUUGAAGAUUUUAGAAGCGUCAUGAGUAAGAAUCUGCAUGUAUCACCAUUUUUACCCCUUUGUAACAAAGACUUCAUUUAUAGUUUUUGAAUGCACAAAUCCCUGAGAUGUAUUAGAAAUUGCAUGAAAAAUGCAGGUUCUGUCUGGGCUGGAAGAUACUUACGACUUGUUUUGAGUGCAAGCUGAAUUCAGACAGAUUUAGGGAAAACACUUCAAUCCACAAUUGUAGUGCUAUAAUGAUUUGCCUCUCUCAUUGCUCAGAAUUAUAUUCAGUUCCUAAACUGGCUUCAUUUCCAUUCCCAUAUUCAGCAUGGCUCCAUUGUCUUAAUCUUUAAAGCCUUCAGUGACCAUUUAUUUCUCUGCCUUCGUAUCCCCAUAUGCCAAUGAGCUUCACUCCUCCACCUUAGCUAAACAGGGGCCUCCUGCUCUUUUCAAUGUCCAUACUUUCUCCCUUCCUGCUUUUAAGUCUAGGGUUUAUGGGAGCAAUUCAACCUUGUGUGGUUGCAAACAUUCCAUCAGUGCAAGCUUAUCUGCUUGUCCCAAUGGAACAAUCUUCCUUUUCCUUUCUCCAUGCACUGUUCUUGGGGUCCACCCAACCCCCCCCCAAAAGCCAAUUUGGAAGGAGGAGGGGAGAGGGAAGCCCUUUUGCAUGGACUUCCACUAGUGCAACCAGUGAGUUGACUCUAGCCCUGUGUGUAUCACCACCUUUUCCUUCAAAUUCCUCCAAGCUUACCAAUACCAUCUUUUUAGGAAAGCCUUAACCCCUCAUCCCUACCCAUUGCUUAAACUUAGCUUUUAGUACUCUUGCCACCACUUCAUGCUGCUUUCUUGUGUUGCCUCACCCGUUCAUUUAACGACAAGACUGCAAAUGCGUCAGCCACAUCUCAGCAUAGGGACUUACCCUUUUGUUACUCCAUGAAGUUCAAUGCACACUAAUAAUAAAGUGCAUAUCUGUUUUGGCCUUCAGUUACAUGUUCAUACGUUUAUUUUCUACCCUUAAAAUAUAUCUUUUUCUGGGUGGGCUUACACAGCUUCAGAAUAAAAUUUAACACCCUCUGAAUUCAGAGACACCUAUCUCUUCAGUGAGUGUGUUUAGAAUUGUGGCCUUUUGUUUGAAAAGAAGAACCUAUAUCUCUUUGGCUUUGAUGGUCACAUAGUAAUGUUGCUUUGCUAUCUUUUUUUUUUUUUUUUUGCCACUGUGCAGGACAAACAUGAGUUGUUGCAUACAUUUUUGGAGUAGUUUAUGUGCCAUAAUUCACUGGGAUCCAAAAAGACUUUAAAGCCCUUAGUGGGGUUCUGAGUGGUGAAAGUGCAAGAUACACAUUUAUUAAACACAUACACAUGUUUUCCUUUCUGUGCAAUAGAAAUUUGGCUUGGUUUAAAUAUCAUAUUAAAAUUCUGUAAUUGAACUUUUGUGGUAUUCACCUGGCAUUGGAACCACAGGGCAUGUAUUUUCAACAUGCAUGUACCUGAAAGUAAGGCAUUUAAUUCUUUUUACUACUAUCUCCUCCCCCCUUUGUACAAGAAUUAAAAGAAUCCAAUUUUUUCCUCUUUUUUUCAAAUAUAAUUUUAUUGAUUUUCAAAUUUUAAUAAUUGUAUAAUACCAUAACAUAACAACCAUUAUAUCAUUUGCUCUGCCAAGCAUCCAAUUUUUUCCUCUGGGAAAGGGCAAGAAGCUUUAGCCAUAUGUGAUGUUUGCCCCCCCCCCCUUGCUGAUUUUCAAAUAAAAUACUGGGUAGGUUUUAUUUUAAUAAAACAUAAUCAGAAUUAAUCCAGCAAGGGACACACACUUUAUUUUGCCUUUAGUGCUUCAAUUUCUAACAAGAUUGACAACAGCAUUUUGUAAAAUGAACUAUAUUAGAAUUGCAGCAGCAAGAAUACACAACUGUACUUCUUUUCCCAAGUGUUAUGAACCUGCAUCUUCCAUUUCCUCUUAUAAAAGCUGCUUUAUACUAUUUAUCUUUAUCUUCUAACACACAGAUUGGCUCAAAUAAUAAUAUUUUUAAUAGCACUUUAUUAUGAACGAUUCCGUUAUGAUUGGCAAAUAAAUCAUAGAAUGAGAGGAUUAUUUAGUUUAAACUGUUAUUCUGAUUUUAGGUAGCAGUGAUGGUUCUGAGUUGAGUGAAGAGACUUCAUGGCCAGCAUUUGAAAGGUAAGAGAAGCCACUAUAUCUCUGUUUUGUUCAAAUGCUUCACAGAUCACAGUUCUUCUUCGUUUCCAUGUAGAAGAAUAUGUGCAAAAUAUGCAUGGAAUGUGUGCUCAUCCCUAAAUAGUUGUUUUUUAGUCAGGGAGCUCUUUUGAGGUUCUAAGCUUUUCUUACGUGAAAUAGAACAGAAUAGCAUGUGAAGCAAUCCUAACUAUAUCACACGACAAUAUAUUUCAGUGGUAUGGUGUCACUGGACUUUUGCUUCAAGAGAAUUCUGUCUAACAUCUGUGCCUGGUCAGGCUAGCUGCCACUCCCAGUUGGAAAACUGUUAACAUCUAUUGUGUUAUGGUUCAGUGCUGGAACCCAUGGGUAAAACAGCAAGGCUGGAGGCAAGGCAAGCUAGUUGAAGGCUACUGGACCACAGACAGCUCCAAGUGAGCAACCUAUCUUUUAUGUCUCUGUCUGCAGACUGCCACCUCCAGGUUCCUCCCCUUUGAGAAAACCUUAAAAGGCCAGCCCUCUGGCAUGAAAGUGGGCAUUCCUCCUUUGUUCCAUAGCCUUCUUUUUAUGCUGCCAGGUAUCUGGUUCCUCUGGCUCAGGGAAGGGUGUCAGUUGAGAUCCUGACUCUGGUCCUAAUGGCUCUGGUGGUCUGGGAGGUUCCUCUAUGAGUUCUUGGCCAAUACCUCAGAUGCAGUGCUCUUCCUAUCUUAUGCAGUCAGCUCUAAACACUCACCCAGACCCAGAUCCCCAUCUGGUGCCCCUGCAGCCUCCAGUUCUGUGUCUUAAGUCAUUGCUGGAUCAUGCCAAAAACAACAUCCAGAACUGAGGAGAGACAGCUCCCAAUUCCUUCAUAGCCUGAAGCCUAGAGUCGUCCCCUAGAGCGCUAGCAGCCCUGCAGUGCUUCCUGGAAUGGCAAAUGGGCUUUCAAGGCCAAUAUCACAUGUUGAGUGUUGUCUGCCCCUUGGAUGUACAUUGUCCUCUUCUACAAGAACCUUCUAUAACUCUUCACAUUUUAUUGCAUAGCUUCAACUUGACUUAGACUUGGGAGUUCAGAGAGGGUGAUGCAAGCAUGGUCAGGAAGCUAUUAAGUUGGAAAAUACAAGGUCCAACAAGGUUGAACUGGAGGCUUUCAUUCUAUGUGCCACUGUGACAGCUCCUAAGGGAACUGCUCCUACCAGUCUUAGCGGUACUGCGGUACUGCUAUUGUGGAUGUCCGGAAGGUGGUAGUGCUAUUCACAAGGAGCCAGUCAAUAACCUCUGGCCCCAAAAAACUGUGGCCUGUGCAGUUUGUUGCUUAGGGGCAGACUGAGCUGUUCAUAGACUGCUUUUCUCCUCUGAACCACAUGACUGCAUUCAGGCCACCAACCUUGAUAGUUAAUAUUUCUGCAUGGUGACUUACAGGCAACAGUUGAUUUAUGAGAUCCCAGCUAAAUAUCAGGAAGAACACUCUGUCAGUAAGAGCUAUUUGACAGUGGAACAGACUCCCACAAGAGGUGGUGAUGUCUCCUUCCUUGGAGGUUUUUAAGCAGAGGUUGGAUGACCAUCUGUUAUGUAUGGUCUAGUUGAGAUUUGGACUAGAUGACCCAAUUCUAUGAUCCUAUAAGAUCACAAUGCUUUGUGCCCUUCACAUUUCUCAUAUUGGAAUAAACUCCCUAUUGCAUGAGAAACAUUUUUGCCCAAGUAAUACCCUAUGUAUCUAUCUGUUGCCUGGCCAUUCUUGCAGCUAAGGGACUUUCUGACCAGUUCUGAAAGUUGCACUGAAGAACUGGCCUGUAUUAAGUCCUUUAUUAUCAAAAGCAGCUUCCAAGUUGGAAGUGCUUCAAAGAUAUCUGCAAGUCUUGUCAAUGUGAUUUAUCCAAAAUGUUAUGUUCUAUUUGCACAAUUCUACCUUGCCUAUGAAAAUGAUACAGUAUUUAUAAGUAUAUCAUGGUGUUGCAGUCCCACCAAGUGACAUCUUAGACAGGAGCAAUUGAUAGCUCACCCUGUCGCGGGUGGCGCUGUGGUCUAAACCACAGAGCCUAGGGCUUGCUGUUGGCAGUUCGAAUCCCUGCGAUGGGGUGAGCUCCCGUUGUUUGGUCCCAGCUCCUGCCAACCUAGCAGUUCGAAAGCGUGUCAAAGUGCAAGUAGAUAAAUAGGUAUCACUCCGGCAGGAAGGUAAACAGCGUUUCUGUGUGCUGCUCUGGUUUCGCCAUAAGCGGCUUAGUCAUGCUGGCCACAUGACCUGGAAGCUGUUUGCGGACAAACGCCGGCUCCCUCGGCCAGUAAAGCGAGAUGAGCGCCGCAACACCGGAGUUGUCCACGACUGGACCUAACGGUCAGGGGUCCCUUUACCUUUACCAAGGUGAAAAGAGGUCAUUUCCUCUUUUUUGACACUAACCUGUGAUUGAUGUUUAGUGUAACACACUUAGGCCAGGAUGGCUUUUCCCCUGAAGCCACUAAGAGCCUGGCAAAACAAAAAGAGGUUUGAGGAAUGGACUUCUUAUAUCAUUGGUUAUCAACAUCUGAGAGCUAGGAGCCAUUGAAAACAUCUGCUUUAUGAGACCUAUGAGACCCAUGGGAAAGUGCACAUGAAACUAGUGAAACACAUGAAACACUUGGAAAUUUUUUUGUUGAAAAGCAGUACAAAAUAUUUGAAAUAUUUAAAAAAUAUUUAGAAUUGAAUAAUUAAAAAUAUUUAAAACACAGCACAUAACAGUUAUUAUUUGUGAAAUUGUAGUGUGACUAAGGCACAUUGCUUUGUUUUAGUGACAUUCCCUUGCACUCAACAUAAUUUUAAAAUGUGCAAAAGUGUGAGGUUUGCCUUGUGCUCUGCCACACCCAGGUAUAUAUAAAGCAGGUACCUUGCCAGAGGCACAAGCCCAAGGGCAGAGCCUGUAAAAUACUACAGAUCUUUGUUGUUGUUUAGUCAUUUAGUCGUGUCCGACUCUUCGUGACCCCAUGGACCAGAGAACGCCAGGCACUCCUGUCUUCCACUGCCUCCUGCAGUUUGGUCAAACUCAUGCUGGUAGCUUCAAGAACACUGUCCAACCAUCUCAUCUUCUGUCGUCCCCUUCUCCUUGUGCCCUCCAUCUUUCCCAACAUCAGGGUCUUUUCCAGGGAGUCUUCUCUUCUCAUGAGGUGGCCAAAGUAUUGGAGUAUUGGUAUUGGUAUACAGAUCUAGCAAGAACUAAAGAAUCACACAAUAGUAGCUCUUUGCUUAAAGAGUGAGACUAUGUGUGGUUCUUUGCUUUGUGGAGGACAUUGGAAGUACAGUGUAUCUGUGUCAAAACUAUUAUUGUCGUCGUCCCCCCAUCCCCAUCCCCCCAGCUUUAAUUAAAAUAAAUAAAUAAUGUUUUGAAUGCUUUGAGAGUAACCAGCAGGCAGGCCAUAUCAUGGUGUGGUUGUGAAAGCAUAUGUGCAUUUUUAUUUAAUUUUACUCAAUUUUAUUUUGCUAAUUAGUAAUUUUUAUGUUUCUUCCUUUUCCACUACAAUGGACAUCUGGGACAAAUAACCCAGAUGUUUUGAUAAAGAAACUAUUACAGAAAAAUCCCAUUAUAAGCAAAGUAGAUCAGACCAUCAUUCUGAGUUAAAAGCGUGUCCUUUUGAAUAUGCUUGCUGCAUAUUUGGAUCAUAUUAUGCUGCUGUGGGAAUGUCUAAAUGAAGAGGUGUUGCAGUUGUGCUAGCUAAGGUAUUAAAUAUUACUCAGAAUAGACCCAUUUAUUUUCAGUGUUCCAAGAUUGGAAGAGUCCUUGAAGGUAGAUUUAUUUUUGUCAGGGGGGUAAACAAUUCACUCUGGCUUCUGAAAUGUGUGAAACAGUAUAUAUAUAUAUAUAUAUAUAUAUAGCCAAAACAGUAAAUAAAUUGUUUCAGUGUUAGGAACUUUACUCACCAGUUUUCCAAAUGUAAUCACUUCAUUUUAACUUCUGAGGAUUUAGCAUCCUCUCUGCAGCCUCUCUCUGUGGGUUACAAAAUUUCUCUCAGAAUACUCUCAUCUCUUCUUAUUAAAUAAAAUUUCUCCUAAAUUUGUAUAUUCAGUUCUGCUCAUAUUUCUUUGCAAAGUGCUAUUACAAAAACUGCUGGCGUAAUUUGGAAUAUUUAUUUAUUUUAUUUCAUAAAAUGUAUACACCACUUGAUUGUAAAAAAGCAAACAAACCUCAAAGUGGUUUACAAAAAUAGAGCUUUCAGUGUCAUCAGCCCAAUCCAGUGGAAUACUCCACUGGUAGAGAUUGAGCAGGUGCCUUCUGUUUCAACCUUUAAAUGACUGCUGAAAACCUUUCUAUUCUAGCAUCCUUACAUAGGCAAUUAAGAAUACAUCUUUCCAUAAUUGUUAGUAGAUGGUCUCCAAUUUUAUUUUAUUUUAUUUUUAUGUGUUUUUACUAUACAUAGUUUUUAUUGCAAACUGCUUUGAUGUUUUUAUGAUCUAGUGAUCUAUAAAUAUUAUUAAUAAAAUAGGCUGCCUUAUGCUACCAUCUCUAGACUCUUGUAUUAAUUUACAAGACCCUUAGCAACUUGAGUCCACUUGACUCCUAAUACACUUGCCCAGUCAUUGCAGUAUUUGGGGGAGUCCCUAUUAGUAGUUCCCCAAUGGCUCAGAUAGAUGCAUAGCUCAUAUCAAUCAGGAACCAGGCAUUCAGAACUGUCGGUCCAAUUCUGUGGAACUCUCUCCUACCCAGAUUACUCAGGCCCCCUCCCUGUUGAACCCUUCACACUUCGUGAAGACUUUUUAUUUAUUCAUUUAAGCAAGCAUUUUAAGUGAGUUUUUCUGAUUUUUAAAUGAUUUUGUGCCGUAUCCCAAUUGUACACCACUUGGGAACUUGGAUAUUAAGCCAUUUAUACAUUACAGAAAUGGAUGUGGUUGAACCUGCCCCUCUUGGCUGGUGUUAAAUCAUCAACCAUUUCAGUUGUUGAUAAAUACUGUUUCUUAACCAAAGGUUGUAAAAUAAUUAGUGAAUAUUUAAGAUAGUAAGUAUUGAAGUUGUAUCCAAAUGAAAUUUAUGGAUCUGGUUGUAUUUUUAUCAUUUUACUCAGCUGUAUUGCUCUUGGGAAUUGUGCUUUUCUUUUUAAGCUCUGAAGUUGUUUAAAAGUAAAAGUGCCAUUACUUGAAAUGAUGUAAGCUCAGCCUUGCGUUUGAUAUUCAUUUAAAAUACUGCAUCUUGUGAUACAAGCAAUGUGCUCUUUUAUGUAAAUUAUACUUAUUAUGUAAAUAAGUAUAAACAUUUAGGAAAUAAACUAAUAAUUACACAUAAAAAUAACACUAAUUUAUCCGGAGGGCUUAUCCACACUUGCCUUUUGCCUGCUCUUUGCAGGCACAAGUCCAUGCUUAAAAGCUCUGUGUCUGAGUGUGUGUGUGUGUGUGUGUGUGUGUGUGUGUGUGUGUUUGCAUACUUUCCUUGCAAGAACUAGGCAAAACUUGAGGUAUUAUUCUCCGGGUAUUUUUCUGCAAAAUUGUAGUAAUGGCUUGUCAUAAUACGUUUUAAGUGUUUAGCAAUGUAGAGUUCUGUUCUGCCUUUUUAAAAAGAUAAGUUUUAAAGCAGCUUUUCUGAUUCUCAAACCGUUCAUGGGGAUGCCAGGAAAAAUGCCAAAAUACAGUGGGUGCUCAUAUUAAGAGCACAUGUCCAAAUAAGAAAGUUAUUUUUUCUCUAUGCUGUUGGUCACAGAGCGAGAUGUAGUAGCAAUGUGGCAGAAAGGGAGCCUGUUUGCAGUGUUCUGACAAAUGAUAAUGACUGUGAAUUUAAAAAUGUGUAAUACAUACAAUUUAUAAUGGAAUUCAACAGGAACAGAUUAUACCAUUCUCUUGGUCCGGUGACAAGAAUGGCACGAAAUGGCUAUCGAGGCCACAUGAAGGGCAGCAGGUACCAGCCCCUUGUGUUCAGGGGUCAGACUUUUUCCUCUGGUGUUGGUGACUUGGUUGAUAUUGAAGUGGGUGCAAUCUGACACUCCUGAUCUUUCUGGCUUCCUUGGGCAAAUCAUGUCAAUGAACUUUCCCUUUAAAAAUAGGUCUUCCCUCUUUUGUGUCUUAAUCAUAUCCUUAUAGACUGUGGCUGGCUUGUUCUGAUCUGCAAAUUUCAUUUCUUAAAGUAUUGCACUAUUACCUGGAAAAGCCUUGAUGUGUUUUUAAAGUAUUAUGUUGAAAGUAAUUGGGGUGGCAAGAAUGAUGUUGGUACCUGAGCGCCUUAAUAUUCAAAAUACUUUCUUAAAAUUUUUGCAUUGGUGCCCUCCCCCGUCUGGGUCAUAUAUUUUAAUAAAUUGCAUGAACAUCAGUUAUUGGCUUCAACCCAUUCUGAAUGGCAUUUUAUGCAAAACUGCUUGGAAGCUUCCAUACACGUCCAGCUGUUUUACAUUCCUAAUUAAACUUCAUUCUCUAUAACGCUGUGGCCAUCCAAGAAACCUAGCUCAAACAACCAUAAAAAUCAAGCAUCGUCUGGAGUUAAGAUACGCAUUGGAUGCCUUGCCAAAACUGGUGGACUCUUGACAGGUUCAGGUUGUUAGAUCUGUCAAGUUUACACUUGACAAACAGAUGAAGAGUGAAUGGAAGAAUUUUUCCAAGAUGCUUCAGAAAUUCUCAGACUGUCUCUAGAGAGCUGAAGGCUGUGCCCACAUAAGCUGCUUGGCAUGCACUGAGACACACACAGUUGCAUCAGUCACAUUUGUCCUCUUGAAAGCUGGUCAGCUGUUCACUACAAGCCAUGUAGAAACAGAUUAAAUUAACUGCUCUGGGUCAAGCUUUCUGCUUCCAUGCUUCUUCUGUCACUGUUUUCAAACACAUUGAUGUGGUAUUGUGCAUGUAUUUAGCUCUUGCUUUUUUCAGUUUCUGCAACUCAGAAUCUUAACAAAUCGCCUUUCUACCAGGUCUGAAUAAUUAAAAAUCACACGUUUGAGAUGAGUGGGGUUUGGGUGUUUUUAAUGAAAUUGAAUCUGAACAUUUUGCUGUUUAGGAUUUAUUGUAGUUGUAUUAUUUCUAUCCGUAAUGUUGAAAGUUAUUUUUAUUUAAGAUUAAUUUGCUGAACUGGAGGGCAUGUUACUUGUGCUUCUGGAAGAAACAUCCAUUGAAGCAGCCAAAAGUCAUAGCCAAUGACUUUUUCCACAGUGAAAUCCAAUAAAUGACAUGGCAACAUUAACGCAGGUGUUAAUUUCAAGUUAAAUCAUGCUUGGAGAACUGCUAUUGGGAUAUUUUGUGUAUUCCCGUCUUUUACUCAUUCUUCUUUAUAGUUCUGCAGAGUCUGAGGAUUUAGCUGUUCAUUUGUACCCAGGAGCUGUUACUAUUCAAGGCGUUCUCAGAAGGAAGACUGUAUUGAAAGAAGGCAAAAAACCGACAGUAAGACAUUGAAUGAAUUGUUUAAAAUGUUUCUCAGGUCCUUUUAGCAGUCAGUUGGUUGAAAGACAGGAUAGAAAUAAAUCAAAUAAAAUUGUGGCAUCGCAACUCACAGCCAAGUCAAAUGAUUCCUGGAACCCUCCUGUAGAUUCUGCCUUUCCCUUGCCACUGCUGCAUUCUUGAAGUAGCGCUGGGGUAGACAACCCAUAACGAGCAGUUAUGAACGCAUUUGCACACAUCCUUUGUCUAGGCAAGGAGUUACUGAGCACAGAACAUGGUCUCUUUCUUUACCCCAUUUUCUUGCUUUGGGCUGCAUUCAUUUAGAGGUAAUCUGUCAGGGGUCACAUGUAGACAUGGCCAAAGUCAAAACUGGGUGAGGUUAUGUUAUCUCUUCUUUCUUUUUUCCUCUCUUAUUCUCUUGCUCUUUCUCCCUGCCUUAACAGGGAGGAUCCCUCUUGCAAGACUCCUGAGCUGUUCACUUGCAGAGGGGAGAGCUUUUGAUAUUAGGCUGAGGGAUGCCCACCCCUGUUGUAGUAGUAGUUACCACCAUCCUAGGGACCCCCCAUUCCAUCAGGUCCGGUUGUUGCAGGUCUUAGGAGAAGCCGCUACUAUUGAGAAAAACAUCUCCACAUUUAUUGAAUCAGCUCUCAUUACUGAAAACCAAAGCGGGCAAUAAUAAAUAUAGCUGUUUUGGUCAUUUUAAAUAGGGAUGCAAAGGCAAAAUUCUUAGAAUUUCAAACAUGUUACCAUGGAGGCUACUGUGACAACCUUCGAAAUCACCAAAACAUUUAUAUUUAUACUUGCUCUAAAUUUAGAUAAUGAAUAGGUUUCUUUUUUGCUUAAUGAUUCUUGCAUACCUUUACCUUUUUUCCCCCCUUCCUUUUUUUACUAACAUGGUGGUGCUAGCUUGUUUAAUUUGGGCGGUCAGUAUUUGGUUGCAUCUGUGCUUCUCAAAUUAAGUAACAUUUUUUUUAAGGACAUGCAUAAGUACAUUUUGCCUCCAGGCCAGUUUUACUUGAUUAGAACAUUGUAUGGAUUGUAACGAGACAGUAAGGACAAAAAGGAAGCAUGAGGGGGACUUGCUGAAAAAGAGCUUGGUGGGUUGUGUUUCCCUCCAUAAAUCGUGGUGCUUCUGCCGGGCAUUAGUGUGGAAACCCAGCUUUUAGAAAGGAAGUUCUCUUCUUUGUGUGUUUGCCCCACAUCACAUUGCUCUCCCUAUUUUCUCAUAGUUUUCUCGUUCCUAGACUGAGAAGAAAUGUGGAUUACCACAAAAUGUGGAUUACUUACCAAGGGGUCUGUCUUGCUAUGCUGAUUUGCCUUUGAGGAGGCUCACUGCAGCAAAGUUCGGAAGUGAUUGAUUUAUACGAAGCAUUUGUUUUUGAAAAAGUUGCCGGACCCAUUUCUUUAGUGAUCUAGGCUGAAAAGUAGAACGUCAUUUCAGUCUAUAAGAUAUUGUUGUAUUUUGUUUUAUUUCUUGGAAGGUCUUUGUUUUGAAAGUAUUGCCCUGCUCAAGACCCCUUUGAAAUGGGCUGGGGCGAAAAAAUCUGAAGAAAUAAAAUGAAAAUGAAACUGCCUUAGUCUCUUAAAGGUAUUAAUCUAAUGACACUUUGCUUUUGCAGGUAGCGUCUUGGACAAAAUACUGGGCAGCGCUGUCAGGAACUCAGCUUUUCUACUAUGCCGCAAAGUCCUUGAAGGCGACAGAAAGAAAACAUGUAUGCAAUGCAUUGUACUACAUCUCCCAGUGAUAUUUAUGAUCUUCAUCCAGAGGGAUAGAUAGAAUCAAACAGAUAUUAUAGAUAUUUUAAUAUGCAACAUGCAUUCUCUUAAUUACCUUUUCAUGCUCUUUAUUCACCGCUAGAGAUGAUAGUUUAGCUACCUUGCUUUUUCCAGGACAGUAUUUUGCCUUUUUUCCCCCGACAGCAGGAUUAACAUUUUUUCUUCUCUCCUUUCAUUGGGAACACUGCAACUACAAACGUUUUCACUGCUGCUUUCUGGUUAACCAUUGCUGCUGUCUGGAUACUUGCUGCUCUGCCUACUUUUCUCCCUUAGUUCCCUCUCUUAGCCUCUCCAUCUUGAUUUUCUGCUGCCAACUCAGCUGAACAGCAGUCUUGAAAAAUAAUUCCAAACUCUGUAAAUCUUCCUACUUGAAAUGCUCUGGAAGCAGCCUUCUGAGUUCAGCUGGAUCUGUCUUAGUAUACAAAGCUUGCAUACCAUGCACAAUGUAUACUGUAGCUAUUAAACAAUGUAAAGCAGCCAUUGUGAUAAUCUCCAGUCUGAUGAUUCUGCAAUGGUACAUUUCCUUGGCAUUUAAAUUUUUCAGGUCUCUAAAGCAUGGGUACUAAAGUCACACUCAUCCCAAAAUGUGUACACAAACUGAUUUCCUCAAAUUGAGUCCUGUUCGUCUCUGAUUUCAAAUGGCCAAUAACUUUUAUUUGAAGCAGAGCAUUGUAAGAAAGAUGUCUUCAAUUGAUUUCAGACAAAUUGAAAAGCCAAUUCCUAUUGCCAAUUCUGGUAGUAGCUGUAUACAUCCUUUAUGUCAUCUGUUUUUCACUCAUGCAAAAUCAGAAUUCUACAUUAUGUUUGGACUGGAGAGGCAAACUUUUUAAAUGUAACAUGUAACAUCUCUGUUCAGCUUUUAACAUCUAUUUUGCAUUAAUGGUGUAAAAAGCCAGUGCUGUUUGUUCUGUGUUGCAGCAUUUAAUGCAUAUCUUGUGGUUUGUUUGUUUUUUCCUCUUUCCAUUAACGUGGUUUUGUUCGUUGCUUCCUGCUUUCCUUCAGUUCAAAUCUACACCAAGUAAGACUGUAUCUGUUGUGGGAUGGAUGGUCAUGAUGGCUGAUGACCCAGAACAUCCAGAUCUCUUCCUGCUCACAGAUUCUGAGAAAGGUCAGUGACUGAAUAUCCUUGGUAGAUUCCCGUAUGAUUGUGGACACUGGGUGAUCUUGGGACAAUGGGAUUAUUGCCUUUUUGCCACUAAUUAUGGAAGCAAAUGAACCUCAGGAGAAUAAAAUGCAUACAAACACUGGUCAGCAAAAGAAAAUGUGUACUAUAGAAAUAUUUUAUUGUCUUUUUGGACACUUUGAAAUGUUUUGAGGGAAUUUUUCCAUAUUUUAAAAUGUAAUAUCUAACGUUACAGUCCAAGAUUGGAUUUUAGGGUGGCUUGCAGAUAGUUAAACCAUUCAGGAAAAAUACUAUAGAAGCAGAAACAACCACAUUAAAUAAAUUAGCUCAGAACUGUUCCCAAAUAUUUGUGUGACUUUUCCAGUCUGCUUUCCAGGGCCUGUUGGCAUUGCUAUUUUUGAAGUUAAACUUUAUAUGAAGUAUUUCUUCCAGGAUAGCAUUGUAGCUGAAAAGAAUUGUAAAUUCUAAUUACUAAAUUGAUUCAUGGCUCUCUUAUCUCCUCAAGGAAUGUCUCAAGGAAUUACCUUAUUUGAAGAAGAAAAAAUCUGUUCCCCUUGCUUUUGAGAAGUAGUAGGGGAAAUUCUGACUGCAAGUGAUCUGAAAGCUAGAGUUCAUGAGCCUUCCAUACUAGUGGUUUCAAUGCUGAAUCCUGCAACCUUUAACUUGCCUUAUAUACCAAUGUGAUUUACUCAUUAAAGCCUUGGACAGAACUGGGGUUGUGAGUUUGAGUUCUACACCGUGUAGGACAAGUCAGGGCAGAUGUAACAGUUACUGCUUUGCCCAUCAAGCUCUCAACCCCAUAUUGUCAGAAUCCAGAAUGUGAAAAGGUAGACUGGAUGGGAAUUACCUAAUCAGCUCAAGAGCUCCUGAUUUGUAUGCCAGGAAUUUGAGCCUCAGGAGGAUCUUGACAGCUCAGUGGAUAGCUUCUCCCUCCUCUUUUGAGUAGAGAUCUCACAUUUUCAAGGGUUCUAUUGCAUGAAGUGAAAUAUUAGACAUGUGAUUACAGCACACCUUACUUGGCAGCUAGAUAUUUUCAUUUUUGUGUUCAUAUCAAUUUACCAUACUUUUUGCUCUAUAAGGCUCACUUUUUCCCUCCUAAAAAGUAAGGGGAAAUGUGUGUGCCUCUUAUGGAGCGAAUGCAGGCUGCGCAGCUAUCCCAGAAGCCAGAACAGCAAGAGGGAUUGCUGCUUUCACUGCGCAGCGAUCCCUCUUGCUGUUCUGGCUUCUGAGAUUCAGAAUAUUUUUUUUCUUGUUUUCCUCCUCCAAAAACUAGGUGCGUCUUGUGGUCUGGUGCGUCUUAUAGAGCGAAAAAUACGGUAAAUAAAAAUGUCUGUCUGGCCUUUCAAGCACCAUACACCUCUCAGGGCCAUGUUGGGUGGGAUUCUUUUAAAAUAUGUGGUAUCUUUCAGAUUACGACUAUACAUUAACAUGCAUUUUUCUAUUUCCCAUUUCUUGCAUUCUUUUGUUCAUUUUUAAGAGCUUAACUUGAAGUCUGUUAUUCGUGAUAGAAAGUUCUCCCUCUUUUUGUAAUUUAGGGAACUCAUACAAGUUUCAAGCUGGUAACAGAAUGAAUGCAAUGCUGUGGUUUAAGCAUCUGAGUGCUGCCUGCCAAAGCAACAGACAAAAGGUGAGGGAAUUAUGGCCUGCUUUGGCAACUAGCAAUGAGUGCUCAAUAUUAAACAAUUCUGUACAAAAGUCAGUCUUCAGUCUUGCUCUGAAUAACCAUUGUUCAGUUCUCAUAGAGGUCUCUUCUAAUAGCUCCUGGCGUUGCUGAAGAUAGGUAGCUUCAUAUAUCUCUAAUUAGCAGCUUAAAACAAUGAGUGCAUGUUAAGUGCAUGUAAAAAUGAGUUCCUGGUCUGCAUUUAUUUCCCCUGGGACACAUUUAAAUAUACAAGCAAUCAAAAAUGCAGCAUUAGGGCAAUGUGUCACAUUUCCUCAUACAGUCCAAGAAAUAAAUGGCUCCCAUUGAUUGCAUUAGAGGAGUUUUUUGAAAAAUAAAAUAAAAAAUAAAGUCUGCUUUGAGGGCCUUGAGCAAGAUUAUGAAAACAAAGUUAAAGAUUUUCAUGAAUCACCAUUUUCCAAGGAAAAUUAAGAAGUAAUUCAUAGGAAUGGAUAGGUAUAUAAAUAUAUAUCAUUCAUAAUUGUCAGAUUACUAUAUUCAACUUUUUUCAGAUUUUAUGCCAUGUGAAACUCUGCCUUACUACCCACUCAUAAUGCCCUCCACGAUUUAUCUCUAAAAGUUCACUAUUGUAUAACUAUUGUGCCUUUGAAUCCUGAUUCCGUUCUGUAGCAUGCAAUUCUAGAAAUCAUGCUUUGCUUUAUAUAUGUUUAUGUUGUUUUUAUUCCCUCAAAAUGUGCUCCACUUACAUGGUUCUUUAAUUUUAGUUUUCUUACAUUUAUAUUGUGCUUUUCUGCCACCAUGUAACCAAAGCAGCAAACUUUUGACUCCAAGGCAGUCCCCCAUCCAAGCCCUAACCAUUCCCAGACCUGUUCAGUUUCAGCAAGGUACUGGCCUCAUGUGCUUUCAUACUUUACCCUGGGACCCCCAACCCACUUGUUUCAGAUUUUGAGGCUGCAGGGAGGAGGAAAUGAGGAAGGGGUCCCAUUGCAUUUGCACAAGUCUAUUCCACUUGCAGACAAACAUAUCUCUAGACUUAGUACAGCUGAAAAAUGUAGUAGUAUAGUUCUUUUCCAUGAGCACAAUAUCAAUAUUUUUUGCUAGCAAACGUCACUCCUUACUACAUACAUAUCCAGCACUCAAAGGAAUGAGUUGUAAACCAAGGCCAAGACAUCCAGAGCGGAUAACCUUUACCCUUCUGCCACUUUUGUGAAAUUUGAAAGUUACUAUGCCAUGCUAAAUGCAUAUCUUUUCCCAGUGUCUGUAUAAAAUACCUAAGAAGUGGCUCUGCUCAAUUUAGAAACAAUCUUUCAAAAAAUAAUCAGACCUACACAAAUAUUAGGCAUUAGAUUACAUUGUGAGUGGGGAACUAGAUCCAGUCAGAUUCCUAAACCCCCAUCCCCCUCAGGCCAGCUUUGACUGGUAGGUGGGGCCACCCACAUGAGUCAUCUGCUAUCAUAGUGAUGCUAAACGAUUGACAUCUGUCAAAGUUUAAAGGAGGUUGCUAUAACUGCCAAUCAACUGAUUUACUGCAAUCUCCUUGAAGUCGUGCAUUCGGUACCAGUCAGCUGAUUGGCUCUGGGUGCGCCCCUUCAGAGAGGCUUGUUAUAACUUCAGACCAGCCUUCAAACUCUACAGAGGGAAAAAUUAUUCGAAUUCAAAGAAAUUAGGAAGGUUGCAACUGGUUGUGCCUCAACUUUGGAUCUCACUAGGAAGAGCAAUCUAAAACAGUGGUACCUCGCAAGACGAAUGCCUCGCAAGACAAAAAACUUGCUAGAUGAAAGGGUUUUUUGUUUUUUGAGCUGCUUCGCAAGACGAUUUUCCCUAUGGGCUUGCUUCGCAAGACGGAAACGUCUUGCAAGUUUGUUUCCUUUUUCUUAACACUGUUAAUACAGUUGCGACUUGACUUCGAGGAGCAACUCAUAGAACGCGGUGUGGUAGCCUUUUUUGAGGUUUUUAAAGACUUUGGUAUUUUUGAAGCUUUUCCAAAACUUUCCCGACACCGUGCUUCGCAAGACGAAAAAAAUCGCAAGACGACAAAACUCACGGAACGAAUUAAUUUCGUCUUGCGAGGCACCACUGUAAUGGAUUCUUACAGUCACUUCUUUUUUGACCUUAUGGAAAUGUGUAGCUCUCCAGUGGUAAAGAAAAUAACUUUUUGAUUGCCCAGAGAACAUCUGUUAUUUCUUCCUUUGUCCAGGACUGUCUAUCAUUGAAUUUAUGCUCUCAUAGUAAAUUAUAGUUCGGAAUAUGAUGAGGAGCAUCCUUUCAUUUUUCGUGGUGCGAUGAAUGGCUGAGUGACAGUCUCAGCAAGGCUAAUAAAUUGGCUUCUGAAUAAGAUCACCAUUUAACUGCAAAACAACAACACCCAGUCCAAUAACAUUUAUUGUUACUAUCUUAUCAAGAGACACAGGUGCUCUUCAGAAAUAGUCAUGGAUUGACUCCAGACUGAGCAGGGGGAAAGACUAGCCCCUUAUAUUCUGCCUAAUUCAGGCCACAAAUCCUACUAGCAAGCAAGAAAACAAAAUAGACAUUUGUUUAUAUUUUUCCUCACAUGCAAGCCAACUUGUACAGUAGUGGGCAGUCUCCAGCUCACAGGCCUUUGGAGAUGAUACCCAAAAUAUAAGAUACUUUAAGGUUUAUUUUUUAAAAUAUAUAUAUUGGGGAAAAUAUAGAUUGAAAGGCAUCUAUUAGUGAAAAUAAUUUGCAAAAAUUAUAUUAGCAAAAAAUAGGAGAAAUGCACACUAAAAAUGCUGGUGAAUUUUCAUGAGAGCUUUUAAAACUAAACACCACAAACUGAUGUGAAAAUGUGACAAACUGAAUUAAGAUUUUAAAAGAUGAGAAACUGAGCAAAACCAAGAUUGACAGAUUUCUCCAUUCCUCGCAGGAAGCCAUUUUUUUCCUUUUUGCACCAGAGCUGAGCUAUAACCUAGAAAUCUUACAAAACCAUUGCAUAUGUUUUUAGGUUCCUGCCAACUUGAUGACUUUUGAGUGACAAACUUCUUCAGAACAUGAACGAAGAUGACACAUUUGAAUGCUGUCUGCCUAUCUCCUAGUUUGAGGAUGGAGGUUCUGGCGGAAACAUGCCCCAGUUAUACUUCUGUGCCAGAACAAAGAUGGUAAACAGAGUUUCAAAUCACUGAAGUACUGAACAAAAAACAUACUAAGAAUUCAGGGGAUGGAAGUGCAAGAGGAACUGCCAUGGACCAUGUUGCUGCUUAAUAUUUUCUGAACCGACCUGUGGAAACCACUGCCUUAAAGAAUGACAGGAAACCCAACAUGAAACACCAAAUACUCUGUGUGUGUGUGUGUGUGUGUGUGUGUGUAAGAAAGAAAGAAACCUCUGGCGUGCUUAGGUUAAAUCAGAUGUAGCUCAUUCGCAUUUGUGUUAACUUUGUUAGCUUUGAAUUUAAAAGUCCACCUUUGUUUCUUUGUAAAAGGAGACCUCGUACUGCUUAAGGGUUGUGUUAAUGGGCAGGUUUGCAAGGACAUAGCUUGUGUGUUCUUGAAGAAUGUGCAGUUACUAUACUUGUAUCCCUCCAUAUCAGUUCUUUGGGGGCUCAGAUAAUUGGCAUCACUGUUUUAUUUGUUUAUGCUUAGAAUGUGAUAAAUGUAAUAUAUGCAAGUUUAUUCUCUUUUCUCAAAGCACUGUCUUUGUGGAACCUAGUACUGUAUAUGGGGAUUUUCUUUCCGACAAGUGGCACAACAGCUGAACAUUAAAACACCACACCCUCCUUUUUCAGAGUUCUUGGUUGUAAAUUUCCUGGUAGAAAUAGUCUGCAGGAUUUGGUAAAGCAAGCUCUGGGAAAUAUCAUCAGGUCAGAACUGAGCCUUUAUUCCUCAGUGUAUUUUCAAAUGGGUGACACUCUUUUAUUUCCCCAACAAUGCUUUGUAAAGCUUUUCAACAGGCCUGUUUACCGUUUAAAGCCCCAUCUUUUGUUGCAUUGAUAACAUUUUACAAGUGACAGUCUUACUUCACAUCUCUUCUUGCAGAUUGAGACGCACAAUGCCUGUAUUUGUAGUUUGGAAUUCUGAGUUACACUGAACUCUUCUCUAUCAGAUAUAGAAAUCAGAUCUCCGUAGCAAAAGCUCACAAAAUGCAACUCUCAGCAUAACCAAGACAAGUAAGAACUUGACAUGAGAGAAGGCCUUGAUAGAAUAAAAAUUUAAAGAGUGGAUUAUUUCCUACAUGAAAAUUAAAUGUGCAACUACACUUUUUGACCACAUUUGUGGAAAAUUAUUGCAUUUCAAAGAUGCGUCUCUCUUUUCUCUUCUUUUUUGCAUGUGGUUCUUUUCUGAAAUGCUUUGAGGCUUCUUCAGAACCUUCCGAUGAUGGUAAUCAAAUGAAAACAAGGCAAGUAGGAAUAUACCACAGCACUGCAGUCUAGUUAAUAAGAGAAAAGAUUGUAUUCAUUCUGCAAAUUAUCAUGCGUUAGCUCUAUGCUUAAGUUUAUUCACAGAUGAGUAACAAUCUUUUUAUUUUUAUCUGCUUCAGAGUAGAAUUUUGCUGGCUCAUACUUCCAGAGCCCAAAUUUUCCAAAGAGCUUCCCCCUAAUUAGUUAGAAUAGGGCAGAAACUGGCAGCCGUCUGCAAAGGAAAAGAAUAAUAACGACAUGAAAGUUGCUCUGAAGCUGCAGAUAUAAGUUCAUCUUUCUAAGUGAUUGACGUUUGAAUCUGCUCCUUUUUUCUUCCCAUAAUAAUAUUAACAGGUUUUGAAUAUUUGCCCCCUGAAGAAUGAAUAUUCAGUUCUGACCUUGUAGUGGUGUUAUGUCACUUGCUUGUUCUGUGUCACUUAGUUUACAUGUCUCCCACAAUAACCCAUGUUGGGUGUUUCGUUAAAAAAGAGAGAGAGAGACAUCUUCAUAGCCAGCAGUAUUACUGUACAGAAUUUGCACAACUUUCCUUUUUAAAAUUACUACAUGUUUCUUUUCAGAAUAAGCUUUUUAAAAAAAAAAGAAAUGAAAAACAACUUCAACACAACACUAUAAAUGUAUGUACUUAGUAUUAUGGAAGGUAAUCCUGUGGAAUUUUUAUUUUUUUAAGAGAAAGAGUGAAAACAAUUGUGUAGAUACAUUGCAGGCUAACCAUAUUUGUUCUUCAUGUUUUUAUGAGUAGAGAGAUGCAACUGGGAACCCCUUUAUAUGAUGCAGGUUUGCAAAAAACAGAGGGCCAAUUCACAUCACAUUUCCCCCCGUGGUACUUCAUUAGGUUUGUGGCACACUAAACAGGUCUUUGUGAGAUUUUUCAAUAUUCUGUCCAAAUUAUAGCACAGUACAUUAGUUUUGAAUUAGUUUUGAAGUCUUUUAAGGAUAUGGUUAGCUACAAUCUAGAAAACCUUUUGUAGUGCUCAUGAGACCAAUUCAUUACAUCAAAAUCUACGUUAAAUUGAGAUUUAUUGUUUUUGUGACUGCGGCACAUACACAAUGAUCCCACAAAUUGACUCAAAACCAAACCGGGUUGACCGCCUUUUCUUAUAUCCAUACAGCAAGUUUCAAAAGAUAGGAAAGACAGUAUUAAAAGCUGGCAAACAGUCCUGACUACCUUUUGCCAAUGCUUUUAUCCAGCUUCAAAUAUAAUAUAUUUAUCAGAAAGCUUUGAUUGAACAUGAAACUGCUUUCUCUGGUUUAUGAGAAUUAGCAGAGAGAGUUGUGACAAUUUCAUAGGUUUCAACUAACAUGAUUGAUACAUUACAUGGACUUAGAUUGUCUUAAUAUUACGCACAACUACUGAGCCAUUCCAGUUUUAUGAGGUGGUCAAAUUGUCAAAAAUAAGCUUUUUACAUCUUUUUACAUAUAGCCACAUGUUACUACACCCCUCCCCCCGUUUACCAAAAAUUUGAGGUAAAAAAAGGAGGCUUGAUUUAUAAUAUUUCUUUUAUAGUUUCUUUUGUAAAUGAAUAGUCUUUUAAAUAUACUAUCAGUAGAAAGAACUAUUUAAUUACUACAGUAUGAUUCAAAAGGCAUUGUGUUAAAUCCUGUGAUGUAAAAUUUCACACCACAGUGCUAUGAAUUCCAUUAAAUUUAUUUACUUUGAAACAAAUGGCUUUUAAAACAAGGCUCCCAUCCAAAAAAUAUUAAACCAAUCUGUGUCUGAAUGAGGCAUUUUAAUCGCUUGUUAUCACAAGUAACCUUUAAAAAUGUUAUGCUACCUGUGUGAAUUUUAACAGUAGCAGGAAUUCUUUGUCAAAUUUAUUUGACAGUGAUAAAUUGAAAACACUUCAGGUUUUUCCUAUGACCUCAGAUACUGGUUGCUAAAUAUAUAUAUAUAUUUCUAUGUUUUUAUUAUUCCACCUAAAACCAGUCAAGUAGUCUUAGUAUCUUGAAUAAGUGAUGUUUUGAUUUUAACAAAACGAUUCACACUAUAGUUCACACUCUGAGUUAUGUGCCGAUUUCUGUGAGCACUUUGUAAAAAUGAAAUUAAUUGUACUACAGUAAUUUAGUUUACAAUUUGGUAAGAUGUUUAAUAAGAUGUUUUGAAGUUUCCUACAAGGAAUGUUUAAUUCAAAAGAGUAAAAUUCUCCUGUUAAAAUCUAAAAAAACACCCUUAUUAAGGUUGAAAACAUACAACAAAUACAGAAUACCUUCCUCCUACUGUGCCUGUUUUUCACACUGCUGUUAUCAACACCUUGAUUAGAGAAUCUCUAUAGCACUCCUUAACUGAAUUUAUCAAGCUUAAGUUCAAAUAUAUCAGAUUUCUUCACUUUCCAUGCAAUAAACUUUAGGGAUCAGUUGUUCCACAUGGUGUUUCACUUAGUUUUUCACUCAUUCUACCAUCCCGGAUAAUUUUGUUCUUGUCCUGCUCAUUUGCAAUUGGGCAGCAGUGUGUAAGUUGUUUAAUGUCAUCAGACUCCUUUCCUGGCAUAUUUCAGCAAAAACAAAUCUUUGUAAUGAAACCACAGGUGAGGACAACUUCACACGUGACUUUUUCCUUCAUGGAAAUUACAUCAAUGUACAUGGGAAAAUCUGUGGCUUCAGGGGAAAUUGAUGCAAGCACUGUGCCUGCAUCUUGAUUCACACAUUUUUCCCUACAUGGAGAUUGUAAGAAAAAUGACCCUGAAAUUGCUUGCAUAAAUAGUUUGCGGGUCACACCUGAACUGUAAAUGCCUGUUGCGAAUGUUGCUAUUGGAGACACACCACCACCAGUUAUAAAGACUGGUGUAAAGAAUAUUGUGAAGCAAAACUCGUAGUUUACUUGCUAAGUUUGAAACACAUUCCUAUAACCCUGUGUAUUAGUCAGGGAUACACAAAUCAGUUUCAAAUGAAGCUCAGUCAUGAGGUGAUCUUUCCAGUUGCAUCUUUUUUUCUCAUUGUUUUGUACAUAUUUCUCUUUCAUUCCUAAGUGUUAUUAAUCCUGAUCUACUUUUCUCACUUGGUAUGCUGGCCGCUAUGAAAAACACUAAAACUGGUACUAAAUAGCCAGUUUUCAUUUCCCUGAAAAAUCCCCCUUUUUAAUAGUUUGCUGUUUGCAAGUUGCUCCCUUCCUUCCAUUAAAAAUGGCUUGUGUCUAAGGUUAAAAGCUGCGAUUAAAACGAUAAGCAGAUACAAAAUGUCCCUUCAAAGCAGAAUGCCAUUCCCUGCCCAUCAUUGGGCACAACAUAUCUGCAUAAGAUGUUUGCCAGUGCCUUAAUUACCUGUUUGAAGACCAACUGGGCUAGCGAACCAUCACUAUUCCCAUGCAUUACCCCAUUCAUGCAAAUUGUGUUUUGUUUUGUUUUUUGAAGGAGCCCCAUGGAAGCCUCCUUGAAGCUUGAAUAGUCAGUAUAAUAACUCAGUUGUUCUUGCCUUCCUUUUGCUUUGAAGUUCAGUAUUAGUAUAUAGUGGACCCGGUGGUUUUGAUUCAUUCCAUUCUCAAGUUUUUUGAACAAUAGUAUAGAGCUGAUUUGGAUGACAAUUCAGACCUUUGCUAGGUGGUAAGGUUCUAUGGUAAGCCGGGCACUUCAGGGCAGCCAGGCCCAACCCUCAUCAGCACCAUUGGAGUGAGUGAGCCCUUGAGUCAUUUAAAAGAGCAGCUCUGGAUAUCACACAAUAUGGGCUUUUAAGCUAGUUCAACCUAAUUACGAACUGAGCACUCCAUGAUGCUGUGUGUUUGAAAUGUCUCUGUCAUACUAGCAACCUAAGGUUUUAAGGUAGACCAGGUCACAUCUGAUCUCCCGCUACCUAAAUAUAAAUAAUCUCUAGAGCAUUUCAAUAUUUUCAUUGGGUUUUUUCAGUCACCUAACGGCACUCAUAAAGAAAUCGGAACAUGCCCCCCCCCCAAUUUGGUUUAUUGUGUUAUUUGAACUCACUCGUACAGAAAGCAUGUUCCCUUUUUAAAAAGUAUAUCAAUGUAUGGAAGUCAUCAGGAAAAAAUCCUAUGCAAAACUUGGUAAGUAACGUAACACAUUUGUCUUUAAGCUUUGAUGUACUGGGGUUUUGAGAAACAAAAUUAAACUUGAGUAAAACUAACUCAAUAAAUAAAACGGAAGGCUAUGUUCAUGAAACAAUUGUUAUUUCUUCAGAUAUUGAGGAAACUGUUAUAUUCCCCCCACAGCCCAACACCCAUGUGAAUCAUAACCGAAUAUAUUUUUAAGUCUAAACCUCAGAUAUGAUAGUGCAAGCGGUUGACAGCUGCAAGUUGUGAAAAGUAAAUGUUCACAUCUAGAAAUAGAUAUUGCAGUAUCAUAAGAGACUCAUUGUGAAAGGUUGUGUAUAGAUGAAGGAAGCUACUGUCCAUAUUGGGAUAGUUCUUGAAUCUUGGCCUUGUUGAACAACCAAGAAGCUGAAAAUAUUUCUUUUGUGCAAUGGAGAAAUAAGGAGAAAGAUGUUUUCCUUCUGGUUUGUUCAACAAUGUCCAAAUUCAAUAACUACUACUAUUCCUGGAAUCCUGAAUUACAAAUUAAUUUAUUGCUUAUGCUACUCAUAACCUACUGCAAGUUAAUUUAUAGGAGGGGGAGAAAGAAAGAGAUGCAAAGUCCACAUUAUGCAAAACACAAGCCAUUUUUAAUGAAUCUUCUUCCCUGUUGACCUGAAGCACCAUUUUGAUUGAGGUUGAAUGCACUAUGAUCUCAAUGAGUGAUGUGCAGUUUCGCUGUUCCUUGUCCUUUUUCCUCCCGAUUUUUAAUACGUGUGUGUGUGUGCGCGUGCGUGCGUGCGUGCAUUUUGAACUGCGUGUUUGCAUUAGCUAUUUCAACAUGGCUACAAGUAUGGACUUAAAAAUAGAAUUUUCCUACUGAAAUAAAUAACUUAAAAUUUCAA